Messenger RNA from Xyrichtys novacula (pearly razorfish), 90661 nucleotides. Lineage: Eukaryota; Metazoa; Chordata; Actinopteri; Labriformes; Labridae. The record is from the annotation of a GenBank genome assembly.
AUGGCGAUGUGUGUGGGGAUGUGGAUCCUCCUGUUAGCGCUGCACAUCAGAGGUAAAAACCUGCACGAACACACUCAUGAUCGUCUGCUUCAUGUUUUUUCAUCACCCCCCCAUACCCACUGAGAGUGCGUGUACGCGCGUGCGUGUGCGCAUGUAUGAGCUGUGUGAUAUCUGACAUGGUUAAUGCAUGAUGGGCUGGGUCGUCAUGAUUGCUGGUUUUGUGUUUUGCUCUGAGAUGUGCACAUAAGAGGACAGGGUUUCAGUUUUGGACUCAAACGGCUGCAGAAUACUUAUUUGGCAGCCCUCAUAAUGAAGUUACUCCUGCAGCAGGCAGAUGGCGAUAAGAGCAAACCGUGCAGGUCAGCACUCUCCAAGUUUUCCAAUAUCUCAUUGCAAUGGUAACUCAGAGCCUCAGAGAGCUCCUGAAUGAUAAUUGAAACCCCCGGUCCCUCCAUUCAAUCCGUGUUAGAGCGAAUCUUAGCUCCCAUUGUGUCUGAAAUAUCCUUCAUUUCCAGCUCGAAGCCCCUCAGGCCUGUGCUGUUCUUCUUAUCCUAACAUUUUCAGAGGUAGAGUGACUCAGGUGACGGUGACAUUUGUCUUUGGCUUCCUGUCAUCCUCGGAGAAAUAAUCUUGGAUAGAUGACAGAAUCAGAGAGAGGAGGAGAGAUGGAGUGUGUGUCUGUGUGUGUGUGUUUGUUUUUUGGGCGGAGGAUGAGCUGUGGAAGAAAACACACUGGCUGGCUGAUAAAUGGAGUGAUAAUUUGACAUUGAUCAGACUGACAUUAAAGCUUCCCAAAGAGGGGCCUAAUCAUUUAAACGCAUGCGUGAAAAGGCGAAUCAGACACUUAUUGGAAGACGCAUCAUUAUUCUGGUCGUAUUGACAUCCUGCUAAUUAGGAAACAAAACAAACCGACUGAAAAACACCGUCUGUGUGUGUACGUGCUUGUGUGGAGUUCCUGGUUUGUUUAUGUGCUGCAUGAACAAAUUCAGUAUUUUAAGAAAGGAAUGGACGAGGGUCAAGUGUGGUCACAUUUGGAGCUAAUGUGCUCUCCUCCUGUUUUUUCUCUUCAUGACCUCCUUUCCUUUUGCUCAUUUUCCAGUCAAAUCAAACUAAAAAGUUCCUCAGGCAAAUAUUUUGUCACAUCUCAUCUGUUUUUUUUUUUUAACCCUCCCUGAAGCUUCCAGAACAACCACGACGUUGACCUUGUUCAGAGCGAGGCCUCUUACCCGCGUCAUGUGUUUAAGACUGAUUGAAUACUUUGAUCAAGAGCCUCUGUCUGAUUUACGUUGAGAUGAUCCCUUUGCUUGUGCAGAAGAUCAGGAUUAACUGGUUCCCUCGGGAUUCACGGUGGAAAUCUUUUGAAGCUGUUCAAUCAGGGGAGUGGAAAAUGUCUCCAGUGCUUUUACAGCGUCCUGGAAACGUCUCAUCGGAGGAAGGCAGGAGGUGUUUUCUGAGCCUAAUUAGACAUCAUACGAAUACUCUUUGCCCUUAUUCCUGUUUUGUUCAGCUGCUUUAGUUUAUUUCAAUCCGGAGCGUCUGCAUAAUUCAUGCUCUUAGACGUCUUUAUAGAGGGGAAGGGCUCUGAAAUAGUUUUAUUUCAGCUGCUGUUUGGACUCAUUCCUUUUCACAUGCAAAAACAAGAAUUUGCCUUUUCACCCUGAGGUUAAAGGGCGUCACCAUAAAUGCCCGGCCUCUUUGAUGGCUUAAUUGAUAUACAGCAUGUUCCAGACUCUUCCCUCAUUACCCAAGCACAAACAAGGAGGAGAGAGGAGAGCAUAGAGAGGAGGGGGUUACAGCUAAAGCCUGUUGCAGUCAUCCUUUGGGGGAAGCCAUUUGUGCGUGUCAUUGUAAUAACCAUUAGUAGAAAACCGAAGAGUGCCAAAUUCAUAAAGAGGAAAUAUCAUGAGUUGUGUGCCAAACAGAUUAUUGAAAAGGAACAUGGAGAAUAAUGGAUUUGUGAGUUAUAACGGCAGCUCUGCUCCUGCUUUCUCGUAUUAGCUCCCGCUCUCUCCCUGAUAUUUAAUUGGGUGUGAAUUGAGUUUGCAGCCAGGUGGUUGUUUACGACUUGGCUCCAUCCUGGGGUCCUGCUGCUGUACCAGCCCUUAUAGAUAUCUCUCUCAGCGGUGGGGAUGAGGAGAUUUCUCAGCUCUGAUUCCUGGAUUAAACAUUUGGGAAAUGAAGGCGGGAUCGGUGGAGGAGCAUCAACUUUUGAACGCGAGUGGAAAUGGCGUAGCUGUGAAUUCUAAUCUUUGUAAGAAGUUGGCAGCGUGCGGGCUGGAAUCACUCUUCUGCAGACCCCCGUCGUGCAGAUCUGUCAGUCAUUUCAUGCAUGAGAAUUUGGUGUAUAAGCUUCUCUGCUACCAUCACAACACAGCUGCUUUAUUUGUGUGUCACUGCCUUUUAACUGUGGUUAUUUCCUCCCCCUGAUGUCCCCUGGGAGACGAGGAACCACAGGUGAUGUUUCCAGCCCGGCUUUGACUGACAGCUUUAUUGUUUUGACAUUUUGGGGGUUAAUUGCGCGGCUAACGGUCUGAUUUCUGAAACACAACAGUUGAUUUUGACUCACGGCAAACCGUCGCAUGCUGAGCUGCCGCCGCUGCUGCCUCCAUGUGAGAGAAAUAUGGCGUUCUUCAGCUGAUUGACUGAUUGAUGAAACGUUCAGGGGGGCCGAGAGGACAGCGGCUGCAUGUCCACGCUAAGUGCAGAAGCAGAUGUUUGAUGUUGAGCUCCAAAAACAGGCAGGAAAAUGUUUCUCCAGCUGCUCCGACUCUUCUACAGCAUCAUUAGCGUCCUGACUUUGCUAAUUCUCGCAGUCUUUUGAGGCGAGCUGUAAUUGCUUCUCUGUGGCGUUUUACAUUUCAUUGAGCUGACAGUGAAACGGAGAGAGGCACUGUGGGAUUGUUGGGCCUUGAUGGUUGGAGUGUGGAUGCAAAUUGCUGUGAUCCUGGCUCCUUUGGGGAGUCUCUCUUUGGUCCCCGCUGAGGUGAUGGAUGGGGGGGAAAGCUGUGAGUCCUGGGAGACUGGCUUGAGGGAAACUGACAGGAGAUUAAGCUUUUCUUUUUGCCACAGAAACUAAUGGAGGCACUGGGCCACUCCAACUUCAUCUCUUUGAGCACUGAGCUCAUUGUGGUUCUGCUGUCAGCUCUUUAGCAAAUCCCUCUCACAACACUGCUUGAAAUGUUUCUUUAAAGAGUCAUUUCUCUUAUUUUUUCCGUCUGCGAUGACUUUAGCAAUGGAUCAGCCCUUCGUUUAAUAAACUAUAAACUACAAACCCGACACCAAACGAGUUUGGAGGCUAUGUCCAAUAUUGACAAAGUCUGGAGUAGAUGGUUUAUGAAUUAUUUACACUUUAAAUUAAACUGAAAACAGUGCAAAGACUACAGAUUAGAGGCUGAAACUGACGAAUGAGAUUGAUAUGAAUAAAUAAGAUAACUUUAAACAAUGUUUUUUAAAGGAGUUGGACCAAGAACAACACAAUAUAACAGUUUACCGAUGUGAUUGAAUAUCAGAAAAGGCCAAGUAUCUCAGAGAUGAAGAUUCUCAGAGGUCCAACACUCUGUGAGAGACUGCGUGAGCAAAAAGUAAAAACAAUUCCACAAUAGUGUUGCUUAACGUCCCUCAGUGGUCUUUAAAUCAUGAUACCUGUUUCAUUUUCAAGAGCUUUUCUUCUGCAGAGCUCCAGUAGCUCAUUAGCAAUUCACCUCUGAGUCGUGGGCGGAGUCAGCGCUGCUCUGAACACUCCUCUUCACGCUAGCUUGCAGCCUAAUUUAGCCUAAACUGCAGCUAGCUUGUAGUAGAAGUGGCAGGUAACACAGAAGCUAUUUAGCUCUCGGACACUAAUGUCUUUUAGGACAUGAUGAAAGUUAAUAUCAUGAUUAUCUUUCUUACAAGCAUUGCAAUCCGCUUAUUCUGCGAUCGUCCUCUCUACUUCUUCAAGUCUGGCCUGCAUAUCAGGGGGGCUCAGGGGGCGGAGCUUGGAUUUGUGACAUAGGAAAUCUCACUGUGUCUGAAUGCAGAAAUACCCAGAAAAGCAAUUUCCCAUUUAGAUUUCUCAUGAAAUGUCCUGUAGCAUCAGAAAAAUGACAUAUGAACAUUUAGACAACACGAUUUUCAUCUAAGUGGGUGCAAAAAAAUGGUGUUUUCUUCAUUUUCAUCAAUAAAUAACGUUGGAUAAUUAAGAGAAUCUGGAAAAGUCUCUGCAGAAAUGGGGGCAAGGCUGAUAACUGAUGCAUGGCCGUGAUCUUUACAAUACAAUUAGCUGCUGCAUGAAUAAACACGGGUUAAAACUGUGUCAUGCAGAGAGGAAACAUACAUAUAUACAUAUACUGAAAUGCAUCUGUAAUGGUAUGGGUAUGUGUAUAUGUGCUGCAUGUCCAGGGAGCAUCAUUAAUGUUGAACAGUAUAGACAGGUUUGGGGAAGAAGAUUUUAGAUGCACUGCAACAACACGGCUCUGUAGUAGAAGAGUCCACAUGCUAAAGUGAGCGACCUGCAGUCACCUGAGAUUUGAGGAGGCCCUAAUCAGCUUCCUUAUCAGGUUUUUUAAAGGAUUUGCAAACGUUUGAUUCUGUGAACCCGGGUUUGUGUUUGUCACGGAGAAGUUCACUCCCUCUUCCACAUUGUCAUUUUUACUUUGCAUGUUCAUGGAGGAGACUUCCACCCAUGUGGUCUCUGCCGCAUACAGGCAGCGUAUCACAAAACAGAUGAAUAAAACAUGACGAUAAGCUCUGAAUCUAAAUAAUGGAAAGGUUACGACAGAAUGGAGUUUUUUUUCUCUGCGUGCAGAAAUAGUAUGAAGAGUGAAUGAAUGUAAAAUUAAGUUCAGCUCUGGCCUUGUUUGGAGAUUAUAUUCAGCAUCGUGUGGUCUUGAUGAGGAUAAAUAAAUGAGUCAUGUCUCAGAGCGCCUCUGCAUGUCUGUGUGAUGAUGAAGCAGUUUGGAUCUGGUCACUGGAUGAGGCUAUUUCAGGGAAAGAGAAGUUUAGUCAAAUAACACAAGUCAUGUUUGUCCCAGACAGCAGCAGUCUAAGGUUACUCAGAAAAGGCCUGUUGGGUCAGAGCACACACAGUUUUCAUUUCAGGAUACAUCAGAUGUCCUCUCCUGCUGCGUCACGUCUUUGAACCAGACAGGAUGAAAAAAAACACGUUAAUCAGCGAGCAGCCGCUGCAAUUUUUACGCCUUAAAAUUCUUCUCUGUUUCAACGCCGAUCGCUGAAUCAGCAAAGUAAAGAAAAAGAAAAUCGAUAAGCGGGAUCAAAUCUCGCCUUGAGCUGUUCUGAUUUGGCAUUAAUCUGUCGAGUCUUCCUCUUUCUUUUAGGCCACUCCUUGUCAGAGGGAUUAAACGGUUAAAUUCGUCUACACUUGUUCUUUAUUUUCCUCCCGGUUUGUCAGAUCGCUGUUUCAGCAUCUGAGGAAGGUCUUAUUACGGCUCCUGAGUGGACGUAAAUCUCCUCCACAGAAGAAGAAAGUAAAUAAUCUCACAUGUUGGAGGGAUUCAGACAGGCUGCUCUGUGUUUUAUGGGGCACUGAGUUUGCUUGCCAAUAGCUCGUAGAGUUUGUCUGCACUGUUUCCCCCCCCCAGAGCUCAGUUGCCAUAGUUACUACCUGUAAUCAGUCAUUUCAGUUAAAGGCAGAUCGUAUUAAUAUCUGCAUGGAAAAGCAUCCAUCUCCCGUGUUUUUCCGUGCUGCUGCUGCUGCUGCUGUGUGAAGGGAAGGCAGCCUUUUAAAACAUCAUUAAAACAUUUUUAUGCAGUCGUCUCGUAUUUUCUGCUCCGGCGCUUUUGGGAGAGAAACCAUCUGGGAAUACCAUUCUUUGCUCAUUGUGUCGGGGUUUACAACCGGGGCACUUAGUCAUGGGCUGAUCCCGGAUUGAGUGAGUGGAUAACUCCUGGUGUGUGUCUUUAAAAUACUGCAGAUCUGAUGAGCGCGGCCCCCGCCCCAGCAGCGCCCGUCCUGUGUCACCACCUGAACGAGUCAAUUUACAGCUGGCAGCCGGGCUGACGGGCCUUUAUUAAGGAGCAAAAAUCCCGAUAACUAGUCUGUGAAUAACCCGCCGAGAGUGAGAGGAAAGAGGGAACUAGAGCGAGGAAGACGGAAAUUCAAAUUCUUUCAUUGUAACCAAAUUGUGACCUGAUACAGGAGCUGCAGAAAAACUAAAAACACGUUCUGUUAGAGCCGCAUUCAGGGUGAGUUUUAGUUCCCCUUAGGCGUGGGCGGAGAGAGAACUAUACUCAAUACCUUAGCUAGAGUUCAUCCAACCAUGCAGCUGAUUGAAGCUCGAUAAUGUCAGUCAUUUUUUUAUUAUUAUGACAGAAGAGAUAACGCUGAAGGAAGUCGUCCAAGUUUGUCAUGUUUAAUCAGUUUCUGUGUCUCUCUGUGAGCCGGUCCACUUGGCCCCGGACUCGUUUUCCAACUUGAUGGACUUGUUGUCGUGGUGUUGCUGUCUGUGCGCAGUUUGACUCAGUUGAAUUUUGUGCUGACUCGUGCAGACUGUUGACAGUCGCUGGCCUGCAGCUCCACUCCUCCUGUCCCGUGUCAGAGCGAUGGAUCAGCUGGCUGAUGUUCUUGGCCGGUACAGUCCUUACAUGAAAUAUUUAGAAGAAGUGCCUCUUCUGACAGCCGGGCCUUCUGACCUCGCUCUCUACCACUUCUUUUAUAAACCGACUAAUAAAAUGUAACUUCUCAACCACUCGGACGACAUUUUCAAAGUCCUUAUUUUAUUCUAACUUGUAUUUCAAAGAGUUGCUUUAUUGAAGAUUCAUACUGGAGAGCAGAACGAGUGCAGCUCUCUUCUUCCUGCAAUAUAUGACCUUUUUUUUUUUAAUGAAUGACCUCAAACUUAAAAAGGAAGUACAUCUUUGCACAAACUGUCUUUAGCUCAAGACUGAAAACAUCCACACUGCUUUUCAAAAACCACAUCUGUCAAUCCUGUUACAAGCCUCUGCACAUGUCAUCCACUGAUAAAUACCCUCCAGGGCUGAAACGGAUGAAACGGAUGAUUAGCUCGAAGAACACACUGAGCAGAAAUAUAGAAUAUGUAGAAAAAUUAGCUGCAUUUCAGCCAAAGAGAGUGAAUUAUCUGGAUGCAGUCGGUUGUAUUUGGUGGUAUGACUCUGUUCUGAGAGUUCCCUGCUCCUCCACAUGAGUACGUGGAACGCUGAAGCUUGUGGUGGGCAGAGCACACCUCCAUGUUGUUUUGUGUGUGUACAUAAAAGACAAGACAGGGAGACAUGAGUCUGGUCCUGUUUAAGGUUUCUGCCUGUUAGAAGGAAGUUUUUCUUUGCCACUGUUACUCAUGUUAGUUGAGAUGGGUCAAAUCUGUCCCAUCUGAACAGGGUUCCUACACAGUUUGAAUUUCCAUACUUUUCUAUACCCUACCUAAUUAUUUUUUGGAAAUACCGACUUUCUAUUCUUGGAAAACAGUACUUUAGAACUGUGGUAACAGUCUGGAAACAUAGAUAUUUUCCAAAUCCAGAUAUUUUCAUAGAUGUUCUCACAUUAUGUCAGUUAAAUACAGCGGCUUUAACAGAAAGCCUGUCUUUACGUUUCCUUAUGUAGGCUGGAAUCGACUCUACAGCCUGCCUGAACUAACUCUACGCUCAUUUUUCAUCGUUCCUUUUAGGAAUAUUUUUGUAAGUACCUACUUUUCUAUUUUUAGAAAACAGUACUUUAGAACUGUGGUAAUAGUCUGGAAACAUAGAUAUUUUCCAUACUCUAUAUCUCAUUUACCAUACUUUUUAAGACCUGGAAAUUGAUCAAACUAUUUCCAAACUCUUCCAUACUUGCGUAGGAAUCAUGUCUUAAGGUUCGGUCUUGGUAAUUCAUCGAACAAUAAGCACGGUCUAGACCUGCUCUUUUUUUUAGAAAGCGUCUUCAGAUAACGACUGUUAUAAUAUAUUUAUAUAUAUAUGUAUAUAUAUAUAUAUAUAAUUUUGAUUGGAAUUUGAUUUGAAUUUGAUGAUACACAUGACGUCUGUAAACUACAGCGGCUUUAACAGAAGGCCCGUUUUGAUAUUUUCUUAUGUAGACUGGAAUCGACUCCACAGCCUGCCUGAACUAACUCUACGCUCGUUUCUCUGCUUUCCUUUCUGGGAUGAUUUGGAUCAGAGUAGCAUCAACAUUUUCUCAUAAAACCUCAGGAGUAAGAAGGAGCUGAUUUCUCUCCAGAACUCACAUUUUCUCUCUUCUACUUUCGACAAACUUGGGCGAGCUCCCGCCCCCUGAAUCCCUCCUCUCCCCUCUCCUCUCCCUCCUGACUCCUCGCUCUGCCUUUGAGGACGCCUCUCACAGCGAGCCGACUUGGUUAGUACUUGAUACAAAAGGGGGUUUGUUUCAUGAGAUGUUUCCCUUUUUAAUGAGUGAUGGUGUUCGCUCAUUUAAUAUUCAGCGCUGAUAUCUCUCCGGGAGCUGACUGCGCUUCAAAGCAGCAGCGUGGUUGUAAAUGGGAGUGGGUGGGUAAAGGGGGAGAGCGAGGAUGGGGGUGGGCUGCUUAGAAAAACACAAACACAGGUUUAUUUAUUCUCUCUCUCUGACAUAUAGCUAAGCUCCCAGUGCUGCAAAGCUCCUUAGUGGCCUCGUCCUGUGCAGACAGCAAAAUAUGACUGAUAACAGGUCAGCUCUGCACCUGCUGUCACAUUUCUGUCAGUGUGCGUCUUUCAUUCACGCUCGCGCCGACCCCCGCUGUGAUCAACUUUACAGAUAAGUGCUCAAUCAAAGGGUUUUUUUUUUCUACGCUCAGGUGCGAGCAUUUCUGAAAAUAUAAAACAGCAAAGUUAUUUUUUCAUUCCACCCGUGCCUCCGCUGACACGAUAGUUUCUCUCUGUUCGUCAUUACGCUCAGAUUGAGGUCAACCUCCAUCAGCGACAGAAAUUCUCCUUCUUUUAUAGAGCGUGUGGUUCAACUCUGCCCAAAAAGAGAUGAAGAUAAACACGGAGAGCGCCUGCAGUUUGGCAUUGAUCCUUCCAUUUUGUUAGUCGGGUCUAUGCCAAAGCAACUAAUGUAGUCGACUAUUGAUUCCACAGUUUCAAGCCUGGCUGAAUUUCCCUCCAAUGUUGCAUUGUUUUCACAGUCAGGUGUGCCAAACAGCCUCCUCUUCCUGUACGCUCUCCAUCUCUCCCUUAACUGCCUUUGCUGUCGGUGGGUUUUGUAUCUAAAUGUGGGUGAAAAAAGGGCGAGUGGGUGGGUGAGUGAUCGACCCGAUCGCCCCACCUCAGAGCAGGGGGGGACAGGAGAGGUUUAUCCCUUUAUCUCCAGCUGUAACAGACAGAGUCUGCGUCAGCACUGCACUUGUUCAAACUAUUGACUUGUAUGCAUAAAAGCAAAGCUGUGGAGUGCAGCUUGGCUCGGCAUCAACUCUAUUUACUCCUCUAAAUGCACUGCACUACAUCAUCAAUACAGAACAGCGCAGUGAACACGCAGAAAACAGGGCCGCUCUGAUCCGGUCGAGUUCUUUUCAUACCUGACAUUUAUGACUGAGACACUCGGCAAAGAGACCCUUCAAUGACUCCGGUCUGCAUCGAGUAGAGCUGCAGAACACCUCUGUACCUGCUGUGUGUGUGUGUGUGAGAGUCCUCUGGUUCAUCUUCUUACAUGUCAGGCUGAAAAUACAAUGACUCAUAUACAUUUAAUUCCUCUGAAAGGCGUAAAUUUAGGUCAUGGUCAAACACACCGUGUCUAGAAGUACCGCAUCUGCAGUGCAAAAUGGUUAUUAUUGUAAAAGCUAAAUAUGUUGCUAUUAUACAUACUAUGAGUUGCAGUUCACUUUGUGUGCCUUGGGUGUCGCUGUCUUGUUAUCUCGGGGCUCAGGGGUAAAGGUAGUCAUGUCACUGUUGUGGGCAGGUGUUUGACCCCGAAGGGCAGAAGGUUUUUGACCGUCAUGGUGUUUUCCUUGUUUGUUUAGUGUUGGAUUUCAAUUGCAAAAUGGAUUUGGUUGUUCAUCGCAAUAAAUUUUUUGUUUUCUGAACAAAAACUCUCACUGAUCGUCACAACUCACAGUAAAACUCAGUAGCGCGGCGCAUCGACCAGGUUACUCCAGGUCCAGCAUCUCAGUAGCUUAAAGUACCGACUUAGCUUCAACAAUUACUUCAUGGAAAUGAUCCGCUGCACUCAGUGUGUUUGACCGUAACUUUAAUUUACGCCGGAAUAUCCCUUUAAUACACGUUCAGGUCUCAGACGUUCAAGAGUUCAAAAUUUAACGUUUAAAUUGAACUUUACAUGGAAAAAUAAACGAAUUGUGGACUGUGCUUAUUGUCCUUACAGGCCGACAUUGCUAGUGUGAAUGCAAAAACUGCAGUUCCUGGACUGGCCACUAGAGGCACGUAUCUAAUAAACACAUUUACAGCCUGAUUGGACUCGAUCACUGAGAAAUUCAGUCUGCAUUUUUUAAAACUCUUGUUGCGUCGUUUGUAGCUAAACCUCGGCCAGACGAUGAUGAAGCGUACUGAUAUUUUCUGAAAUCUAUUUAAUGAUUAUGUUCAAGCCUUGAUAUCAUAUUUGAACAUAACUUUAUUCUAAUAGACUCUUCAGCAACACUGUAUAAUUAAAAUAUAUAACAAUGAAACACUAACGACUGCAGCCAUUUGCUUGCACGCGACAGCUAAUCAUGAGAAGCUAGCAAGACAGAAACUUAUUUGAGAGAUCGUUUCAAAAGUGCCUCUAACUUAAUAUUUCCAUAAAAAUGUUUAGAAACUGCGUAUGAAAGUUGUGACCAUGUUGCGUUUUUUAGGUACCCAGUUUGUGAUAUUUUUUAUGUUGGAUGGUAGGGGAAAGUCCCGCCUCCUUCGCCUCUGAUUGGCAAGUAAAGCUGGUAAUCUCAUCAAAUGCUCGAGCCAAACGCCGGCUGUCGGCUCUGUACACCAAACAGAACAUUACAGAACAUUAUCGCACUUCUGAAUCUCCGAACCCUAACACGACAGACAAUGACGUUUCAUAGCCAUAAGGAAUAACUAAUCAGAGCCCAGCACUUCUAGCCAAUCAGAGAUGAAGGAGGGCGGGACCUUCCUCUACUUCAAAAUAAAAGCAUGAAAUCUAAACACAGCUUACAGACAGUGAUCCUUUUCAAUAAUAAGAGUCAUCUACAUUGUUGGUUCAUGGACAUGUUUGUAAACACGUCUCUGGGUUUCAGAAGGCCUCAGGUCAUCCAUGACCUCCAUGACUCUGAAGUUUCCUCUUUCUUCCUCUUUACAGUAUUUCCCCUGAAGGUAAUCAUUCCUUUAUGCAGAACAGUCGCAUUAAAAGCCCCUUCCCCUCCUCUCCUCGCCUCCUCCAGCUGAGUUACUUUGCCAGAGGUUUCCACAUGGGAGCCUCCGCUCUGGCACUCGCACAUGUAGCUUGGCUUGGUAUAUGCGGGUGGAAUUAACCAGUCAAGAAUCUGGAGAGCGCUCCGAUAGCAGGGGGAGGAACCACACGGGGCCAUUUUGUAGUUCACAGUGAUUGUCAGAUGAGCCAUGAAGAUGCGAAAUGUCACGCCGGGCCAGGGAACAGCAGGUUGGGAGGGUCAAGGGUUUCCUCCUCCCACGCCCACGAGUGGAGAGUAUGAGUUUUCAUAUUUAUACCACGAUAAGUUAUGCAGAUAGAAGUGGCCGCAAGAACACCCACUCUCUGACCCGGCUCCCACAUAACUGGGAGAGAGUGAGCGGAGAGUUUUCCUCUGUUUCUGCUUUUACCUGCAGCAUACGUUUCUGUUCACAAGCUUUGAGAAGGUCUAUUUUGGCAGGAGAUCCCGGCGCUGUGUACUUUCUUUGUCAGCAUUAUGAAACUGAAAAUAGCAGCUUAAGAGGAACAAAUGUUGGAAUGGGAAACUUGAUACAGAGGCUGUUUAAUACCGCAGCGAAAAAACGCUGAAAUACUUUCCCUCUUACGGGCCUGCAGACUCCAACCCUCCACCAUGCCAAGUCUCAAAUUGUUCUGCAGAAUGAGUCUGAGGAUUGUGCCCUCCUCCUCCUCCUCCUCCUUCUUCUUCUUCUUCUUCUCGGAGAAGAAGUCGAAGGAAAAUAAAGACCUUAAUGUAAAGAGGAAAAGGGGAAAUGGAGAUUUACAUGCACACCCUGCAGGGGGGAGGGGGGUCCUGCUGUUCCUGAGCGGGGCUGCGGUCCAAGGGUGACUCGAGUUCGUCUUGAAAUGGUGUUCUUGGCGGAGGUUCUGUUCAGGCCUGUUGGGACUGAAAAGACUUGAGCAAAUAAAAGUUCAUUUAAUUUUUUCCAGCUCAUUAGUUCUUUUUCUCUGUCUGUGUGGGGGAGCCAGCAGACCCCCCUCUCUUCUGAGACUACCUCAUAGUCUCCAUUAAAGUUAUCUUCAAACCGACGCGUUGCCUCUUGUUUCAUGCCUCAGCCAAUGAAAUUAAAUUAGCGUCUCUGUAGCGAGCUAAAGAUCAUAUUGUCAGCUGUAUUAGUGUAAUUAGAGCUUUUUUGAAGAAGACUCAUUUAGAGGCUCAAUCUGAUUUCUGUGACGAGUGGGUCCUCGUCAAGAUGAGGCACGAGUCCCAUCAGGAGAUGAAAGUGGGCGGACUUUCCCCGCGUUUCUAAAAGGCGUGUUUCAACUUUAGUAGAAAAAAAAGAAAAGAAAAGAAAAAAUACGUCAUUUCUUGUGGCGCUCGGCUCUGGUGGAGUAAUCUGAGGGUGAUUGGUGUGUAGUUAAGGUGGGAUUUAAAGGGUUAAUCCCAUCGGUCGUGUGUUGGAUUUUCUCGUGUAAUUCUUCAGGAAGUUUUUCUGACUUCUCACCAAAGAGGAGGAGGAGGAGGAGGAGGGGUUGUUUCCACGCCACCCUUCCUCGCCCCCUUUCUGUGACCGCCUUUGUGACCGGUGCGGGGUGGGUAUUUGUCUUUGGUGGAAAGACCGGGGAAGCUGUGCACCGAGGCGUGAACACACACGCGUGUGUGCGCCGCCGCACAGCGCGCAAGUGCAUACGUCCGUGUGCAGGCCCGAGGCAGAGGCAGAUCCCGCUCCCCCCCACCCCUGAUCCUGACCCACUUUCCUUUCCCCGCUUGUCGCUCCCUCUUUAAUUGCCGCGCGGCACACUGAGGCCAUCUGCUCGACUGAGGCCCGUCGCCAUGGAGAUGCUGGGAGGCUUUUCGGAUUUGCUGCGGACUGACCAACAGGGAAAUAGAGGUCAGGGAAUGGGGGCAGGGUGCUGGGCAGUCACAGGGGCGCCACGACUGUGGGAGGAGAAAGUAGUUUGUCUGAAGUUCACCUGCGGGAAACACCUGGAGCAGACGCAGCUGAAGAGACGAGUUUUUGUAGUGGCGUGAAUUUAACGCUAAAACAGAAAUAUUAUUCCUAACUGAACAUAUGUUUCCUAAACUUUCUCCGGUCUUCUGUGUUUCCUCGCACAGAUGUGUCUCUCGCCACGUCUCGUCCGCCUCUCUCUCUUUAUCCUCAUGAGUGUCUUUGUAUUUUCUGCAGCUCCUGCUUCUUUCCUUUCCAAUGACACGCUUCACUGAGGAAGCAGUUGUGUCGUGUUUCCAAUUAACGCUCAGGCGUAUUUCAGAGCCGCGGUCUGCACGGAUAGGUCGCCGCUCGCUCCCUCCGUCUGUCAGCCGCCCUCGCAUCAAGCCUGCCCCGCGUGUGGUUUUAAAACGUUUAAAUGUUCAGCGGGAUCAUUUCGCCAAAAAGCUAAAUGUUUCGUUUUACUCCGAGAGGAUCUUUCACUUAAACGCCACUAAUGGAGUCGAGGUAUCGACCUUUGGCACGUGCGCAGAGCUAAGCUUUCAGGAGACGCUCCUUAUAUUUACCCCGCAUUUAAAGGUCAAUUUUGGUAGCUGUCAUUUCUGAAGUGCCAUUUAUAGGUCAAUAGCUCAUUAGUAAUCUGCAGGAGUUUGUAUGAAACACAGCAGCGGCGGCGGCGGCGGCGGUCUCGUCUUUGUCAAUGAGCUCUUCUGUUGCACUGAUGCAGAACCUGACUCCUCUAACGCCGCUGAACUGAAGAUCCAGGAGAAGUUAUUACAGGUGCAACAAUUCAAUCACUUCAUCAAUACAUUGAUUUUAAUCCCCCAAAUCCACCGGCGCCAACGUGACACUCCAGUACGGUGUUUAUUGAUUUCAUAAUUGCCUUACAAAGCAAAACAUCAAUCCUAUCAAUACUGAGGAACGGCGCUGUAGAGACUUCAUGACAGAUGUUGGUUAUGUUGAUGUAUUUGCUGCUUCUUUAAUGGAAACUCUACAUCCAGGUCAUCGACCAAUCCUGGGACUUUCUGGGCAAGAAGAGAGACGAGAUGGUCUUAAAGAUGUGGAGAUGAUCGAGUCAGAUCGGUCUUAUCAAAGACUCAGGAUUCUCGUAGUUUUGGUGAAAUAAUCGAACAUCCGUCAUCAUCAAAAUAAUCUUACUGUAGCAUGAAAGUCACAUUUAGUCACUCAGACACUCACGAUUUUGUAACUACAGUUUUGUGUUUUCAUUCGCCGCCCCGCCCCACAUCAGCAGCUCCAACUCAGCUGUGUUACACUAAUGUGUCCCCUUUAAACAAACGACAGCUGGGAACUAAUGAGCCAAAUCAUGAGACUCUGAGGCCGCCUACUUUUUUAAAACACUGUUCAUAAUAACUGACAAGGAAAUAAAGAGUAAUCCAACUUCAUUUAGUGAAAUCUAUUUUAGACCCAAAAAUCAACUUGUCCUCACACGAGGAUUCGACUCGAGGAUUUAUCUCUGUCCUCUUCAGCGGCGCUCAUUUUUCUUGACUGACUUCCUGACUGAGCUUGAUUGACAGCCAAUCAUGCUUGUUGUUUGGAGACAAACGUCGCUCAAACUGGGAUUGGAUAGAAACAUCAUGUGGUAAAAAGAUACCGUUAGGGUUUAAAACAGAAAAAAAACAGAAAAAUAAAGACAGUCCUUUUGCACCAUCAAACAUUCAUGAAACUUUCAAAUUAUCGUAUAUUUAGCCUUUUUUCUGGGUUAUUGAUCGUACAUCGUACAAAUUAUCGUACAAAUACGAUAAUUAUCAUAUACAUGGCAACCCUGAGUCAGAUCGAAAGGCAAAUGCUCGACAAAUCCGUAUCUGUUUGCAGAAAUGAUGUUAACCUCACGAUCAGUCUUUCUGCUCGCCUAUCUAGGUGACCCGUUUCUAUCAUUUAACGUCACGCAGGAACACCAGAAUUCAACGUGACAUCUAUUGGCCAUAUUGUUUCCAUGAAAAUAUCCAACAUUUCAAACCGCCACCCCUUUUUUAAAACACUGUAAACACACAUUUAGAUGAAAAAGUGAAGACAGAUAUGAAGUUGUUUAAUAUCCUUUCGUUUGUCUUUGUGUCGUAAAUCAAACUCGCUCCUCCGCCGUCUUGACAUAAUCUUUUGUUGUCGUUGAAGGAGUGACUGACGCUCAACAGGAACUCAAACGAGCUUCAGUUUAUAAUUAAAUUAUCAACCACCAACAUUAAAGUUCUGCUUAUUUUGAAGAUAACAAAUUACAGGAGGUUUGUUUUGCACUGGUUGGUUAAUCUUCAGAUCAAUAGUCGGGUUGUUUCUGCUCCACCUCUACCAAGCGGGUCAGUGCGGUGUCAUUGAGAACCGUAGAUGUUUACAGUGGAUGUAAACGGACCUCUGAUCUUUAUUCGCAGUGACAGAUGAAACCGUAGAGGAGAGCCUCCGCCUCUGUGUGUGAAUCCUGCGUGUUUUGGUUACACCGUAUUGCCGUGAGAUUACUGAACAAGAGUCAGACCUCCUACGACGGCUGUCAGAGUCCUCCGCCUUUGAUGGCGUCACUAUCUGCAUAGAACGGCUUAUUCUGCUCCUCCAUCACCGGCGCGGUGACAGGGUAACACGGGAGGCUGUGACAGCAGAAAAGGUAGCUCUGUCAGUUUCGACUCCAGCGAGCGCUUGAUCUCUGAGCUGCCCAAAUGUACAGUCUGAGCCAGAGUUAACAAGACAAUGUACCCUCCGCCUGUAAUUGGACCGAGCCUCAGUUUCAGAGCGGCGAGAAAAGACAGAGAGAGCCCGUCUGUCAGCGCGCUCUCCACUCAAGGUCAGGGUGUCGAGCUCUGGGUGUGCUGUAUUUGCUACCGUGCCCUUCGUCCUAUCACAGCUUAUCCAGCUGCUGCUGUGCAGAGGUGGGGUGUGUACCGCCGCGCUCCGUGGGCAGCUCACUAGAUUAUGUGCGAGGAGAGAUUAAUCAAAUCCUGUGAAGUAACGCCGCCGAAGAGUGACCAAGAACAUUUCUGCGAGCGUGUUUUGUUUGUCCUUGCUGUCAUUGCCAAAGGAACGGUACAUUUAUAUCAGCGCGUGAAGUGGCGCAAUAAUGAGACAUAAACAUCCUUUCUAGAGGAUUAUGUCACGGUGGAGCGCUGCGCAUGGAUCCAGUUAGCUCAAGUGAUUUUCGUCGUCCUUGUUGUGCCAAACUCCUGAUUGCAGUUUGAACGGAGGCCACGCUAAAGGAGGACUCUAAUUACCUCUGCUCGAGAGCACGUGCUGACUGUGCACUGGUGCCUUUUUGAUUGGCUUAACGAGAGACGUCUGCCUCCUCUCUCCUUAUGUGAACUGAGCUUUAUCACUACUUUCAGCACCCAGAGACACGGCCGACUCUCUCCUGUGCGGCUGUUUAUGCUCAGAGGCUCUUUGUCUCUCUACGGACGGACGGAAAAGGUUACUCUCUGUUCAGCUGAAUGCGGUCCGCUCCACCACUCAGCGGCAGAACAUACAUUUAUUUAUUUAUUUACUUACCCCCUCUGAUGCCAUUUUGGUCCGCACAAUCCCUGGAGAGGAAAAUGCAUUAAGCCACUCGCUGUAUUUACAGGCGUCGGAUUGAUGCUGAUGUGUGAGGGCAGGCCGCAGGCCGCAGGACGGAGGACGGAGGAUGGAGGAUGGGAAAUUGAUCAUUGGUGAACGAGCGUUGGGGGAAUCUUGAUAUCCACGACUGCUUGGAGAACCCGUCGAGCUGAAACGUGAACAAACAGCUUCUUAUCACAAAGAUUAAGACGCCGCUGCCGCCGCUGUUUGUUUUGACGUGUUUUGAGUCGACUGUACGCCGUAAUUGACUCAUCCUGCUUCUCUGUUUCCUUUAGGUUGUUCCAAACGCUGUGAGCGGUGAAGCUGAUGUUUUCUCUCUCUUGUAUUAAAGGCAAUGACACGCUCAUGCAGUGUGAAAUAAAGUUACACUCCAUAAUAAAGUGUAUAUUUGUACAAUUAGGGAAACCGGAGAGAGUUUGUUUCUCUCUAAUUUGUCCCCUGAAAAGGUUCAAAAGUGCGCCCCCUUGAGAGCAAGAGUCACGAUGAACCCCCAACAGUGAGUCCGCGGUUUAAAGUUGAAUUUCUGAUUUCGCCGUGUUCUGAGCGAGGCGCUCCUCCUGUGAGUUUCAUCUGAUCUUCUCCAAAGUUGGUCCAUAAAUCAAAGACACCUCGAUGAUUAAAACUUUGUAAAAGUUAGAGUUUUCAUCAAAGGGUUUGGUCUGAGCGCUGGAUCAAAGAUUGACGAUUUUUUUUUUUUUUUUUUGCCAAUUUGUAGCUCUUAAAACACACACAUGUCGAGUGUUUGAUCCUGGAUAACAAGAGUUUCUUUACAUGUAUGAUUCAGUCUCAGAUGGAAAAAGGUUUCAAAUCUAUUUACAGAACAAACAGACGCAGACAAAACAUUCAACAGCCUCUGUUUACUCGCUCUAUUUUUGUACAGGUUUGGCAGCUUGAGGACUUAACAUGUAUGUUUGUUUUGUCGUCACUGUGCGGCUCGUUGUUAAACACUCCGUAUGCAUGUAACUUCCUGGUCAUGCACAAAGGCGCAAGAUCGCAGAGUUCGGGCUACACGAUUUCAGCCAAAAAUAGAAUCCAGAUUUUUUUUUCUCUGAAACAUUGAUUUUCAAUUUCCAUUUUUUAUUCAGUGACAUCUUCACCAAACUUAAAUGAUAAGAGUGCAAAUGCCAAGCCAGUAAAUGGCGCUGUAACCAGACACGUCGGACACGCUCAGGCGCCAUAAAAGAGUUACUCUGUGUGUCACAUGAUCGUUUCCAGAGAUGCAGAUAGACAUCCACACGGAGAUGAAAUGGUCGUCAUUUACAGAUUUAUUCACUCUCUGACCGGUUUUCAAAAAGUACCGUUUACAGUCACCUGAAACGCCGAUAUGACAAAAAACUUUAGCGUUUCCUCCUGAAUUUGUUUCCGUGGUGACGGGUUGAUACCGCCUCCAGACAGACUUUGCAGCUGGGAGUGGUUAGCUCUUUGUCCAAAACUGUAAAGUCGUACCAAUUCAACACGACUGACUUUGAAAUUAUCGCCUUCUUUUGCAAACGCCAUGUUUGUUUACACUGGUGUGUGGGAACUGGGGAGCGCUCUUGCAGGAAGGGGGAGUCUACGGUGGCCUAAAGGUGCAAGACAUAAUAGGGAGGAAAACCAAUUAGACUAAUGUGGCCAUAUUCGGAAUCCCCAAAAAGAUACGACUACGCGGGGGUGGAGUCCUGGAUUUGUGCGUAGUUAAUUUUGAGGUUUUCGGGUAGGGUCGGGUGUUUCUUACACACUCUCGAAACUUCCAUACAAACCCGAGACAUAUGAAGGAUUUAAUGAACUUCCCGAACAGACAAGAGCGGACAGUCCCCAAAAAAGAGGACAUGUCUGUGUAAAAGGAGGUAACAUCGUCAUAAUCAAGUAAUCUGAUUACGAUUUAAAAUCAAUUAACUGUACAGCCCUAAUCAGAGUCUUAAAUUUCCUCUCAGAGUCUCUGGUUUUGUUGACUCCAAAACAAAACCCAACCCGUUUAAUCCGACAGCGUCUGCACAAGUCCUGCAAACACCCUUUAAUGUGGCAGCAGUAGCGUUUGCCCACAUAAAGGCCGUCAUCUUCCUUAAUUAUCCUGCAGAACAUCAACUCCAAAUCAACAAACAUUGCCCUUUAUCUGGAAAUCACUGUCAGUCUUUGCUCUUUUGCCAAGCAUAAACACAGAAAAUGUCAAAUGUCUUGAUAUGUUUCCGAAAUAACCAGCAGCACAAUGAGACGUCUUCAAUCUCCACACGAUCAAAAUAAACAGCUCUCACAGCGGGAGGAAGUGGUUAAAAACAGCCGCCCAGCCGGGAAGAUGUCUGCAGAUGGGCGGUUCGAGGACUGAAAGGGAAACGGCGCUCGGCGAAGUGAUGGAUGAAUUAGCAGUUGGUACGGCGGAGCUCAGAAUCCUCGGUGGUUUUUAUGAUAGUGUUAGAGUAUCAGCCCUUUUGUGGAUGCGGAUGACAAUCAUGCAUUUGGGAGGUAAUCCCUGGAGCAAAGGUCUGGUUUAUUUAACAACAUCACAAAGAGCGUCUCCAAAACUAAGCGCAGCUAAGAGUCUGUAUUCAGCAAAUACAGUCUGAAUAAUGAAUGCUCUCCUUUUAAAAUCGUCUGCCAGAUAAACAAAAGCCAGGAAUGAAAGACGGCUUAUCUCCGUGCCUUUGAGGUUUGCCUUCCCACACACCUUGAACACAGUUUUCAUCUGACAAAUCAUUAUUUUUUUCUCUUUCAAAAAAGGAUCCAAUGAAAACUACCAUUAAAGGCUGUGUUAUAGUUUGAAUUAAAGCCAUUUCAAGGAUGGGUAGCGCGAUCCCCCAGGCAUGAAUAAGCUCUUUGUGCGGCGCAUGUAGACUCAUUUGUUUAGCUGGUUGGGGGGUUAGACAGUACAGAUUUUCUCGUGGUGUUGGAGAAAGUGGUGUUUAUGAAUAAGGAGAGGAUUACAGGUAUUACUGUUUCAUGACAGUGCGAGUUUAUACCGAUCCACAUAAUUGUAGAUUAUUUCUCAAUCUCUUCGGGAGCGUCGACGCGGCUCCCACAGGUUUGAUCCUGAAUGUCUCUACGUUUCACAUUCUCCCAGUCAUUAAUGUAAAUCGGAUUUUGUUCUCCCGCUUAAACAAAAGUUUAAUUAAAAAUUAAAAAGCCACACGCUGACUCAGGGAACAUAUUUUGUUGCAGAAUCUUAAAAGUAAGAAACAUCAUCCUGAUUCUUUCAGUCAGGUCUCUUCCACUUCCACUCCUCGUGUGUUCACCGGAUUAAUGAAAUUUACCUAAUGAAUAUUCUGAUCCGGUUCUGUCUCUCAGAAUAUUCACUGGCAUGACUUGAACCUUCGAUUUAUGAUUAAUAUUUAUAGAGGAGCGUCAGCUGCUGUCAGCCUCGUAUGAAUCAACACGGCUUCAAAACUCCGGAGCACGCUGAUGCGCGAUAAAUCAAAGAAAUCUCGCCGUGAUGAAUAAGAACGGACGCAUUUAGGAAUCUGUAACAUUCCUCUGUGAUCUGUUAACCACAUAUCUAAGCCCCGCCCCUUUCUGUUGUACGUUAUCAGUGAAUAUUAGAGAGAGAGAGAGAGUGAGAGAGAGAGCUCAGGCAGCAUCCUCGCACAAUAAAGCGUGCAGGCCCACACCCCACACCCACACACACACUAAUACAACAGUGAGCCACUGCUCUACUAUGCAACCCUCCAGAGUGUGCUUGCAUGUGUGGAAGUAUUUUUAUCCACACACACACACACACACACACACACACACGCCCGUGCAGAGUGGUUUCCAACGCGAUGUGUCAGGACAGCAUCAUGUCAGGGACUCAGUCAGAUGGUCCUUAACGCUUCGCCCAGAGCUCUGCAGAAGGGAUGUGUUUGUACCGAGCUCCGGAGGGGGGUCACGUGCUGACCUCAUUGUGUGCACGAGUAAGUGCAUUCUGCAGCAUCAGUGUGCAGCUCCUCGCCAUGUUCAUGUUCAGAGAGAGAGAGAGAGAAACUCCAUCAGCGUAUGAGACGAUUUGUUAACGGACCUCUUCUCUAGAAACGUCUUAUUUUUAUCCCGACACGCUUUAUUACUCUUCGCCUCAUCACGCCGCCGCCUGUCCCUCACACAGAGCAGAGCAGAGAGCGACGGCGGUAUGGAAAAACACUUGGCGAUGAGAAAAAAAGCACGCUGCUCCUCGGUAAACACUGAGGUUAAUGUCUUAUUUACAAGCUGCAGCCCCUCAGGCGGACAUGUUGGCACAAGUGUCUCGCUGUCUUUCUCAUUCAGGACAGACAGAUCCAUCUUCCGCCGACGUCUUCUCGGCGUCUUAGCCUUCAGAAUUCCCAUAACCCCCUUUUUCCUGGACCUUCAAAGAUCGCAGCUGGCCCCGCUUCCUUCAUCGGUACAUUAACUCGCGCCCGAGCCCGAGCCCGAGCGGCUUCACUGGAGCAGAUGCAGCCAGAAGAAAACAAAGCUGGCAGGCCAGGGGGUUAAUCACACUCAUCGAGAGGUCUGCGGCGCCGUUGCCAGGUGUGUCACACUCAAAGUACACUCAGCUUCCUUUGGUUGCUGCACUUUGACCUCUGCCUUUCACACCGAGUGCAGAAUGCGUUAGCGAGCACAUAAAAAGGGGGACCGUUCAGGACCCUUAUCAGGAUGGAUUCAGUUACAGCCGAUACGUUAAGUUUAUAAGCGAGGCGUGCAGGAAGGACAGGAAAGGAGGAUAGAGGAGACUAAAAGUUCAAAAGGUUUUUGUUUUCCAGAAAUUUAGUCACAAAACACGGCGAGGAUUUUCCCUUUGAAUCCUGCACGCCAUCCCUGAUGUCAGAAACGAACCGUGCGUCGUUGAUAUUUUUUAAUUUCUGAUCAGUUCCUGUUUCAACUCUCUGAUAUUUGAUUUAACAUCACGUCCCAGCAUGUGUCCGCUCUUUUUCCCGGUAAUCUGUUACACCGUACGUGCAGCCUGCCUACACGCAUAUUUGUCAGAACAACAUGUCCUCCCCUCCCUCCCUCCCUUUGCUGGAUUGUGACAUUUGUAUUGUUACUCAGAUGGUAUUGCUUGUGACAGAUUGUGUUUGAAUAAUGCCAGAACUGUGCAUCAAUAUGCCCGUGAGAUUUCCCUCUAUGCCGCUCCUCGCCAGCUUCCUGACGUUGUUUGCAUUUUUAACCAGCGGGGAGUAGAACUUGUUUCUUUAAAAAGAAAUCACGAAGAAGCGGCGCUGGCAUCUUCCGCUCAUUAGAGGACGAGUUUGAUACCUCCUCAAGAACAUCAAGGUUGUCUCUUGGCUUUGUAUCAUCACAAAAAACACACAAUGUGGAAAUAUUCCUGUUAGUGUUGGCGUGGUUAAAUUCCUGAUAAGUCUCCUACAUGCUUCUUGUUUGUGCGGUAAAAUGCCACUUCCCUCUUUUGAAGGCGUCUCUGCAGAGAAGACACAGCUGCCUGCUUAGAUAGCUAAUGGCUGUGUUUUGUGCUGCAGAGCUGUGAGCCCAGUGUGGUGUGAUGGCAUUUGUUCUGUCUGCCAGAGGCUCGCCCUGUCAUUGUGGAUCAGGCCGGCUAGUGGCCGUGACUCACGCGUGAACCCUGUGGGUGCUGCAGCUCACCGAGGAGACGCAGGAGUUUAACGUCCAGCGCUGGGAAUCACAUAUGUGGAAGGGCGAGGUCAGGGGACGAGGAGGAAGAAGAGGAAGAGGAAGAGGGUGUUAGUUAUGAAAAAAAAAAAAUCAUCAUUUGCUGUAGUUUCCUCCUCAGUUCGGUGGCACCUGCUAGGGCUGGGCGAUACGGCCUCAAAUCAGGACCAAAAUCGUCAAAGAGAAUAAAUUAUCUGAUUACAGUCGGCUGUAUUUGGUGAUAUGGCUCUGCCCUGAGAGCUCCCUGCUCUUCCACAUGUGUAUGUCGAAUGUAGGGCUGGGCGAUACAUCCUUAAAUCAAUAUCACGAUAUAUUGAUCAGUUCACCUCGAUAACGAUAAAUGGACGGUAACUACUCCACAAGCUGCUCACCUUCUCCCACAUUAACUUUGUUACGGACAGGAUGGGGUGGAGUCACGUUUCUGACGUAGGACAGCGUCUUAAAGGGACAUGAGACUAUAGCCUACCUACACACUUCCGAAACCAACUUUGAUUUGUUUAUUUAUUUAUGUUUUACAUCAAAUAUACCGUUGUGGGCAAAGUGACGUAGGUUAUUGUUGUAAAUUUCAGUAUUGGUAAAUUUUCGGUUUAUCGCCAAGCCCUAGAUUAUAAUAAAAGGUUACAGAAUUCAGAGUUUGUGCCUAAAUUGUCAAUGUUUUAAAUCCUGUCCUAGUAUGAUAAGACCGCCUUAUUUUGAGGGGACAUCAGCUGAUCAUCGUGUAAAUAAUGUCUCUUUAACCUCUGGAAAUAAACAGUGAGGUGCUGAGGGCGGCCCUAGAAACGAAGUGGGGUGAUAUUCGAGGUUGAUACAAAAGCAGGAGGACCAACUUUUAUCUAUUUAUCUUUUUGACACUGAAUAUACUAAUAUGGGCAAAAUGACGUCGGUUAUUGUCGUAAAUUUCUUUAUCUGUAAAUUUACGUUUUAUCGCCCAGCCCUAGUACCUGCUUCCUUUGAUUUCUCUUGAUUUACUCGAUCUGUUCAGACACGGGCCUCUCCUUUUCUUCAUCUGCUUAGUCACUCUGCAGCUCAUCUCCCUCUUCUCUCUGUUUGUAUCCACAAAUUACUGUUUUUCUGCUGCUGCAAACUUUAACCUCAACACUUUGUACGCUUGUAGAAGAUUUUCCCAUGAGAGAGAGAGAGAGAGAGGGAGGGAGAGGGAGGCAGCCUUUGGAAGAGGAAAUAUCAAAGCUUUCAUCACCCGGGCUGGUUUGCUUUUUUUGUAUUUUGUGACCUAAUGAUAAAGAACAGCAAAACAAAUAUUUACAUGAAUAAAAAGUCACAGGUAAUUACUCUUCAACCCGCUCCUUUGCUUGCGUUUCUGCUCCAUCUCCGUCUCAUAUCCAUCAGACAGAGCGCCCCCCUUCUCUGUGGCCGUUGUAUAACAUCGUCUAUCACCCCUCGGCCUUUGUUCAGCAUCCUGUCUGGUACGGGGGGCGGGCAGCCAGAGAGAGGGUGGCAUUCUGUUUGACGUGCCGAUGCACAUGUUAAAUGACAGUGACACAAAGAGGAGGCCCACCAUGCAGGUCCUGACAGGGCUGUUUUCCAUAGAGCCCAGGCUUGACUUGACUUAAAGGCCCAGCCCAAAAUCAGAUUACAGCCCGGCUCCUGACACCUCUCUGGCUCACUUUUCAUGUUUGUAAUUUCCCUCGAUAGGAAACACUUUUCUCCUGAGAUGAUCUGACUGCUGGUUGACAGAUUUCAAAUGGUCUUUGAAGCUCUCAGGGGGGGGUUUCUUUGCCUUUGGCGAGCUUCAGAUGUACUUUUGUUGACACUUAAAAACUACUAAAGUUCCCUUUUAGUUUGAAAGGAUUAAACUUUUCGGUUUGUUUUUAAUAAAAACACUAAUUUGACUCGUUUUUCCUUACAUGUAACUCCAACUGUUUGUCCUCCUCGUGUGUCCUGAAGCCAGAAACUGAACUAUUGUCACUACUCUCAUUGUACUCUCUCUGGAGAAGAGCGCUCGCUGAAUGCCUGAAGAGUAAAUGUAAUGAUAAUAUUCAUCUUGGCAUUCCUCUUUGCGUGUAUCAAUUUCCUUAGAUGCCUCGGAGCAGAACUGCUGCACAGGACUCUUUUGUAAAGCGCUGAAUAUAAUUUACAUUCGAACCUGCAGUCACGUAUUGAUACACAGACGUGACAUCUCGCUGUUGUCGGAUUACACCGUCCUACCUUAUGCAAUCUUGUCUUUCUUGCUCGGCGUGUCUGCUGGUUACAGUUUCACCUUUUAAAGGUGUUAUUUUGUUGUUCUGUACACUUUGGUCUCCGCUGCUGCUCCUAGAGCCGGACGAUAAAUCGGAUUUUAAUCGUGAUUUUGAUUUUGGCUUCUCGUGAUCAUAAAAACAUUACAGUCGAAGAAAAACCAUCAAGUGUGUGACAUGUCUGGAUCAAUAAUAUGAGGAGCAAACGAUAAGCAGGCCAAACCUGUAGGUGGCAGUGAAGUGAGAAGCUCAAGCCCACGUUAGCCAAUCAGAAUCCCGCAUAGCAGCAACAACAACAACGUCACUGCCUACUUUUGGAAAAGAUGCAAAUGCAAACAAAUACAAAGAGAUUGCACAAGCAUAAAUGCGACUGCUAUUCUGCAUGCAUCCGUAAUCACCAGAGAUUGUAAAAGUAAACUGUAGAUUGUAAACAACGUUGCAUUUAACCCAGUUUCCGGCGCACAAUCUGCUGUCGGCUACCCAAAUAUCUGUUUACUUUCGUUUACAUGCAAACGGAAUUUUUUCUAAAUCUCCACUCUCGAGUUUUUAAAGACCAUCGUUCUCAGGAGCAAAUUCUCUGUUUGCAUGUAAACGAAGGGUGUAAACGAUGGUUAAAGUCUCCAUUUUAAAAAAUAACGUAUAAAUGGGGCCUGAGAAAAAAGCAGGGACAGCCUCAGUUAUCUGGAAACAUUUUGGCUUCAGUUUGACGGACAUUGAGCAAAAGGAAAUUGUUUGCAAAGUUCGUCACACUGUCAUUUCGGCUCCCGAUGACAACACGACUUCAGGGUUUCCCCUAUGUGUUGUUGAUCGCCAUGGCUAAAAAAAAGCCACCAAACCUUAAAUAUUAGUUUAUUUAUCUAUUUAUGUGGCUCUAACUCGGACUUGUAUGUAUCGGAAUAAUGUGCGUGCACAUUGGAGCUGAGUAUUAGCAUUAGCGAGUUAUCGUCGGCAAUCUCAGAGCUGAUUAAUUUUAAUUUUUUUACUUGUUACUAAUUUAUUUCUGGCUGUUUUUUAAGUUAUUUUUAAAGUUAAGUUUUGGUGGUUCAAUAAAUACUCGAAGUUUGAAAUCAAUGAUUAAUCCUGUUUAUUCAUUUUUUAUCAAAAUAAUCAUGAUUAUUAUUUUUGCCGUAAUCCUCCAGCCCGAGCUGCUCCCACAGACUCUGCCUCCCACACGUCCGAACAUCUGAACACAUUUUGAUGAUCAAAAGUCCUUUUGGGCAGAUCCAUCACAAUGUGUUGGAAAUGAUGUCCGGCCUCAAAAAGAGAAGAAUUACAUUAAUGGUCUCAUUUCAAAGCUCUCUCUCUCUGUGAAUCUUUGAAGUGCGGUCAGUCUGAUUGUGGAGGAUCCAUUAGCAGGAAGGAAAGCUCGCCCUGAUUUGCCUCCAGUAAAAUAAAUGAAAUAUAAAUGGGGGGUAUUUAUAGAUCUGAGGAGGCUCGCUGAGGAUGUUCAGAUAAACCAGAUCAAAGCUGAGGCUGUGCCGUUACUCACGCACAGGUGACUGAUUCUCACCCGGGAACAGACAGGUUAGAGCGUGUGCGGCGCUAAUCAUCAUCAUCAUCAUCAUCAUCAGCUGUUCUUGCUCAUGGGAUCAGCUGUGUCCGGUGUCGCCUCCAGGUCUGAGGUCACUUUAUUUGUCAGCGGGAGGUCUGGGAAACUUUUAAUGCAGCAGAUUUAUCUCGUCUGAAGGUCGAGGCCACGGGGUCGGAACAAAGUGAUAAUUUCAGGGUGGAGUUUUAACACUGCAAACGAGAAAUCCGCCUUUGUUUGACAGAGAAUAAAACUCAAAUACUCUUAAAGCAACUCUUAGUUAAAGAAAGAAUGACUGACUUACAUAAAUCAGAUCACUGAGACAUACAUGUCGAUACAAGUCGGCGUAUUUCCUGCAGAUCUUCCUCUGUACAGAUAAGCGCUGAAUGAUUUAACUUGAAUUUCUGAAGAAAUGAAGCAGAAACGAAGAAGAAAAUGCAAAAAAAAAUACUUUUGUUUUUGUUUCUGAGUUUGAUUAUUAUCAUGAAGUAUCUACCUUUUUAUUAUCCUGAAUUUAAGGCGUUUACAGGACAAGUCAACCAUCAACUAAAACCGAGUUUUAAAGAAAAACAUCUCAGAUUUUAAAGCUCCAGUGGGGAACUUUCCGUCUGUGUCUCCGGUGGUCCAAUAGCACGACUUCUUUUAUGACUCACAGCAUCAAACCCCCCCCAGUUAGGAGUCUCUCUGAGCUUUUGAGGCUUGAAUAGAGACGCAUUGACACUCAGGGCUCAUAAACCUGUCAUUAUCUCAAAGGGUUAACGCAGCCAAUGAGAGGAGGAGGGGUCGGCAGUCACAAAACAGGUUGUUUUAACUCGUCACAGACGGGCGGACUCCUUUUGUUCGGCUCUGAAUGGAUGUACUUGUGUCUUAAAAGGCAGACUGGGUUUGUGCGUCAGUGUAGAAUCUCCGUCUAAUGGCAGCAUUUCUGACACCAUCUCUGCGAUAACACAACUCAGCUCCACACUCGCCAUUAGUAUAGAUCUGGAUUUAGUGUACAGCCUGGUGAUUCAGAGAAAAAAAGGGUCUUUGUAUCCCCAGAGAAGCGCAGAAACUGCUGGUGUCCGCUUUAGCUUUUAGCCGCCUAAACGUCUGACAUUUCCUGUUGCAUUAGCAGCUCCUCUGUAGCUUUGUGGACUGCAGGGACAUAAAACAAGAGAUACUCGAGAGUUAGUCGCUCCAGGUCCUGCCAAAAAUUGAACUGCCCAUUGAAAUGUUGAGAAACUAAACACCAUUAAUAUCCCGCUCGCCGCAGAAGAAACGCUGACUCAUCUGAGGAGGCCUCGCUCUCCUCCUUAUGGCGGGAGUUUUACGGUUUUAUUCGCGGGGCCUUCUGUCGUUUAUUUUUACUUAUAACCCAGGGAGACUUUGGAGUCCGGCUUUUCUUCAGCCCUGCACCACCUGAUCCCUCAACUGUAACUGCAUCCCUCCUUACACCUUCAUCCUCUGCUGCAGAGAGCUGAAAUUUCAUCUCUCUCUCUCUCUCUCUCUAGUGAUCGUGUUUUUAUACGCCGCCGCUGCUGCACACCUCCUCAUUUACAUAAAAAGACACACGCCGAGCGGUAAAUGAUGUUUUAAGAAGAAAACUAUCUGUAGUGACAAAGACAUCUAUGAAAAAAAAGUGAGUUUUUUCUUUCAGGGAAUGAGGGUUUUGUAAAUUUGUGUCGUGGUGCUCUAAUAGGCGACAGGUGAGAAGCGCACCGCCGAAUGCAAGCUGUUUCCUGUGACAGCUUCAUCUGUGAAACCAUAUUCUCCAAGGACUCAAAGCCUGCCCAGGGAUCACUGAGACCGUUUAAGAUUACAUGUCUGCUGGCAGGGAGCAGCAGAUAGGUGAAAAUAAUUGGCUUUGUCACCAUCCUGCUUUCCCCUCCCCCACCUGAGUUUGACGACAAACAGCGACACGUUGAGGUAGAAAGAACCCGAUCCUCCUGAACAUCCACCUGAGAAGUACAGCGGCCGUGUUACCCGGCUCCUGUGGCAUAUAAUCAAGAGUGGGAACCCUGCUGCCCCCCGCUGAUUGGGUGUAAAAGAGGUUGCAGACCUAGUUUUAUGCAAUUAGUGGAGGAAUGCCAGACGCUAAUGGAACACAGAAGUGUUGGCAAAGCAUUAUGAUAGGAGUGUCGGGGCCACGGCGAGUAAAAAAAAGAGGACAUUUGCCCAGAGGAAGAGCAGCUCUGUACAGUAUCUGAAACAAUCAAGUGGAAAAGACGUGGGGGAAAUUACCCACACAGCAGGCUUUUGGGGAGGGGCAUUGUGGGAAAGUGAGGCUUCUUAGUGAAACAUGAUAAAUAUCGGUGAAGUUAUGCAGAUGGUGAGGCGCAGGGGAGCGCUCUGAAGGGGAAACAAUAGUGAAAGGGUUUUUUUUCUGUCGCAAUUAAGCCCUAAUUUGUGUUGACGGCGUGCACCAUGUUGAUGAAGACUCUCCGCCCAAUCUGAUUGGUGACAGCAGAGGGGGAGGAGUCCUUUUGUGUCGACACAAAGCAUCUCAGAGAGAGAAAAACGCAUCCAAGCAUCAAAGUCCAUGGAUGACUGACUUAAAUGUGAUGUGUUAUAUAUAUGUACCACAGAGAAAGAUGUGCAUCUAAAAGGCAGCGCUGAAGUUCACAGUGUGCUCAAUUAGACUCCGAGUGCUCAUGUGUGAGUCAUUAAGCUUGUUUAUGUACCUUAGCAGUAGGAAGUUAGCAUGUUGAGGUUGUUGGGUUUAUUAUUUUUUAAUGUCAGACUGUAGGGGCGGGCGAUGAGCCACAAACAUCCAAGUCUGGAUUUGAUCAGUUCCCCUGAUUUUAAAGCUGGUUUGGAAGUUUAUGAAAAACUGAUUUUCUGUGUGUGAAGUUAGCAGGGUGCUAGUCCAGGCAAGCUGCAAAAGUAAAGUGCAGCAGCUCCUCCUUUUUAUGUUGUGUCUGAUUUUAUGGUGUCGUAUAUAUACCUACUUUGUUUCUAGAGCAGCCCUCAGUACCUCACUGUUUAUUUCUAAAGAAUUUAAGAGACGUUGUUUACACGGUGAUCAGAUAAUAUCCCCCCAGAAAUCCCCCCGGUGCAGUAGAAGAAGCAGGUAACAUUAAAACAGUGACAAUUAAGGCUGAAACUCUGAGUUAUGUAACCUUUUAUUAUUUAAUCCACGGAGGCUGAAUCUAGUAGAGUUAUGUCUCCUUUUCUAAGACUCAUAUCAUCUUUUGAUUUAGUCAUUGCACCCCGUGUGUCGACUGUGGUCUGCUGCUUUCAAGACUACUGAUUCUAGUGAUUCAGUACAUCUAAAAGAAUCGCUGUGCCCAUCACUACUAUCCCCUAACGCACAUAAUUGUUCCGUGAUCGUCCUCUCUACUUCUCCAAGUCUGGCCUGUAUAGUGGGGCUCUGGGGGCGGAGCUUAGAGUUGUGACAUAAGAAAUCUCACUGUAUCUGAGCCUCCUAGAGAUUCACAGUGAUUUGAAUGCAGAUUUUUGCACUUAUUUUUCUCGUGAUAUGUCCUGUAGCAUCAGAAAAAUGAAUAUAUGAACACGUAGAUGACAAGAAAAACAUGAUUACAGUGUCAUAAUACGGCGGAGUCACUUGAUGUAGUGGACGUGCCGUUUGUUUGACCCCGGCUCUUUAUCUGCGCUCUCGGUCCGUGCAUUAUAAAUACAACAACAGAAGUGCAGCAGAUGACAACAGGAUGAGAUGAUAUCAUGAUCUCUGUGGAUUUACAGAUUGUGGACAUGCUCUAAUCCUUCAUGAUCUAAUGUUGUCCUGAUGCAAACCCUUUUAUUUUAUGCAUUUUUCCUCGACUGGAAACCUUAUCGAUCGUUGUGUUUGUUGGUGUUUAAUCAUCUCUGCGUGGACUUGUUGUGAACCUCAAGAUGCAGGAUGUGGUUUCCGGAUGAAAGCGAGAAUGAGACCUCGCCCCGCCAGAGCAGCUUGAUAAUGAAGAGUGUUGUGUAUAAAACAGAGCUGCUUAAACUGUCAGUGUUUUAUUCAUGUGUUGUCUGUCAACACACUCUCAUACAACGAGCAGGCGCUGCAGAAAUAAAGGUGCACCGUGGGACAGCAGUGCUUGUUCAGCAGUAAGUCGGGUUCAGGUGCACAGCACUGAUGGCUUCUUCGGGCCCCUGUUAGCGGAGCAAUUAGAAAGCACAAAGCAUCCUGGGUAACAUGAAAGCGGUGCAGAGUUCUCCUGUACAGAUGCCCUGAGUUAGAGGGGAUUGUGUUAUCGCCACCUCCGCACCUCCAGGGAUGUCCUCCUCCCUUUUUUCCCCCGAGCUGCCAAAGUGUCACCGGGACUCCUAAAUAAAUGAUCACUAUAUGCACUUACCAGAUGACAGCUCUGCAUUCCCCCCACCCCGUCAACACUCGUCUCCUGGAAGUUCAGGUUUGAGCUGUGACAGGAAGGACAAGUCUGCGCCUGUACCUACAUCGCCGAAAAACCAACCGUCUCCCAGAGCCACUGUUGAAACAAUUACUCAUAAUUCCAGGAGCUCAGCCCUCUGAAUAGAGCUGUUGUUCUGUUGCCAUGUGACUACUCUUCACAUGAGUCACUCUUGAUACUCCUGAACCCUGACAUCGGUUCACACACACAUUUUGACGGAAGGAGGAAUCAAAGUGUCACCUGUGAAGAGAAGAAAAAAAAAAAAAGAGGUUUGUGUUUGAGAAGAAACCAAACAGAUGGGCGAGCGGCGAACGCACCCAGGCUCCAUUAUUGCCUCUCUGUUUCCCCCCAGAGGCUCAGCGUCCUUGGUGCAGAUGUUGAGACUUCAUGUGUGGUUUUUAGAGCUUUUUCAUGGCCUUUCAGACUCGCUGCUCCUGCGGGAUAAUGGCAGGGGAUGGGCUCGCUCUGAGUGGCUGUCAAACCUUUGCAGCUUGUUUGCACAGAGCAGAGAGUGAGACGUGUUCGGCUGGCAGCGGCGCUCGCUGGGGUUUCAAACGUCUCAUCUUGGCCGUGUCGUGGUUAGUGAAAUGUGUAGAAAUUAUAUGUGACUCUGGCCAGAGAGUAAGCUGCUGCGGCGGUGGAAGCGGCCACACCCGACUCCUCGCCCACAUGUCUGCACCGACAAAAAAAAAGAGGAAGUAGAAGCAGAAGAGAGAGGGUGACAUCAGCUGUGGACCGAGCUGUUGAACCGGUCUGUGGACGGGAGUCGUAAUCUAGAAAAGCCGUUAAACUCACCCUCAGGUGGUUUGGACUGGAGUGUGUGUACGUUUGUCAAAGAUGGAGUGUUUGCUCAGUGUGCAUUUCCAUUAGGGAUUUGUUUGAGUUCGGGAGACAUGUAUUGAGUGUGUUAUUUAGACACUGUGCGAACGCCGGGGAUUAGUUAGCCCGAGUUUGCACAAGUCCAACCUGCCAUCGUUAAAUAGGGUCACAGAUGUGUCGUAUUACAGAGGGGCGAUGAUAAGCCCUCGAACAGAGAGUCGGCUGUGUCUCCUGGAGAACAUGGAUAUGAAGGGAGUAACAACCUUAAGGGAAUACGGAGGUUUUAAAGGUGCAGCAGUACGAACGGGAGGAAUAGGGCUGCAUGAUAAAUCGAUUUUAUCGGAUUAUGUGAUGAUGAUGAUGUUAAAAAAUUAAAAUCCUCAAAUCGAUUCCUACACACAUCAGUGUAAACAAACAUGGCGUUAGCAAGAGAAGGCGAUAAUUUUGUGGCUAAAUCGGACAAGAGCGAGUCAGUCUUGUUGAAUUGGUACGACUUCACAGUUUCUGACGAAGAGCAAACCACUCCCCGCUGCAAAGUCUGUCUGAAGGCGGUAUCAACCCGUCACCACGGAAACAAAUUCAGGAGGAAACGCAAAAGUUUUUGUCGUAUUGGCGUUUCAUCUCUGGAAACGAUCAAGUGACACACGGCGUAACUCUUUCAUGGCGCCUGCGCGUGUCUGGCAAAAAACAACCUUUAUACACACGCUCUGUACUCUUCUUCAACGUUACAGCGCCACUUACUGGCUUGGCAUAUGCACUACAUCGAAGCAGAUAUGAUUGAAAAACCUUUUAUUAAAGUGAAGUUUGGUGUGAAGUUGUCACUAAAUAAAAAAAUCUAAAAUGUAAAAAUGGAGUUUCGUGCAGCCCUAGAGAGGAAUGAUCUCACUGUGUCUCCUCAGCUCACCCACCGUCCGCUCAGUUACACGCCGUACCUUAAAAAAACGUGAUCUGAAGGUGCAGAUAUUUAAGCUCCACUGAAGUCUCUUUGAACCAAACUCAGACUAUUUUUAACUCUGAAGUCUAGACGUCGUUUUUGACCUGCCAAUCACCAAAAACUAAAUCCAGACUCUCCUCUCACUCCCACCAACUUUUAAGCCGUAUUUCGCCGCUUUAAUUAUCCGAGAAACUUUAUCCAGUACCUGAUUUAAGAGCAGUACAAUCAUUAUUUGUGUCUUCAAAGUGUUUCAUGACACCAGCAGCUCUGCAUAGAUCUUCUUCUCCUGCUCCUGCAGACGGGCCGCUGUGAACAAACGUGUCUUAAUGUGAGAGCGGGGGGAUCAGCGAAGGAGCGGCUGCGUUUUAAUAGAACAGUUAAAGAGGAGCCAAAGGCAACAGGAAAACAUUAAGUCACUUCAUUAUAUCCAGUCUGCUGCUGAUAUGUUUACCUGAGACGUUCACUCGGACAAAGUGAGGAGAAAAAACACAAUGGCUGUCCUUCAGCGCUGGAGGAUUUAAUAAGGACGAGUUUUUCCCGUCGGGACCGCAGACGUGUUUAUUUCUCCGUUUUUUUAAUGUCACUUUAACGUUUCUCUUCAGAGCUGAAAGACGUGAACGUGUCUCCCUGACAGAUGAAACUCACACGACUUCAAUGUGCCACUUACACCUUUCAAUUUUGUGCUUGAACUCCAAUUUAAAAAACCAUGCAGCUUUUGAAAGCGGGAUCAUUUCUGACACCGUUUCCUCGCCAUUCUGAAAUCUCGCAAUUUCAAACCGCAGACGAUGAAGCGGCCUUAUCACAGCAGCCAGACCUCUCUCCAUCUGCCGCUGUUAGCUCUGCUCCUCUCUCUCCUGUCUCAUUCAUAAAGUCCACUUCAGAUUUAUUAGCCUUAAUAGAAACUCUUUACAUUCGAUGUAUCAUAUUUUCUCAAGUGCGUGUUGUGACUUCUGGCUCCGGAGCCACUUCCUGCAACAAGACGCCCUCUGAGCGCCGCUGUAUUGACCUCCUCUGAAUGAAGCGAGGCCUCAGCUCUGAGUGAUUGAACACGGAGAGAGGAGAAAACACAAGCGGACGAGCGCUUCGAGGUUUUUUUUUUUUGCACCGAGCGAUUAUUGUUCUCAUGUUUUAUUGGGUGAAAUUAUUUAGCAUGCUGCCUGCAGUUUAAUAAACAUGUGAGUAUUAUAAUCCUUCGGGCUGUUUACUCGGUCUUUUUACACCCACAGUACACGGCGUCAUUCCUCCUCAGUGGCACAUCUGGUGUGUGCAUCUGUGAAGCGGAUGCCGAGGCUGGGAACCAGGUGUGCCGCAGAACGAGACCCAGAGUAUCACACAGAGGGCUCGUGUUUUCAUCCUCGCUCGCUCACUGAUGACGAUGACUGCAGUGGUUUUUUUCUGCAGGUAGAGCUCUGUAAACAUGUUGACCUUUAGACUCUGAUUUCAUAGACAAAAGCUUGUUAAACCUCCUCAUUGUUUGUUUAUUUUGGUGCUUAUUUAACUCUCUUUUUUAAACCAAAUGGAGUCUUAAUGCUCUUAAAAUCCUUCCAGCUCAGCCUCAUCCUGAAGGAAAGCAUCAUUUCUCUGUUUCUAGAAGAUUUGAAUCCACAGACGACAUGUCGGCUUCGUGCUGCGCUGCCUAAAACUCACGUCAGUCGUUAGACAGCAAAUUCAGGAAUAUGUGACUGCAGCAUUAAAAUGAUCAGAAGACGGCUCUUAAUACAAAGCUGUGUGGCAGGACUAAAUACUGCACACCAUGCUGAUGCAACUGAGUGCUUCACACAAUGAAGCCCAAUGCAACCUUAGAAAUGAGGCUGAUGUGAUGGUGCUAAAAACUGUCGUUCCCCUGAGCGCAGCGACCUUGUGCACACUGACUCAAGAAGGCGCCGCUUUAGAGCGAAAAACACGGCGGUUUUGGUCUGCAGAGUUUAAUUCUCAGUUUAUUUGAAGAUUUUAAGGUUUCAAGUUUGGAAAUUUGGAGGCACAGCUGGGACACAUCGCAGACUCCGCCUCUUUGCCCAACGAUAAGUCGACUGACAGAAACAAGAUCUCAUCCUAGUCUUUACCCGGUCCAGCUACAGAAUCCCCCUCUCGCCACACCCUUGUGCUUCCUCAAUACUCCCUAAGAACAGUUUGUGAUUGGACAUUGCCUUACCUAUUAACCUGUUAACACGCAGCGCUGGUCUGUGCUGCUGACCCCGAUGCUUCACAUCACCAUAUUCUACCUCUCUUAAAGGAGAUAGGGCGGAUUGACUUCGCUCUACCGUUAUGACUCUGCAGGUUGUAGAUAAGCUGUAAAAAAAGGAGUAAAUCAAUCCCGCCUUGGAAUAAGAGCUUUAGAUAGAGUCUUUGUAGCUCCACCAACAAACCGCCAAGACCUCUGCACUCAGUAUUAUGCACGUUUGUGUUCCAGAUCUUUCCUCAGAAGCUAGUAGCCUUGUAUUCUGAUGUGAAGUGUGCUCUAUGCAUCGCCCUACAGUCUUGUGUUAUGGGCUUCAGGCACGUGGAGACCACGAGGCGAUUGGCAGGUGUAGCCAAGCAACAGAGCUGAGGGUGUGAAGGUCAUGUGUCAGGUGGAUGACGGCCGUCCUCCGUCACUUUCUGCAGUUAUUACUUGUGCACCGAACAAAGGGCAGAAAAUUGCACAAAUCGGACGGUUACUUCACGUUUGGCGUCACUGUAUGCCGUCUAAAACGGCUCUGCAGCUUCUCCUUCCACUCGCAGCCAUAAGCUGUAGAUCUUCUCCAGCCGUGGAGUGCGUCUUAAUUUCCUUUGAAGACGUGUUUUGUCUCUGAAGGACCACACAUGCAUGUCUUUGAAUACAAGCCGUGUUUACAAUCAACAGCUCCCUCAGCUCUGACAUGUUGGUUUUUUUAGUGACGGCGUCUACGGAGACAUUCCAGCGCGUGUUUACACAACACACCAGGAGCCGGGCUCCGGCAUGUUUGCCGUUAAUAUGUGCAUAAAAUUAAUUGAAAUGUAGGUAAAGAUUGCAGAAUAACUGUGCACACAUUACAUGAUAAAUCUACAUUUAACUGGAUGGGGCCUCACAGUCCUUUAAUUAGCUUAAUUAAAUCAUUCAACUGUGUUUUCAGCGCGCUCUAUAAAUAAGCCAAAUUUUUAUUCAGCUGCUCCUCAAGGAUAUUUUCUGCUGCUUUGGUUCCAUAAUGCAUUCCUAAGCUGUGCACUGAUGCUCGUAUGAAAAUUUGAUGCACUACACGCUUGGUUCUCCUCCAUGGCUGCACAGACGCAGAACAAGCCUCUCUGCUUCCCUCAUCCCUAUUUGAUCUGUCGCCCCAGAUGUUCCUCUGCCGCCUGUCCUCUGCAUCCUCCACCCUCAGCUCUUCCAGUGUGCAGAAAUUUAGACUCGCAGGCUUAUGUGCGCCCGGGUAACAUCUGAGGAGGGGAGCUUACGUGUCGUCGUCAUGGAAAAUUCCCCCUGGUUUGACCUCUGAGGUGUCGGGAUGUGUGGAAGUGCUGCUUGGUUCUGAAUGCUUUUAAGAGACUUCCUCGGGGAGAGCUGCAGCAACACUGUCCUAAAAUGCUCUCAAAGAAGGACUGUGGUCACUUUUUAUGACUCUUUUCCCCUUGAACCACUUAAUCCAGAGGGAAUAUUUACUUUAGAAUAUGGUAGGGCUGAGCGAUAAACCGGAAAUUUACAGAUACCGAAGUUUAGGACAAUAACAGACGUCAUUUUGCACAUUUAGUUUUUUUGACACCAAAUACACCGAUAACACUUAAUUUGACUCCUUUCUCUAUAAUGCAUCAUAAAUAUAUGUAUAAUGCAUCAUAAUUAUGUUAUAACACUGUAUAACUAGAGUUAUAAACACUCAUAAAUAAUCAUAAUGCUUUAUAACAAUAAUCAUAACACAUUAUAAAGCAUUUUAUCAUGACUUACAAGGUCAGGUAUUAUAGUGUGUUAUUACUGUUAACAACUCACUGAUAAUGCCCACAUAGAUAAUGCAUUAUACAUAUAUUUAUGAUGUGUUAUAAUGGUCUUGUAUAAAUAUACUUAUAAACACUAAUUAAGUGUAAUAGGGAUUUAUAACAAUAAGUAUAACAUAUUAUGACACCUGAUCUUGUAAGUCAUAGUAAAAUCCUUUAUAAUGUGAUAUAAUUAUGUGAUAUGAUCAUUUAUGAGUGUUUAUAACUAUAGUUAUACAGUGCUAUAACGUGAUUAUAAUGCAACAUUAAAGUGUUACCUAAAAAAUAAAUAAAUCAAAGUUGGUUUUGGAUGUGUGUAGGUAGGCUAUGGUCUCAUGUCCCUUUAAGACGCUGUCCUACGUCAGAGACGUGACUCCACCCCAUUCCCAAGAGGAAAAGACAGAUAAGUAGAUGGAGGACGGUUCAAAAGUUGUAGCAGCUGAAGGAGACAAAGUUAAUGUGUGAGUAGCUUGUGGAGUAGUUAUCGUUUAUUUAUCGUUAUCGAGGUGAACUGAUCAAUAUAUCGUGAUAUUGAUUUGAGGGCUCGACUGUGCGACCGUUUCACUCGCAUUUGCGACCAAAAAUAGAUGUGUGCGAAUUGAAGAAUGUAUUUAGGGGCACAUGUGCGCAUAAAAAAAUCAGCGGUGGCAACAAACGUUUUUUGAUAACAGAAACUGAUAUCUGACGGACAUUCGCUGCGAAUCUACUGGUGUCUUCUCACUCUCCAUAACCGAGAAUAUCAACAGCAGCAUGGUGAAAUCUACUCGACACCCUUGCUGUCAAGGUCAGGUGUUGAAUAAGGGACCGUCAAUAAAUUACCGGUCAAUGUUCUUAGAAAAGGCUGUUUUCCUUCAAUAGGUGACCAAAUGUUGUGUGACCAAAAGACCUAAAAUUGAUUUCACAUUGUAGUUUUUAUGUGGACCAAUAAGACAAACAUUAUCUGAUCAGUUUUCAUUCUUAGUGUUCUUCUUGGGAGCACAUGUGAAAAAAGUUAGUGUCCAGCCCUGAAUUUGAGGCCAUAUCGCCCAGCCCUACAUCCAGAAUACAGAGAAAUAAAUAGUUAAAGUCUCUCGAAGAAAAUCCCCUGCGCCUUUCCAUCAUCAGGUAUCUAAUUGUUUACUGUGUGAGUGUUGCAUAUUCACAAGGUGGAGGAGAGUAUCUCUAAACACAUAAAAGCAGACAAAGGAGACAGCAAAUAGUAGCAGUGUCUGAUAAAAUGAAUCUCGGAGGAAUAGAAGUGCUCAUCUGUGUCCUUUUCAUCCCACAGUUGGUCUAUUUUUGUGUCUCAGUGUGUCUUUUCUUCUCAAACUCCCCCGCCUUGUCUCUUUAUGCCGUCCCUGAGCUCUUUAAUAGUAGUGGGCUACUCUUCUCCUCGGCUGCUGUGUUUGGGUAGAGUGAGAGUGAAUGAAAAGUAAAACAAAGAUCUUUCCCUUUCAGGAGGAAAAACAGGCGUGCAGGUUUUUCUUUUUCUUUCUCUUUUUUUUUUAAACUUUUGUUUGUCUGUAUUUUUCUGUUUCUGCUGUCAGCGGCUCCUCGGAGGAACUGCUUCAUGCCUGUGGAGCAUGCAGAGCGGCCGUAUAUUCAGUGUAAACAUGUCAGAGCCCAAUCUCAGGGUGAUAGCCUCGGCAAGGGCAGUGAAGGACACACACUAACACACUACGACACAGGCUGCUACACAGUAACGCUGCUGGUUUCACCUCGGCUGAAUUUAUUGAAUAGUUGGACACGAUGAAAGUUAAAUGUAUCUGGCCGUUGUUUUUAUUCAUUAUUAGCUCUGGGUUUAGAGGCGGGCCAUUUCAGGUCAAUGAAUUCUAAUAGAGUAAACCUGAUUUUCUCCUGCUUUAAUCCUGUCUGUGGGUGUUUGAAUCCUAACGACUCUUACAGUAAAGAGCCGAAUGCAGAAUAUUCUGCUAAUUUCCAGAGCGUGUCUGUAAUCUGGAUUUCGCGUCCUUUUAAAGGGCAUCUCUGCUUUUAUACUUCGAUUGCCGCAAUCCUCCGAGAAAGAAGAGAAAUAACCAUCAGCCCCUCGCUUCGCGGCGUGCUGCUAUGAUAAGAGGGAAAUGUGGGAAAGUGUCAUGCAAGUACUCGACAGCAACAUGUCGGAUUGCGUCAAAUGUCAGCCCAGCGAAAAAUAGAAAUGUCAGUUCGCUGUGUGUCAAAUUGUUGCCUCAGAUGCGGAGCGAGCGCCGAACGCUGCAGCUUUCUAUAAUUCAUGGCACGGUUUUUAGGAUUGUUUUUACUUAUAGUGACAUGUACUGGACUGACCUGAGCCUGUGAAACGUCCCACACUCCCCGCUCUUCCUCCUCCUCCUCCUCUUCCUCGGACUUGGCUCACUAACUCUGAAUCCAGCGCUCAGGGUUGGAGCGAGGCCGGAUGAUUAAAACACCAUCAUUAGUUUGGCAUUGUGAUCAUCUUUAGAGCAUUUAAUACGGGAAGCUUUCAGACUUUAUGAGUUAGAAAUAAUAUUCUCAUGAGUUAAUUUAUCCCUCUGGCAUUCACAGUCUGCAGGGCUUCAGUCUGGGGUCUUUUCUAAAUAAAUGCCUCUGUUUAUGAUCCUCCUGAAUUCUCGCUCAGCGCAACUAUCCUCCACAAGAUUAUAAUGAACUCUCUGUGCGUGAUCGGACCAACUUUGGUGGACCAGACCUGAUGGUGUCUCACAUUUAGGACAAAAAACUGAUGGAUUAAAAUCAAUGCAAGAGACAAAUACUGGAUAGAGGAUGAUCCUGAUCACAGUCUACUUCUGGACUAGUUUUUACGGGGCGUUCACACCAAGGACGAAUAAAAUCGACUAGCUUAAUUCGUGCAUAGCUAGACGCACGAAUGAAAAGUAUUUACUCGCUUCAUUCGCGCGAAUGACUUGGUCUAUUCGCGAGGAUCAAUUAGUCCAUUUGGGCGAUUAGGGUGUCAACGGACUGCUUAAAAGCUGUGGAUCGCUGUUUGUGCCAACAAACAGUGAUCGUUGCAAAUUCAACCGGCGGGAUCAAGUGAUAGACAACAGUUUUCCACAACUAACAAAUAAUCCGACCUCCUCACUCCCUUUCCUCCAGCCGUGGAUACGAGAGAAGGCGGAGAGUCUCCAUCAAGCAUGGUAGGAGUGAACCACGUUCAGCAGAUCUCUGUUUUGUUUUUGUUGUGGAAGGCCCAAAACCCUGAGAGAUGUAGGCGUGUCUGAGUCUCCUCCAAUAGCUGCGCCGAUUCCAGCUGUAUUUUUGGGUUACCCAGUUUGACAAUCUGUUGGUGAGGGUCGGUGCCAAGAUAUCCCUCCAGGAUAGAGCUGCAGAACAUCUUUUGGUCUGUUUUUAUACAUCACUUGGGAAUCUUCAUGCUGAUUGGUUAACGUGACGCGAAUAUACGCUCAAGUUGCAACAUUUUCAACUCUAGCGAAUUCGUGUCAUUUGCGCUAAUAAUGCAAAUUCGCAUCAUUCGCGCGAAUGACUCGCUCAAUUCGCGUUAUUCGCGCGAAUGAUUUUAAUCGCGCUUGGUGUGAACGCCCCAUUAGAAGUUUACACUUGCAGAGUUAGCUCCUCUGGUUUUCAGCUCUUCUUGUGAAUCAACAUCCACAUGUCUGCGCUGGUUUUUACAUCGUUCCAGUGCUUGUUUACAUCUAAAUAAGCCACCACCUGAAUUUUAGUCAAAACACCCAAAAACACCCAACUGGAGCGUCAACAAGUUCUUUGUCUGAACACCUUUACAUAUUCCUCCAUCGUCUCCUUCAUCGAACAGAGAGAUCAGCUGCCCCACUGUUGUUCAAUCCAAUUAAGCUGCCACCCACCCCGAGGCCAAUCAAACUUUUAAUUCUCUCACGGUGCCUCCUCAUUCUGUAAUUGGUUUAUGCAGCGAAACCAGCAAACUGUUUGCAUCUCGUCUGGUAAUCCCCUGACGGCCUCACACGCAGAGUCUGCUAAAUUAGCUCUCGACAAAUAAACAAAAAUUAAACACGUAAAUAAAUAUAUAUGUGAAUAUAUAUGUGUGUGUGUGAGUGUGUGGAAACUCCCGGAGAACUGAGAGGAAAGCCGACCCUUGUUUGGUGGAUGUGGAGGAGCAGCGGGGAGCCGUCACUGAGUGUUUGGAGAGGAGUUAGCCGUAACUCUGAGGGAUGAAGGACUAAGCCGGAGGAGCGAUUAUACACUGAAGUAGUAGUUUGCUGCAUAAUUACCUAGCUGUGUGAUUCUCUUCUGUUUGCCUGGUUUGAGUUUAACAACCUAUGAUUGAGGAAAAAUUAGCCAUUUUCGCUCCUUUGAAGAGAAGAGACGAUAAUGUUAGUUAUUUGCUCUCACUUAUUCUGUAAAGGUGCUUUUCUUCGCCUUGCGGAGUCAUUCACAUUAAUUGGAGUUUUUUGCGCCUUCGCUUGAAUCUUCACGGACAUCAGACUCUUUUUUUUUUUUGCACGAGAAGUAAAUCGCAGUAAUAACACAGCAGGAGUAAAAAGGUCCCAGUUGUAAAGAGUUGGGGUGUUAUCUUUAUUGAAAGUGAAACAGGAUGACAACAAAGGGAGUAGUUUGCAUGAAUUUUUAUUUUCCUGAGACGCAGCUCGCGAGAAAUGUGAUCUCCAUGCCGUAACACGAACAAGAAUUCAUCUUGUGGGAAUUGAACAUACCACUUUAGCUGCGUUCUUUGUAUAAUAAGCAUGCGGAGGUUUGGCAGCGUCUCUGCUCGGGGUUUUUGUCAAUCUCUGUGAAAAAAACAGAAACGUACAGUGGUCUCAGUGAUUGCGUCUGCAGCAGCCCCUCAUAACCUCGGCGAGACGUUGGAUUCUAUUUCAGGGGAAACGCGAAUUGCAGUGGUGUGAGGUAUACUGCGUGUUUCCGACCUGCAGAGAGGUAGAGAGAGCAGAGCGAAAUAACCACCUUUCAAGCACAAGGGGCCCUUUGUAACACCUCUUAGUUGCGAGGGGGAGAGUGAUCACAAAACAACCAGCAGACAGCGCCACAGUGGGCUUUGAGACCCAUAAAUGCUGCUGAUAGGCUCUCUAACUGAGGCGGAAAUAGCCCGUCUGAGUGAUCUAAAUAAUACGGUGCAAAGAGCUGAAAUCUUUCACGUACUCUCGCUCACAAACUUUUGUUACGAGUGACUGGUGAGGCAAGUUUCCUGGAGUUUCAGUGUCUGCUGCGAUCACAGCACUGACUCAUUUUAGGUUGAGCGAGGUAAAUCGUGUCGGGGCAGGUUUGUGACGUUGUUUAUGCUCCUCUUCUUGUCUGGAAACACAAGCAGCUGGCUGUACGGCCUGCUACUCUUACAUCCUGACAGUGGGGAUCCUUCAGGUGCUCGCUGGAGUGUGUCACGGGUGCAGUCGAGCCAGCUGAUAUGAAGGUUGAGAGCCAUCAGCAGAGUCCUACAAUGUUUCACACGAGCAGCACAAACAACCUUGGAGUUGUGUCCCGUCACAGUUCAUCAGCCAAGCAAAGUCAAGCCGGCUGAGCUGUGGGAAAGAGGGGCGCGUCGACUCAGCCUGUCCGGGCCUGCUCACCCUGCAGGGGAGUGGCAGCACAUUAACAAAGAGCGGCCGCCUCGGCCUCCUGCGAGCAGCCGCCGUUCGUCCUUCAGCCACCUAAUCAGCCAAGGAGGAGGACGCAGACCCGGCCGCCAUUCGCCCCGCUCACAAACUGUCAAUAAAGAUUCCCGUGCGAAGUAUCGCCAUGAUGCGGCUCUUUCUGCUUGGCUGGUCCUUCUUCUUCGCCGUCGUCGUCGUCGUGUGGCAUUUCUCUAACUGGGUCACAACAAGUUUCAUUUUAGUGCAGCCGAGCGAGAUCAGCUUGUAGCUAGAAAAUGGGAGUAUAAAUAUUAAAGAGUUUUUUUAAUUCAUGUUUUUUUCUUUUCCCUCCCCCUCACAACAACAGGAUUAAAAAGGGAAGAGACAUUUGUAUUCAUAAAGUAAAUUGCAUUUCAAAACUAUAAAAUUAUGGCGAGCAUGAUAAUUGCCAAAUAACUAACUGUUUGGGGGAUAGGAAAACAAUACUCGGCUAAUUGCUGCACACCAUCGCUGUUCCCACCUCCCAGGAAAUGAGCGUCUUUGAUCGUGGCUGGAACAAAAGAGAAACGCAGUUAAAUCUUAACGCGUCUGCUAUUAAUACGAGUUUGUUGUUUAAAUCUGCUUUCAUUAAACUCGGAGAGAUGACAUGUUAAUAAGCUGCUGUUCGGCUCCAGACUUACAGGCUUGACGACGUGAUAAAACGGAUCCGUAUUGGUCAUUUUGAAAGUAUAAUAGUAGUGAAAACAGAUUUGUGGAGCAGCUCGUGUUUCAGAAUGAGAGAUCUGCGAUAAUUACUGUGACAAAGGGCGCUCUUCUUUAUAGAUAUACAGUCAGUGAUAAUCAGCAUGAAGCGCUCAAGCUUGAUAAAACAGCAGAUAAAAAAUACAUCUUCUCGUCCCCGCCCUGCAACAACCUUUCGCCUCCAGCAGCUGCAGCUCCAGGGACGCCAACACAUCUAUUAUGCAUGAAGGGUCGGCUGUGUCACUGUACAGCAUGUGAGCAUACAUUUCAGCUUCACCGCCGUUUCUGCUUUGAGAGGCUGGAGUCCUUCAGCUCACCGCCGGCCUUCGUUACCCAAUGAAGCUGCAGCGUUUUUUUGUCCAGGAUCUCACCUGAGUGUGAAGGGUCAGCGCGUACCCUUGGGAUGAGAAUGGUCCUUUUCGUAAUCAGAACACAUCAUUUAUGUUUUUCCACGAAUGUUUACUUGUUCACGACAGCGAGGCCGCACGCCUGACGCUUUUCUUCAACAAACAGCAUUCAGAGUUUUAAUGACAGAUGCUUUUAUUCACCUGCUUCAAAACAAGCUGUGAUGACCGUGUUUGUGUGUAUGGUAAAUAUAGGGCUGCACGAUAAAUCAAUUUUAAAUUGUAAUCAGAUCAUUUGAUUAUGACGAUGUUAAAAAUAUUAAAAUUGUCAAAUCGGUUUUCCUCUCUAACAUGUUUCGGGCCUCCAGGCCACCGUAGGCUCCCUAGUUCCCACACACACCAGUGUAAACAAACAUGGCGUUUCCAAAAGAAGGCGAUAUUUUCGUGGCUAAAUCGGACAAGAGCGAGUCAGUCGUGUUGAAUUGGUACGGCUUCGCAGUUUCAGAUGAAGAGUAAACCACUCCCCGCUGAAAAGUCUGUCAGAAUUCAGAAGGAAACGCUAAAGUUUUUUGUCGUAUUGGCGUUUCAUCCACAUGGAAACGGCGUUUCAGGUGACUGUUAACGUUACUUUUUGAAAACGGGUCAUAGAGCGCGUAAAUCCGUAAACGACGACCAUUUCAUCUCCGUUUUUCAUCUCAUGUCACACACAGCGCAACUUUUUAAUGGCGCCUGCGCAUGUCCAGCCAAAACAACCUUUAUACACACGCUCUGUACUCUUCUUCUGUCUUUUGUGCAUUUCCUUGGCAUCACUACAGCGCCACUUACUGUCUUGGCAUAUGCACUACAUAGUUUUCAUUGUUUUGUUUUGAGAGAUGAUAGAAAAACUUCUUAUUAAAGUGAAGUUUGGUGAAGUCGUCACUAGAUAAAAAAUUGAAAAAAUCUGGAUUUUAUUUUUGACCAACAUCGUGCAGCCCUACAUCGUGGAUUAAUGCACCACAGAGAAUAAAAUCUGAAUAACUUUCAACAAGAUUAAACACAAGAUCGUACCCACAUGAGAUGCACCUGCCACAGCUCUCAACCUGCCGUGUGUCGAGCAGCCGUUCACUGCAGCUUUCUAUACACCUCUCCAACUUUCAAUUUUUGAAGUGGUCCUGCUCAGAUAUUUCACAGCGGCCCUCUAAGUCCGGGGUUGCAGGUGAGCGAGUGUGAGUGCAGCAGGUGCAUCGACAGUCAGUGGAGGGCGCAGCGAAGAUGAGACAUUCUCAACCAAGCUUACUGUCCUGUGCACUGGAGCGGGAAAACUGUGGCAUUUAUAAUCCUGGUGGCAGGAAGUGUUCCCCGGGUGUCUAUAAAAAUACCCAGACUGCACUGCAAAGGUGUGAUCCUUAACUAAUGAGAAACUAUCUGAAGCUCAUUCUUCUAAUUGUCACUGGUGUAAUUACAUUGACUGCUACAAGUGACGGUGGAGAUAAUAGCAUUGCCGCUCAGUUUUAUUAGCAGAAAAAUAGUGCUACAGCUGCUGCUGCUGCUGCUUCGGCUUUUCUUGGUUGAUAACAAACGGCAGAGAAGAAAACCAGAGUCUCUGAGGAGAGGGCGGGAAAGUGUGGGGUUUUACUGCUUUUGUCUGUGCUUUUUUAUGGCAGUUUGAUCAUUUUACUUUGGUUAUCGAUACAACGGUUUGGGAAAAAAAACAGGCGUCAUGUGAGGAGACUUAAAACACACAUAUAUAACCAUCUUUGACAAAGCUACAUGCAAAGACAAAGACUCUAUUUUUACACUUUUACUGGGAACAGUUGGACUUGUGUUUGUAUUUCACAGUUUCCACAAAGUUGGAUGACAAAGCGACUCUCUCUCUCUCUCUCUCUCUCUGUGAAUGUGGGCAGAUUUUCCAAGAACAUUUGACCACAAAACGCUUAAAUAUUUGAACUAAAACAGCCGCCAUAUUGAAAAUAACCAGACAGUUAUUUUUAUUCUGUUUAGCUGCAGCUCCUCUCUGCUGUCUGCACGCUCGAGCUUUGCAGGGCCGAUUAAAUGUGUUUAUACCGAGGCCCUGCUUUCAGCUUUAGAUGGGUGCAAGUAGGGCUGGGCGAUAAACAGAAAAUUUACAGAUACCGAAAUUUAUGACAAUAACCAACGUCAUUUUGCCCAAAUCUGUAUAUUCGAUGUCAAAUCAAUAAAUAAAAGUUGGUUUGGAUGUGUGUAGGUAGGGCUGGGCGAUAUGGAAAAAAGUUUAUCACAAUAAAUUUUUUCCUGUCAGUCGAUAUCGAUAUACAUAUGGAUCAUGAUAUAAAAAAUGAAGUUUAACUGUGAUUAUUGGUAGCUUGUCUUUUGCAAUACAAUAAGUGACUGCAUCUGUGAGGUAUUCAACGUGUGUCUCUUCAACAUUUUGUUGUAAGGCAUUAAGGCGGAGCAACUCCACUUUUUAUUGGUCAUCAGUAUAGCCCACCAAAACAUGGCAAAAUGCCGACUGAAAAAGCAUAUUGACCAUGUUUUAUAUCGAUAUUAAGGCAAAUAACUUUUAGAUAUAUAGCGCUAUCGUUUUAUUGCCCAGCCCUAUGUGUAGGUAGGCUAUGGUCUUAUGUCCCUUUUGAGACACUGUCCUACAUCGGAGACGUGACUCCACCCCAUCCAGUCUGUAACAAAGAGGGAGGUGAACUGCUCGAUAUACCGUGAUAUUGAUUUAAGGCCACAUCGCCCAGCCCUAAGUGCAAGAAUAUAAAUAUAUUUCCUCCUGAAGACUCUUGGUAGUCCUCAGUUUGAAACCAGUCAAUCCCAAAGUCAAGAAUAUGCAAACACGACUAAAAAUGGAUUCUCUGCAGCUCCAGGAGGUCAGAGCCCGUCCCUCCACCCCUCCAUCCUUCUGACUUCUCUGGAGUCUAAAAAAAACAGAGUGGCGUACAGGAGUGAGGGCCAAAGAGCAGCUGCGAAUGGAGAUGUGACCUCACACCUCUCCAUCACCCCCACCAUUUCCUCCAGCUUCACACCUACUCACCAACACCGCUGCAGAAGUGUAAACUCGCCCCUUUGGCCUCACAUCCGUGCUACGUCUUCAUCAAAUAUCUAAAUGUGGAAACACCGAAUCCUAACAGGACCUUUGGUGGAGCACCAGAGCUGCAUGUUUGGUGUGAAGAGUCAUUUAGCAGCUCAUGAACAACCUUAAAGAGCGAGGUUCCUUCAGAGUCUGCCUCUGCUGUAAAUCACCGGAGCUCUAAUCAGCAGAAUCAGAGGUGUUUUAUCAGCGCUCAUUAGUCAGACGAAAAUAAUUGUGACAGGAGAUUGUCAGAGUCAAGGUUCCUCUUGGAUGAGAGAUGUGAAAACGAGCAGGUCUGAUAGCGCUUGUUUGGCAGCGUCUUAAAAUGUCUUUGUCGGCUAAGCCAGUUUAUUCAGCGACUUUAUUUUCCCACAGCAAACACAAACAAGAUUACUAAACAUAUUAACGUGAUAAAAAAGCGCAACACAAAGCGCCUCUGUGCUCAGCCGCUGAAUCACAUCGAGACAGACCAGCUCGGCGAGUGUGCGGGGGAGGGAUGUGGAAACCCGUCCUCCUGAGAUGGAGGUAGUGAUGAGUGCUGUGUGGGACACGGCUCCUGAUAUCUUCAGGUGAAAGUCACCCGUGAAGUCUUAAGCUCGCGGUUUUAGGUUUCAUUUCUCAGAUAAUUUUCAGAUACAAUGUCUAAAGAAGAGAGUUUUCUCCUCUGUGAAGCUGCGAGGGGAAGAGAUGAAAUCGAUGGAGCAGGUAUCUUAAUUCUCCAUCAUCCAAACUCCGGCUCAAGUAAAUUGAAAUGUCCGUUUCAGGAUUACGACUGCAGCGAGCAUGACCAGCAGGUUUCAGCUCGUGAUAUCCUCGUUUUUUUCGUAAAAGAAGAGAGAAAUCGCAGCCAUGACACCACAAACUCUGUGAUUCCAGUAACUUAUUUGGAGAGGCUUCAAGUGAACUUCAAACAUCUCUUUAAUGAUCUAUAAUCCUUUGGCAAAUCUUCAGUGGGCAGCCGGGCUUUCAAAGCUAUUUUUACCAGGAUGUGGAAAGCCGUGAUGAAAUUAGGUCUGAAGCUGGGAAAAAAAAACGACAUUGCAGUGUGAGCUUGUCAUUCUGCAUUUUAUCCUGAGAUUUUAGCGAGCUGCUGCCCUGGUGUUAAAAAAAGAUGAGCAUCUCUUUCAGAGAGCAACACUUCCCUUUUUGAGAGAAUAAAAGAGGGAAGUACAAAAGAGGAAGACUCAGGUGAAAGGUGGUUUGCAAGCCAAAGUAGGGCUGUCAGCGGAGGAAAGGAAAAAAAACAGUCCAGGUUGAGUCUAAAUGGAGCCGUUGAUCCUGCGCCAGUAGAAGACACACCCAGUGGGGGACUGGCUCACAGCGAGGAGACAGGUGUUCGCUCGAUAUCUGUCCCACUUCUCUGACCUUAAAGCUUUUAAUCAGCUCUGCCAGGGAGCUUGUCAAUCCUGUCAAACAAUGAGCGGCCCCACAGUAUAGACACAGUAAGGGGAGGGCAACGCCGGGCUAAGAGCUCCAAAUAACGCUGCAGCCCUGAGGAGGGAGUCUGCGCUCGCUGUGGCUUUGUGCAGCUCUUUCACCCCCGGAUCCCUCCGGACGGGGCCCGGUGUCUCGGAGCUGGCUGCUGCAGCACGUUAACUCUGUCAGCAGAUUUCAAGAGCUAUUAAUGUCAAACUGGAGGUGCUCACGUGAGCGCUUUAGCCUGGGGGACGUGUUGGAGGCUACAAAAAGAUUCAGGUUGACACCUUUACCAUCUCUUAGAGGGGCUGGUGUCGAGGGGAGAGGACCUCUGAAGAAGAAAAUCCACGUUUUUAGAUUUUAGAAGAAUCACCAAAGUUAAAUUUGUUAGUGUUAAGUAAUUAAAUACUGUUUCCCUUGAUUUAAGGGCAAAAAAACAUAAUUUAAAUUUUCGUAAAUGUCAUUUUUAUUAUGCAAAUCAAAUAUUAAACUAGUGUGCACAUGAUUACAACAAUAUAAUCUUAAAUUUACAUGAUUACAAUAUAUGUUCAAUGUGUUUUUUUAUUAAUAUAUUUUAACAGAAACUAUUCAAAUGUCCUUAUAUGGGCGUUAAAGGGGCGUUUUCAAACUAGGGCGGCACGAUUAAUCAAUUUUAAAUUGUAAUCAGAUUAUUUGAUUAUGACGAUGUUAAAAAAAAGUCUCAAUUCUCAAAUCGAUUUUUCCUCUCUAUCAUGUCUUGCGCCUCCAGGCCACCGUAGGCUCCCCAGUUCCCACACACACCAGUGUAAACAAACAUGGCGUUUACAAAAGAAGGCAAUAAUUUCGGUGGUUAAAUAGGACAAGAGAAAGUCAGUCGUGUUGAAUUGGUACGACUUCACAGUUUCAGAUGAAGAGUAAACCACUCCCUGCUGUAAAGUCUGUCUGAAGGCGGUAUCAACCCGUCACCACGGAAACUAAUUCAGGAGGAAACGCAAAAGUUUUUUGUCGUAAUGGCGUUUCAUCCACACGGAAAUGUCGUUUUGGAUGACCGUAAAUCAUUCUCAGUGGUUUCUUUUUUGUUCCUUUUUCUUUUUUAUUAUAAUUUUCCAGAUUUUAUUUUAUUUUUAUUAAUGUGCAAUAAGACAAUACAACACAGUGGGAUUUAACAGUGACAAAAACCGUGUUUCGAGUGACCGUAAAUCGUUCUCAGUGGUUUCGUUUUGAAAGAAGAUGGAAAAACAAAUUUUUAAAGUGAGGUUUGGUGAAGUUGUCACUGAAUAAAAAUCAAGAAUUAAUAUAUGUAAAAAAAAUUAAUUUCAAAUUUUUAUAGUUUAAAAGGGACAAUUCAAAUCUCAUGUCCUUAUAUGGGCUUUAAAGGGGCGUGUUCAAACAUGAGCUUCAAACUCUUAAAGAGACAGCGCUCAUGAAUUUGAAUUUAAAGGCGUGGUCGUUUCAGAUGAGUGAGAAUCCUCAGAUGUUUGUGAAUGAGGCUGAUUGUUCCUCAUCUUCUCAUGAGCGGAUCAUGAUCAUCAAAAAAAACAACAUUCCUGUUAAAUUGUUCGAGUGAGUGACGGAGAUUUCAAUAAGGCCCGAUUGAGUUGUUAAAUCUCGUUGCGUGCCCGCUCCGCUCUCCCUGCCUCUGAUCAAUAGUCAUACACUGUCAGGGUUUGCCAGCCGUACCUCUUUCUCUCUUUGUUUCAUCAAAGCCCUACGAGCCGGAUCCCCCUCCGUUCCCGCAGGCUCAUUUCACACAGAAUCCUCCUGCCAUUUUUGUUUUCUGAGUCCGAGCCGGCGUGAUGUGAAGUUUAACUGCAGAAUAUCUCUUAACACGCGGGGUAAUUAUGGAGCUGGUUUGAUUGCAGUUAACAGCACAAGCUGUCAGCGAAGCAGUCACACAGCAGUCACACAGUUACAAUUUGGCCACACUGAAAUUGCAUUGAACCGCACAAUUAUCUCCCGUCGCUGGCAGCUCUCUUUACCAUUGUUCCUUCUAUCCUGAUGCUACUUAGUAUUCGUUUUUAAACUGGAUUGUUCAGAUUGGUAGCAAGUGAUUGUUGAUCCCCUCCACCCGUACUUUGGGUUCACUUUUUAAAUGUGUUGAAUCUCGCUGCUUCAUUUUCAGCAGCUACACCUUAAAAAAAAUAAGCUGAGUUCAUUUCCUUUUACUCUGAGCCCACAGCCCACCCACCGCUGAGAGAGACCGGAGUCGCUUCAUGAUUUCUGAUUCCUCUGAUUGAUUACAGCUCCUUUUUUUUUCCUGUUUCCAGUCACAUUUCAGAAGCUGCCGUCUUGUUUUUCUUUGCCGUGUUUGUCUAUGACAUUUCCCCGGGUCCUGGGUCUCUGUGUCAAUACACAUUGUUAGACUUCUAACUACCAGUGGAGACUGGAGUAAGUCAUACCAACCCCGACCCGGCUCUCGGGCUGUUUUUUCCCCUUGCUGUGGCUUCGUGGUUCCCGCUUUUGUCUCCAUGCCAGUUUCUUUUCUUUUGAAAAGGCCAGUUGCAGACCCUGCAGACAUUUAAGUGUUGUUAUUUCAUGUGUUCCUUCAAAUCUCUCCAGCAAAAAUAGUCUCAAAAAAGAUGAAGAAUGAAAGGUGCAGAUGCCCGACAAAUAACUCUCCGGAUAAUUGCUUCCCUGGAAAUUAUCAAGACUGAGAAAGUAGAUCAAUUUACCGGUGAUGUUUAUUCUGUUUGCACUGAUUGUUAAAGGGAAGGGGAUGUGGUAAUAGGACAUCCAAUAAGUGAGACAGACCAUUUUUCAUAAUGUACCAUGUAGUGCGUUAAAGAACUCUGACUGUGUGAACCGUACAUGGGAAAGACAAUACUGAGGCCCAGCUGGAAAGCACAUGCAGCAGAAUCUGAACACGGUCCUGAGAUGUGGUGAACAUUCCUGCGAUUAUAUGUAUGUGGAACAUGAAGCCCCGCUCCCCUUGGAAAGAUAGGCUGCGGUCGUGGUUUAGGAAAUGGUUCAGGCCUGGUCUCGGAGUUCUGCCGAGAACCGCUUGAUUUCAUAGAGGUUUCAGAUCAAAACACACAUGAAAAAGGAGAAUUUGGCGAAGGGCAGGAUCCAACGUUUCUGCUGAAACGCUGCGUGUUCUCAUGUAGCCACUUCUGCCGCACGUUAGCAUCAAUCUUGUCAUUUUAUUUACAUGUCGGACUUGAUGGUGACGCUUGUCCUGCAGCUCUGAGUGUCAGAGAAAGUCACUAAUCCUAAACAAAAAGCUGCACAGUCCACUGCAGAUGUAUUGAUUUUGCAGUAAAAUAGACAAAUUGCAAGAAUUUGGAUUUAUUGGAACAAAUUAGCCGCAUUUUUCACUGUUUCUGCAACAUAAAACAGUCAUUGCACAGAACUUUUUUUCAUGUUCUGCAAAGAGAGUGUCGGAUACGCUGGUGAGAGCUGAAUGUAGUGUGGUAGAAAUAAGAGACGGUUGACUUUAGUGUUAAAUUUAGUCGUAUAUAUGAACAUAAAACACACCACAUUCAUACGGUUUAAUGUCCUGUACUUUAUAUUACGGCUGAGCGAUAUGGCCUCCAAUCAAUAUCACGAUAUAUUGAUCAGUUCACCUUGAUAACAAUAAAUGGACGAUAACUACUCCACAAGCUGCUCACCCCCUCCCUCAUUAACUUUGAACCGUCCUCCAUCUCCUCACCUGUCUUUCCCUCUUUGUUACAGACUGGAUGGGGUGGAGUCACGUCUCUGAUGUAGGACAGCGUCUUAAAGGGACAUGAGACCAUAGCCUACCUACACACAUCCAAAAACAACUUUGUUUUAUUGAUUUAUUUGACACUGAUGUGGGCAAAAUGUCGUUGGUUAUUGUCGUAAAUUUCAGUAUCUGUAAAUUUUCGGUUAAUCGCCCAGCCCUAUCUUCAAUAUAAAACAGUCAUUGAACAGCUUUAUUCAUAUUCUAAGAGAGAGUUGACUUCAUUGUUAAUUUUAGUCUUAUAUAUGGACAUUAAACACACCACAUUCUUAUGGUUUACUGUCCUGAACUUUAUUUAUAUUGCCGUGAAUAUUAAAAACAGGAGACAUAUUACAAUGUUGUUGUUUUUUUCCAAUAUUUCCAUGUGACUUUGCAGCAAAUCAGUCACUUUAGUCUGUAAAAAUACUCACGCCUACAUUAAUCAUUUUUCCAAAUAACAAGAUAACAUGUUCAGAGUGGAGUUAAGUGUAGCAUAUCUAAGGAAGUGUGUGUGUGUGUGUGUGUGUGUGUGUGUGUGUGUGUGUGUAUCGGAUCCUCCAGUGGUGAGAACACGAUGCUAAUCCAUGCCAAACGAAUGUGACUGCAGGGCGAAAUUCAUAAUCAUGUUUGUUUGUACUUAAUUCCUGGUACACGUGCACAGACACGACUGCUUGGUUACAGUGUUAAGUUAGUGCUGCUGCUGCUGGUGAGAGUGGGUUAUUAUUGCUGUUAGCUGCAUGCAGUGUUACGGUUUAAGAGCGUCACAUGUGUUGGUAAUCAGCUAAAGAGAGGCUGCACUGACAACACUUGUUUUGAGCAAAUGUGCAGCAUUUGUCAGAGUCCCACGGUGAUCAUGACUCAGACACAUACUAAGUGUGCUUGUUAAUUGAUAGCAGACUGGGGCUUCAGCCCACUGCCCACUCCAGCUGGAGUGUGAAUUCCCUCUCCUAUAUGUUAAUGGAGCUGCUGUAUAAAUGGCCCGCGCCAGAAAAAUAGCAUCAACAAGCAGAGCUGCUGCGCGCUGCCCCUGCUGUCCUGUUUACGUCCCAACCACAAUUAGAGAUGCACUUUGAUGACAGACGCUUCUUCUUCUUCUUCUUCUUCUUCUUCUUCGUUUUUUCCUCUCAACUUUAAAAAUGGAUGACGUGAACAACAUUUCUUUCUUUGAAGAACUCUUCAGGGGCUGUUUGGAUAUAAUAUGGAGGGGAAAAAAAAUCACAAGUGACUCUAAUCAAAUAUUGAUUGUACGCCCCCUCUCUCUCUCUCUCUCUCUCUCUCUCUCUCUCUCUUUCUGGUCAUGCUACGGUGCUUCUUGCCAUGUUUAUACUGGACCUGUUUACUCCUCUCUCCAACAUGCCUGUAAGAUCUCAACUGGCCUUUGUCAGAAAGAGGCGAGAAAGCUCACAGUAAAGGUCAACGCAGGUCAGACGCCAAAAACGAUAUUCUGCGCUCUCUCUGAGUUUUUCUAAAGGUCACCUUGAGAGAGGGAGGGAGAGAGGGAGGGAGGUGUGUGGAUUUACAGAGAUCUGAUGUGUGUUUUUUUUCACUCUGGAAUCGCAUGUCUGUCUCUUCCUAAAAGCGAUGAUCCAGUUUCAGUUGAUUGUUUGUUUUUUGAACCCGGUUUACAUCCAACACGUGAUCCACAGGAGAGCGUUCAGUGUUCGUGCUCUGUGCGAGACUUGUAUUUACUUGUGGACAAUAGAACAGAUGGUGUGAGAGGAAGAUUUGUCAUGCAUGGUUGUCCAGGGCCAGGUUUUUUUUCUGCACUUUUUGGCAGGAUUUUGUUUGCAUUUUCACGCUGUAUUUACAGGGUGAGGGUUAGGAUACUUCUGCUGCUGCUGCUGCUGCUCUACGAGCGCGGAUUGAAACACUCCUGUCACAUAGAUCCCACUCUGAAAGCUAUAUAGAUGAUACUAUAGAUGAUCCUGCAGGUUUAACUGCCAAGACUAGAGGCGAUAAAAUGAGAUGCAAAUGAUUAUAUGAGAUGUCAGAAAACCUAAAUGAGUUUUGAAUUCAGGUUAGGGUCCCAAACUAGGGGUGUCCCGAUGCAACUUUUAACUUCUGAUACGAUACCGAUAUUUUAGCCUUUAGUAUUAGCUGAUUCCAAUAAUACACACUGUUGUGAUCAUAUGGGCUCUGCAUGCUGGAUCUGGACGCUGCUAGAUAGAGGUACUGAAGCGGAUUCUGGAAUGGACUGCUUGUGUCGGAGUGCUGUAGGGCUGAAAUGAUUCCUCGAAUACCUCGAUUACAAAUAAUGAUCAAGGAAUUUUCUUUGCCUCAAGUUCUUGUUUAUCAGCUCAAAUCGUCACAGUUUCGCACAGAUACUUUUGAAGAUGACACAAUGCGCUUAUGUCGCCAUGGUAGUAGGAGGAGUUAGUGCUGUUUAGGUUUUUUGGAGUGGAAAAAAUUAAUGAUAAGAGGGGUUUUGCUGGUGUCGUAGCAGAAGCAGAAGCAGCGUAUCAGAUCGAUAUCCAGUAUAAAUAUCGUAUUAAGACAUCCCAAUCCAAAACCCAAAUAUUAGCAAUAAUACACUUACUUUGCAACUGGGAGACAGAGUCUUUACUACAUGAACACUUUUAGAGUAAAACUACAAAUGACUCAAACUGUCCCUCUAACGCGUCGGUAUCAGAACACCGAUGUGCUGAGUUCAGGUGCAGGAGAAAAAAGACUUCUCUCUGUUUUUAAACUCGUCACUGUCAGGUGUUGUGUUAAAAAAACUGGAUGUCAGUGUCUGCUAAAAGUCACUUUUUCUUCUGGAAGACACAGAAUAUUCACAACUAUGAGUUUGAUGCCCAACAGGAAAAAGGUGGUAGAAGAUGGAGGGAUGGAAUUACAAAUAACUUUCAGAUUUUAUCAAACACAGUAGAUCAUGAUUAAAAGAUUCAGAGGAUUUAGAGAAAUCUCUGCACCAAAUUUCUGGUCUGCAGACUCUGUAGUUCAGUCACCACAUGAGCUCAAAAUCACUCCUGCAAACCAGGUCGUUGCAUCAACAGAUGAGUCCAGAAUCUGGUUUAGAGUUAGAGUUAAAUAAAAGGAUUAAAUGAUUUUCAAACUAUAAAAAGCUGUUUUUCUUGCUCUGAACAUUGUGUGCCAACUCUUUCAGAGCUUGUUUAUGAAAAUACAUGAACAGGUCGUUUCAGUAAAUUUGAGUCUGCAGGUUUUUUCUUGUUGUUUCUCAGUCGUUACCUUACAGGAACUUUCUUCCACCUGCUCAGAAGAAUAAUAUUUUACCUCACACGGUCCACGCUCACCUAAGGCUCUGUGGGAACACUGCUUCUCCUGCUGCUGGAGUGAUUUGCACAGAGUACAAUCAGAGUGGACACAGUCCCUGAGUCACCCUCUGUUAAUGCUGAGGUUUCCACAGGAGGUGUCUGGCCUCCUCCUCCGCUUUAAUAUCCUGAGUGCUCUAAUCUGCUCACAGUGUCUCACUCUCACUGCUUACCCUCGCCGUCACCCCCCAAAAUCCUCCGCAUCACAUUAGAGUGACCCCGCCCUCAACUGCCCCCUACGCUCAGAGCCUAUACCUGCAGCUGACGGGGCGCGGCCUGUCUGGGACCAUAAUGCAUCACUCUGCGGGGUCCCUGUUUAUUUAUUGAUCAGCUCGUCUCUAUUAAGACGUCCAGCAGCUGCCCCCCGGUUUGAAAGCUCGGGGAAACUUCUAAAUUAUUGAGAAAUAACCGCUGCACAGCAGACCUGACUCUGUGGAGGAGAGGCUUUGUUGACUGUCAGCCUUCUGGCCCCCGAGGUCCGAGUGAUAAAACAUGUCAUUACGUCGCCGCUUUCCUCCCAUCUGCGAAACCGGACUUUGUCUUCUCCGACACCUGGACCCUCUUCCCUGUUUUUAACCUUCAGUUUCAGUCAAACAAGAUCAGACCGCGGCGGUUAGAGUCAUUCAUUUACCAGGUGAGGAGGCGGGACUCUCCCUCCCUCCCCUCCUCGCUCACGUACGCUGCCUUUUGUUUGCUGACAGUUGCUCUCUAUCUGGUAUCAGUGGGUGACAUCAUCUCGCCAUUUGGUCAGGUAACGUCAGGGCUGUUUAUUUUGUGUCGGAGAGCCGAAACUGCGAUGGCCUUGUUUAGUUAAGCUGCAGGGGGGCGGGGGGAGGGUCAGAGCUGCCUUAUACUGUGUUUACACUUAAUACAUGCUGCUCUCUCUCCCUCUCUCUCUCUCUCUCUCUCUCUCUCUCUGGGGCGAAAGCUUUAUUUUUGGCCCAGCUUUAUUUGUCAUCUCUGCGGUCAAAGACAACCGAAAUCCCAGAUUACUUCUCGCAUAUUUCAUAUAAGACCAGAAUAAAAACAGCAGUAAUCACAGGAGGACUGCGGGCGCCGUUUCCCUCGCUCCACCUCGCUGCAGCAGGAUCCACGUUCACUUCUUUGAAACUGUACGCCAACAAAAUGGAGAAGCAGGAUUUCAUACCAAGAUGAAUCAUUAGGAUGAGAAGCUUCGUUGCAGGCGAACUGAUGCAUCCCUCCUGACAUUUGAAAUGCCUUAAAGCUGCUCAAGGGGGCUUGCGAGUGUGUAUAUGUGGGAGUGUGUACGAGCGAGUGUGUGUGGGCUUGUGCUCUGAACCUCCCCGUUGCCUCAGAAACGAUGGAUGCACCCACAUUAGGUGAGAAUCGGUGCGUACGGUUGAGCGGCCGAUGCCACGCGCCGCCAACCUGAAAGUUGUAAUUUUAUAACCCCUCUGGAAAAAAAAACACGACUACUGCUCCGCGGCGCUCGUCCGGUCAUUACGCAUCUCUCUCUUCCCAAACAAACGACCGUUGGGAAUCGCUAGAAAUCCACUUCGCCUUCCAAGGAGCGUUCGCAGUUUGGGAAGUUGCCUAAGAUAAUAAAUAUUCCCGAUAAUCAUUAACAUUUACAGAGCAGCAGAUGUUACAUUGUCCUCAAUGAGGCGGCGUGUUUUACAAAAGACUUUUCAAAUCUGAACCAGAUAGUGGAAAAUUAGGAACAGGUCUACUAACCAUCUGGUUCGGCGAGGUCUCGCCUGCCUCCGCAGUCGGAGGGUAAAAAACGCCCUGAGUGUAAAUUAAAACAAAUCCUCCGACACGUUUAGUUCGUUAUCAAAGAGCUGAACGUCAACAGUCAACAAACAGACACAUUAAAGCGGGAAUAUGGCUGCUCCGGCUAAAUGAAGGCUCCUAUCUGGAUAUAAUAAAGCCUCCGACACGUUGAGACACUUAUCCCGCAGUGAAACAGUGUAAUUUAUGUCUGUGGAGAACAUAAGCAAAAUGCCUCUGGUUGAGCCCCUGAAAACAGACUGAGAAAUGUUCCAGCAGGGGGAUAAACAAGCUGCUAAUGGGAGGGUUUUGUGCGAGGACUUGGACUCCCCCGAAACACCCCAUGUGUGGUCAUGAAUAGGGGAGCAGAGAGGCCUUUGCCAUUGCCGUGGGAACUGGGGCUUCAUUAAACAGUCAUUAUCCCGGGUGGUUCAAGCCAUGUUUUAUCUCCCAGCAUCCCACUUAAGAGACAAAAGAGCAACCAAAGCAUAUCAAGGAGAUGACAGGUCUUUAUGAGGACGACCAGCUUUGAAGCUGCACAAGUUAUUUUUACCAAAAUACGAACUGAAAUCCGAGUUAUCUCCACAAACUGUCAUCCGAGCUCCAACUUAGUCGACUACAGGACAACGGAGGCUGUCGCAGUUUCACAAUGUUGACGCAACAAUGAUAAGAUUCUGCUAAAAAUAAGAAUACAGUAAUAAUAUGUGACUAGUAUACUCAAAGUAUGGGCGGUAAUCCUUUGGUACACUCUUCUUUAGACACAGGGAGGAUGAAGAAGCUAGCUAAGUCCCACUCCGAUUGUUUGUUUUUACUUCUUAAAGUGUUUUAAAAGGUCUUUAAAUCGUGAUUAUUAAGUUUUUAGCCAAAAUCACGUUACCUGUGUCAUUUUAAAGCUCUUUUCUUCUGCAGAGCUCCAGUAGAUCAUUAACAAUUUGCCUCUGAGUCGUGGGCGGAGACAGCGCUGCUCUGCACACUCUUCAUGUUAGCCUGUUGCCUAACAUUGCCGGCGUAGUUAAAGAAGCAGGUAACAUAGGAGCUAUUCAGCUCUCGGACACUAAUGUCUUUGGUGACAUGAUGAAAGUUAAUAUCAUAAUUAGUUUUCUUACGAACAUUGCAAUCUGCUGACGCACAUGCUUGUUCUGCGGUUGUCUUCUCCAUUUUUGUCUGGCCUGCGGGGGCGGAGCUUGGAUUUGUGACAUAGGAAAUCUCACUGUAUCUGAGCCUACUGUUUGGGUCUGCCAGAGAUUCACAGAGAUUUGAAUGCAGAAAUACUCAGAAAUGUAAUUUUGCAUUUAUUUUUCUCCUGAUAUGUCCUGUAGCAUCAGAAAUAUGAACAUGUGAACAUGUAGACAACAAGAAAAACACGAUUUUCAUCUGAGCAGGUCUUUAACUGUCGACUUUUUGACAUACCAUGAAUCCAAAAACAGCGCACUUGAAUAAUAAACAUACUUUUUAUUGAUCUGUUUUUAGCUGUUUUAAUAACCUACAGUCUACUGGAACUAGCGUGGAAAUUGUUUCAAAAUAAAAGCAUGUUUUUAUAAUGUAGAGGGUAAAGUAACCUAAACGGUAGACAAAAAGAUCAUGUGAGUUUGAUUGUGAUCUCUCAGGCCGUGAUAACUGCGAGGUAAAUUGGCGUGCAGUGAUAAGCGUUCCCUCUUCGUUUUCUCCUCCCCUAAAAGCCGCCGAGAGGACGACAUUUAAGCCCAAGAAAAAGACGCUCUUUAACGACAUCGGGUUUCACAUUUUCUUGGUUUUGAAGUCCUCAAACUUCAAACGGCGACGUCUUGCCGCCAUUUGGGACCCGCUCCUCGCCAAGUCGCCUGGUGCGGCUCAAAAUAGCAGUCAUUAAUGAGCGCCUCUUCUGAAAUAUGCAUCGAGUCCUGUUUAAUCUCUGCCUCCCUCGCAUCGCAGCGGCGCGAGGUGAAUUAUCCUGAACUUUGUGUGACUCAGACACAAAUGGAUUUCUUUUGGAGGAGCUCGGCCGGAGUAACGGUAAAUGAGCCAAUAAUCGUCUUCAGAAAUGUUGUUGGUCGUCGGCCAGUUCAGCUAAAAGGAAAAAGGCGAUAUUGUUGCAUAUCCACGGACGAGACGAGCUGCCAAAGAAGUUGUUUUAUGGAAAAGAAGCUCCUCCGACUUUAGAGGGCGAGAGCCUGGCUUUUCAAUUUGGAAUUAUUCAGUCUUGUUGUUUAAUAUGUAGAAGAAGAAAACGUGGAAACAAACAGGAUGGAUGAGUGUCGUAUAUUUAGCAUGAAACUUUAAUUAGAUUCUCUUUUCUCUGCGGCAGACACAAAAAGCAAAUAUGAAAAGUUAAUGUCAUGUUUCUCAUUCAUUUUUGAUUUGUUACAGGGAGGCUGUGAGCUUCUUUUUCAUCUUAAUGUUUGUUUUCCUGUGCGGGUAAUAAAACCUCUGAUUGAUUCGAACGCAGACACCCUCAGUAUUUGUUAGAAGCGGUGUUUGCGGCGGAGAUUACCCCGCAGGUUUAUUUCCCUCCAACGUUACGAAGGUUAUUUGAAUGAAAGCUAUUUUCUCCUCACACUGUCCAAUGCACCGUAUGCAAACAUCACAAAGCACAUGCUUCUCCUUGCAGCCUGGCGGGCCAGAUCUUAUUACAGUCGAGCGUGGCGUGCACAGCUCUGUGCCGAGGCCUCGCGACUCUCUUGCUAUCAGCACAGGGCCAGACGGCACAGCAGCUGUUUUAAUAGUUCCCCUUAUGUCCCCCUUGAUCCAUACAGCUCACCUGGAGUGAAUCGAGCCACUCUCCUUUUUUCAUAGCCUGCCAGGCUGGGCAUACUUUCUGCAUGUUUGUUUGUUUGUUUUGUCGCUGCUUCUCCUUCCAGAAAUGAGGCUCCUCUCUGUCAGAGCGCUGUCUGGCCUCAGGUGGAUUGGAGCAUGACUGUCCCCCAGUCACCUCCUUGUCAGCGCGAGAACAAAGCAACAGCAGCUCAAACGCCAACGCCGGCCAGACCCGAACCAGGAGCACACCUACAAAUCUCCCCAAAGCUCCUCCUUCCUCUUUGUCUCCACUUCUUCUUCUUCCUCUCUUUCUGCACCGCUGCCUCUCGUAGCCCCUCACCAAAGCUCCCCUCUUGCAUGAAUGUGGCUCAGCUCUUGCAUGGCUUUGCCGCUCUGUGGUGUAGUCUGUAAUUACAGCUCAGCCAAGGACUCCUCCGGUCCUUGAGUGAAAGGGGUCCCCCGUGGGCGUCCCUGGUCCUUCAAGGAGGGGGUUUGUGCUCCGUGGCUGUGUAAUCAUGCCUUUUCCUCUGGUUUCCAUUUGUGCGAGCUGCUGUUUAUUUGGUUCAAUGUGAGCUGGGAGCAUCGGCCUCAAAGGAUGAGGGGCAGAGUGAAGAGCGAGAGAGCGAGCGAGGAGCGAGAGGGAGGGAGGGGCUGCAGCCGUUCACACACAGCCAGCCCCUGCCACUAUUGUUUCAGCAUUCAAGUGGGUGAGAUCCUGCCAGGUACAUAUUUAUGAGAUUUCACAGCCUCCUCCUCCUCCUCCCCUCGCUUCGCCGCGGCUUAAGAUUAAACUUUAACUCGUGUUGUCACACAGUAAAUUGUGUUUGCUGUUUCAAAAAAAUAUCAAACUCUCGCCGCCAGGACUGCUAAUCUGAGCUGUGAUUAAACGGAGUACACCUCGCCCCGGGGUGCACAAGGACACAGGUGUUCCUCAAGGUGCAGAUGACAAGGUUGUCAGUCCUUCCUGUCAAACUGUAUUAGGGAAUCAAUCUGUCAUCUUCAAAUCCCCAAAGUUUAAAUCUCUAUAGACGCCGCGCUGCUGCUGCUGCUGCUGCUGCUGAUGAUGUGGUCGGACGGAAAUGAAAGAUGAUGCGCGCUCAGUAACUCCAAAAGGUUGUCACUUUGUGUUUUUAUAUGAUUAGGUGUAGGCAGGAGCGGCUGCACUUGAAUGAAAGCACAUAACAAUGGAUGGAAAUUGCCUUUCUGUGUUGAUGCACUGCCUCCCGGUCUGAGAGUUGAGCGCUCGCUGUGAGAGAUGGAGAAAGUACAUCGUUCACCUUAAUGGUCUUCUAGCUGCUGCAGUGCAUCAAGCCUUUCUCCUCUGCAUGCAUGUGAUUCGCCCCGAUGUCCUUCAGCUGCUUUUCUGUAUUUUCACCAGAAAUAUCUUCAUAACCCCCCCUUCUUCCUCUUCCUCCUCCUCCUCCCUCAUGCAUCAGGUCUGUGCACACGUGCAGACUGACUCCAUCAGAUACUGUAUGCAGUGGGUGUAUGCAUUAAUGGAUCUCUCUCGCAUAUUCUUACACAUUUUAGAGCCCCCUGUGGAAACUUUAUCUCAGAACGCAGCGAUUAUCCAUCAUUGCCAUGCAGUAAUUCAGCCUUAAAGAGACACGCUGUAUAUGUGAUGUGUGUAUCUGUGUGUGUGUGUGUAAGAAGUCUCGGCUCGCAGCAUAUUUUACCCACUUUUUUACGAUCUGAUUCACCGGUGGCUUUAUGAGUCCGAUGUGAUUAACGCAGGAAUUUCAGUCUUUCUUCCUGUGGGUCCUGCCCGUCCAGAGGAGAUAAUUACAGCUCAGGCUGGUUGUAAAUACAGAGCGACCAGGAAACGGGACGUCAUCAGACUUCACCUGGAAAGGAACAUAAAUCAGAGGCUGAGAUAACAAAGAUGUGUUGUAGACAACAGGAUGCAGGAGCCCUGCAGCUCUUCACUGACACGUCUGCUCUGACUGCACUCACUGUAGGGCGAAGAUCAGCCGUAAAACAGAGGAGUCGUUGGAGUUAGGAGGGAAAAAAAAAAACUCGCCACGAGACUUGACUUGAAUUUUUUUAAACAUAUAUAUUUUUAAUCAGCUUUGACGGUGAACUGACAGCACUUCUAUAGACCUCUCACUGCACUUUACAUCACACGUCACUCUUAAAACACUCAGAGGCAGUUUUUGUACCGAGACCUCAAUUCCGGAGCACUUCUCACCGGCGUUUACUGUUGCUAGGUUACGCAACUUUGGCCCCCUCCUUAGGAGUGACGAUGAAGUCUGUUUUUAAACACCCUCUGUGUGCGUCAUACUCGCAGUCUUCAAAAGCAUUUCACAAAUUAAAACAGUUGAUAGAAAUGGUGUUGUAUAGGGUGACCAUAUUAUGAGUCCCCAAAAAGAGGACAUGACCACGCGGGGGCGGAGUCACAGAGUCACACAGAGUUAAUUUUGGGGGGUUUUGGGGUCGUAUCGAAUGUCUUUUUACGCGCUUCUAACUCAGUUAGUCCAUGUAACACAAACUCGAAACUUCUGUACAAAACGCCGGGACAUUUCACUGAUUUUGUAAACUUUCCUAGACAGCCCCCCCAAAAAAGAGGACAUGUCCGGGUAAAAGAGGACGAAUGGUCCCCCUGUGUUGUGGCUACGUUAGGGAACUGUGGUGUUUCUCCUUCACUGUCAUCGUCGACGGAGACGAUUCCAAACCCACCAAGUAUUUAUGGUCUAAAGAGGUCUAAUAGUCGUCUAAAUGUAUCCUAGACGUCUGGUCUAAAAUCAGACUACCACAGGUCUAAAAAGUGAAAGUUUUUAAACGUCUGAAUUUAGACCGAGUUUAGACUAGCUGGCUAACAGAGGUAUAACUGUAUUUUGCUCAACGGCUAUCCUAAUUAUUUUGGUUUAGUACUUGGAGAUCAGUUAUUUAACUCACAGUUGCUUUUUGAAAUAAGUAGUUAUCGAAUAACGGGUUCAAGUCCAACGUCUAAAUUCUGUGUAAAAAUAUACAGAAUCUAGAAGGUUGAAAUUAGGUCUAAAAAAAAAAACUAGACGUCUAAUAGUGUCUGUUGCUCAGUGGGAAGAAGUCAUGCCCAUCCUUCCCACCAAACACCUGACGUCUUUUAGACGUCUUUUUUCAGGCAAAAUCACGUCGGUCCGUCAUGACUGUAAUUUAGCCCAAAAGAAGACAUUAAAAACUGGGCGUUAUUUAGACGGUCUGAAUCUAGACGUUGUUGAAAAGACGUCUUUUUAACCACGUUUUGCUGGGUGGGUUGAUUCUGGUUCUGGCUGGUUGCAUUGAUAUUUCCAACAAGUUUUAGCAGAACAGCAACUAGAUCAAGCUGCUGCUGAGGAUGCAAAACAGAAAUAUCAAAAAUCAUCCUUUUCUGCCUAAACUACAGUCCUAAAGUCAAAUACAGAAAGUUAAUAGCUGUGGGGCUGGCGGUAGAUCUGUUGGCGAGGAUUUUGAAAUUGGGCUGGUGACUUGAGAGGCUCCAGAUCACCUCAAGAUUUUGCUGCGCUGCCCUUAAGCCCACUUACAUCAACAUCUCUAAGAGCGAGUUCAUGAGGUUGAGUUUUAAGCAUGUUCCAACAGCGUGAAAAAUGUACUUUAGUAUAUAAAUAAACACAGAGAAGCAGCAAACAAACAAAUAUGUGAGUGAUCGCUUCAUAAACCACCGGAGGGGUCGAUUAAUCAUCACUUUUUGUCAAAAUUGUUUAUUUUCUCUCUGCUCGGAAACCAGACGGGCGAAGCAUGAGCAGCUUGAGCUCAUCGAGAGGUCAAUAUAUUUAUGAAAGCUCGAACCAGAGGGAAGUUUACGCUCUGUGUCUAAUCAUUGACCUUUUUUUAUUCCAAACCCCUCACAGCUUCAGAUAGUGGGGGGGUAAAGGAGAAUAAUGAGUGUUUUUUUUUUCGUUAUAUAGCCCAUGUGUGUGUUCUUAGUGUUGUGAGAGGCUCCACCGGACUCCACUGUGUUUCUCUUAAUGGGUGCUCCAGGCAGCGGCUGAAGUAUUAGGGAGUAAAAAGUAAUUAAAAUUACAAUGGGCCAGCUCGAGUGUUUCUGGGUGGGUGUGUGGGUGGAGGGAGGCCAGAGCGGCAGACGAUGACUUGGCUGCUCCAACUCGCCGCCCUUGUACUCAUUCAUUAGUGAUGCAUUGGUUCUCGCUCGGCCCUUCCAUCUCAUCAGAAACAGGACCCCUGGUGCGCGGAGACAGAGCCGUAUGGAUGUGUCCGUUAUGUUAAUAACUUCUGCCGUGUAGCGACUCUGUACACGGAUGUAUACGGAGCAGACUGGGUUAUAACAGAGCAGGAGAGCGAGGCUGAAUCCCUGAGUUUGGCUGCAGUUAUUGUGCGUGGAUGUACUACUCACCAGGCUGAAUUGACUCCUUGGCUCUCAGUGCAUGUACUCUCUAUUGACUGGAGUGUUUUGCUUUGCCUUGGACACUUGUUAAUUGUAAUUAAAUGUUUUUUUUUUUCCCCCUCUCUCUCUCUUUUGUUGUUUCUUCUAGCUGGCCAGGGACAGAUGGUACAGAUGGACUCCAGUAGGUCCGGCUUUGUGGGUUCACAAGUGGAGCUGCGCUGCAUUUUCAUCAACAGUAACCCGCCCGUCAAGAUCUCUCAAGUCACCUGGCAGAAGCAGGUCAACGGUACCAAGCAGAACGUGGCCAUCGCGAACCCGGCUCUCGGCGUGUCCGUUCUGCCGCCGUUCAAGGAGCGGGUCAGCUUCAAGCAGGCGGCGGUGGGUCACCGCACACCCUCCCUGGAGGACACCACCAUCGUGUUCUCGAACCUGCAGCUGUCCGAUGAAGCCGCCUACAUCUGCGAGUACACCACCUUCCCUGCAGGCAACCGGGAGAACACAGUCAACCUCACGGUCUUCGGUAAGAACAAACCUGUGUGUUGAAGCAACUGUAGGGUGUAGGUUGGAAAAUGUCUGCAAAAGUUAAUGCCAGAGGGUGGCGCUAUGACUGUAGUUGAAAAUGUAUCAUAUUGAUGGACUCAGAGGUGGACUUUAAAUGGUGUUUGAGUAAAUGAGUGAAGUAGUAAUAACAACUUCCUGUUUGGUGACCAGAUACCAAAGCUUGAUGAGGUGCCAUGGGUCGCACGCUUUGAUGCCAACUCCUCAAAAACGUAGAAUAUUUAGUAGGAAUUGGUAUUUUCAGAAAGUCCUUGGAUGGAUUUAUCAUAUGAAUUAAUAAUCAAUCAUUGAUUUAAAGGAAAAUACACAAAAACAUGUUUUUCCCCAAUAUUGUUGUUGUGCGCAAUGAAUGCUUACUCGUGCUUCCUACCUGUCCGGCUGCCGUCAUCACCGUUGUUUUUUUUACUUCUUCAUUGAACACUAAACUCGGGGACAUUUCCAGGGACAACUUUAGCCGGGGACAGGUCAUCCAAAACAACAACUUUCUCCCGAAAUCGGGGACAUCUGGUCGCCCUACAGAUCCUCCUUGCUAACAAGGAGCUGAUGAUUGGUUGAGACUGAGAGGACUCGGACUGGAUUUAUUAACCUCAGUCAGAUGUAUGCGGUUCAAGUGGUCCAUCAUUGGGGUAGUUGUCCUGUUGUACUUGUACACGGCAUCGCAGUGUUUGCAGCAAACCUCAUCAUUUUUCCGCUCGAAAUAUUCCCACUCCGCACUUCGUCUUUCUUUCUUUACUUUUUUUUUUUUGACUUCUACGGAAGCCCGCUGACGUUGUAUCACUCCGCAUGGUGAUUUGCACUUCAUUGCUUCAACAUACAAAAACACACUCAAACACACUCACUGGACAGAGAGAGUAACCCAGAGGUUCAUCUUUACUGGAAAUCAGCUGGAGGAUAGACGCGCUCUCUCAGCCCGUUUUAAUAACGUGAGAUCGAUCGAAAGUUUGCACGAUUAAUUAAUCAUGCCCAUUCCUAAUACACAAACUGCCUAAUACACAGACUGAACGUGGAUUACUGUAAUGAGGUUCUUUGGACUGUUUUUUUUUUUUACAUAUGUACCCCAUGAAUCAAAGGACAGUCAUAAAAAAAUCUAAAUUCCCCUUUGGUCUGAUAAACGAGUUUCCGUUUGGUCAAAGUCCUGAUAAUUUGUGUUACAUUGGUCAUUACAUUAGUCCUCUCACCAUGACCAUCACUUUAAAAGUCCUCAUACUGAUGUAAAUCAUAACCAUUAAAUCCUGAAUCUGUAUCUAUAGUAGCAGCACAUGUUUUGGAUUUGAGGAACUCAAACUUACAUUUCUAAUCUGUGAACUCUGGAAAUUACCAACUUCAAAGGCUUUACCCCUGAAGAGCUGCACCGAUAUUUUCAUCAAACUGUUGCCUGACUGUGAAAAACAUGAAUCCCCUAAACAUCAAAUAUAAAUGAGCUCAGAAAACAGACAAACCCUCUGCUCUCAGAUUUGUGGUUGCACAUUUUGUCCGUAAUCAGCUUAAAUUGCACAUUUAGCUUAGCGAAGAUGAUUUCUCAGCCCGUAAUUGAAGUCUUAAUCCUGAAGUUUGUUUCCCAAAUUCUUGAUUUCCUGGAGUUCGGAGGAUCAUGGAAACAAAGUGAAAACAGAAAACACCACUUUCUGAUUUCCAUCUUCUUGCGUAAGUUUCCACAUGCCUCGGUGAGUAAUUGGUCAUUUUCAAGCUUCUACAUGUAACUGUUAACAUCAGUUAAGGAGUAAUUUCCUCGGACUUGCUACUGCUGGCCUGAGUUAUCAGAGGAAUGUACGAUCCAUCUCCUUAAAUGAGUUUUCUUUGUGACUUUAGGCGGAGAAAGUUGAGUGAAUCAGAUAAGAGGGGGUCAAACCAACACCGUCCCCUUCAGUGAAAGGCCAAGAGAAACACUCACAGCUCUUUAUUUCAACAUGACACCGCCACAGGCCCCGUCGUAAACCAGUCUGAGGUCCUUUGAACACCUCAGACCAGAUGCUCAUUUACCGUCAGAGACCGCGCUGUUUACAGUUCAAGCCCCUGUCUGUGAUUGGUGGGCAGCGUGGCCAGCUGUCUUCAAGGCUCUCAUACCUCAGAGGACCUUGUCAUUGAGUUCAGAUGAUCGGCACGGAGGAGAAAAUCAUUUUGACAAACGCAGGAGUUGAAGACCUGAAUGUCACGUCCUUUAGCUCCACUUUUAUUUAGGCUGUUAUGGAAAAAAAGGGAAAGUGCUGCAGAGAGCGGUCAAUAAAAAAUGGCAGGUGAGGCGGAAAUCAAUAAGGCCACUUCAGUGCAUGUAAUUUGUUUGAACAAUCUCAUCUCAGAGAAAAAAAAACAGAAGCGCUCUGAGAUGUAGUUUAACUUGGACAGAGGCAGCUUUGCAGAGGUCUUCACCUGCCUUUAAUUAGAAAGCUAAUUAGGAAUUAAAGCAGCGAGCAGCGAUGAGCAGACAUGUCGGAGUUUGAGUGUCGGGGUGUGGAGGACCUGUGGGGUCAUUAUCGGACAAAAAAAAGUGUUAAUGGUUCUGGAUUUUGUUUUUUUUAAACUAAAACUAAAAUUAGCUGCACUGACCACACACAGGUUUUUGGAUCCAUCAAGAUCCGUAUCAUAAAGGGAUAUUCCGGCAUAAAAUGACAUUAUAGUUGGUAAAACUAGAGAAGCAAGCAGUCGACUGGAAACAUUCGAUUAUUCUGAAAAACAUACUUUGACAAAGGUACGGUGGCCUCAGAAAUACCCAGUCGAGCCUAACAGCUAACUAUAAGAACUAAUGUGAAUUACAGGACACAUUGCUCAUUGACACUCAUUGAAGCCCCACCCCUUCACAUUUGGUAUCAUUGAAAAGCUCUAAAUGUCCUCUGUAGAAACCAAAAGGAGUUAAUUCAGUAGUAUGCAGUGGGUGGGAGAUAUUGAGGUUUACAAUGGUCCUCCACAGAGGACAAAUUUGAACUACUGGUAGUCAGGAGGAUAUGAACAAGUUUAGGACUGGACCCUUAUUAUGUGUGGUGGUGGAUUCGGGUCAGUUUGGAUCAUGCAUGGAUCAGAUAAAAACUACUUCCUGUUUCAUGGCGAAACAUUUACAGUAUCUUUGAGGGUUGGUAAACUCUUAAACUUCAACCCCCUGCAACAAACAGUGCAAAUAUGGAUAAAAAAAGCUCAAAGAUGAGUUGAAAAUAUGGUUACAGGGUUUCUGAUGGAUCUUAAAACACCUAAAAUCCAAUAAUUUGAAUUUAAGGUUUUAAAAUGUCUAAAAUUCUCUUAAAAUCUCAUAAAAUGUCUUAAAAACAAAUUUGAAAGGUCUUAAAAACAUUUUGGUGUUACCUUCUAAUAAAGAUUGAUUUGAAAUUAGUUUAAAAUGUUCUGAUUUUCUUCAUGACUUCUGUACUUUUUCCCAGUAUGGGUGUAAAAUGGAUCUUAAAUUGUAUUCGUUAUGGUCUUAAAACGUCUUAAAUCUUAUCUGUUGAAACCUGCAGAAACCCCGGGUUAAAAAUAGAGUUAAUUAUGAUGUUCAACUCCAACUUCACGACUCUCUGUUAAGUUAAAGCUCCGGGUGCAACGGUUCUUGUCUGUAAAGUGACCUUGAGUGUCCAGGACGGCGUUUCCUUUUGGCAGAAAGUAGAAUAAUCACAAAUCCGUUCAUUCCUACAGACUCGUACGCAGCCUCGGCGCUCUGCCCCGCUGAAGUGUUGUUGUGUUUUCCAUUAAAUCCCAAUAAGGAAAAAAACACUCGGUCCUGAGUAGUCCCUCUUGGCGGGUCUUCUUGUCACCUCCAGGUCCUCAUUUCGUGUCACUGAGCCUCUCGGGUCUUUUCAGGUUUCUGCGGCUCAGUGAGCGUCAGAAACCUGUGUGCAGAUAACCAGGCUGUGGUGCUCAAAGAGGGGCCUCUUCACCGCCUAUCUCCCUCUCUCUCUCUCUCUCUCUGUUGUGCUUUCGCUCCAGCUCAAGCCUUCCUUUUGAUGUAACAAGAGUAGAUUGCUAAUUGGCAACUCACAAAGGAUUCACGUUGGAAGACUUUGCGUUUGGGUAGGCAAGUGGGUUCUACAUCUGUGAGAGCUUUGACAACCGCUUCAGCUUUGAGGAGGGGAGAGGAGCUAAAGUUCGCCUGAUUCGAGUCCCAGCCUCGUUUUUAUCUCUCGUCCUCGUAGUUUAAUUUACUUCAAAGCUGAUUGCAGGUGAAGAAGAUAAAAUUAGACACAAACAUGAGAAGAAAAGGUAGAAAAACACUGUCUCUGUUGAAUCAACUCUAAUUACCUUCAUUCACGGAUCUGAUUGGUGUAUUCUUUCUCUCCGCAGCUCGCCCCAUGACACGCAUGACCCUGACGACGCCCACCAUCGUCGCGAGACCUCAGAAGCGCAAGAUGACCGUCGCCACCUGCGUGUCGGCCAACGGGAAACCCCCGAGCGUGAUCAAAUGGGACACCAGGUUGAAGGGCGAGGCGACCUUCCAGGAGACCCGCAACCAGAACGGGACGGUGACGGUACGGAGCAACUACGUGGUGGCGCCGAGCCGGGAGACCCACAAACAGAAGCUCACGUGUAUCGUGACGUACCGGAACGAGAGGAUCACAGACAGCGUGGUGCUCAACGUGCAGUGUAAGGAAACGAACACGUAAAGGGUUAAACGCUCCACAGACUGCUGCAGAGCGAAGAACUGCUCUGCUCGCCGCCGUUGUUGUUUGCAUACAAUAAAAUGAUCCAUUAUGCAUUAAUUUAGAGGAAAAUAUUCCUCUUUGUAUGUAAAUAAGCCUUUUUACAAAUACAACCACGUUUACAAACACCGACAAUAAGAGCGCAGCACAGUCAGAGGGAAGUGUUGACUGUCUGCUGUGAGCCGGGGCAACAAAGUCGGUCAAUAACACUCCUUUUUUUAUGAUAAACAUGAAGGUUGCUUUUUUAUGUCGUCAUCUACAGUGUGUUCAAUCAUGAUUGAUCCACAUUACUAGUCCAGAUCUUGUAUGAAGAAGGAGAUGGAGACAUUAAAUCAAACUCCAAACUUAAAAACAAAGUCAGUAUCUUAUUCCUAAUCGUGGAUCAUCUGAGACUCUGAGAUGUUCCUUAAAUCUGAGCUCCACGCUCUCAUGCACACAAAAGUUGUUAUUUCCUGCUGAAAGUGUAAACCGAUCGCCGCCGCAGUUUACAGUAAACAGGAUCCUGUUGUAAACACGGCGCCGAAACUUUUUCCAUUUACACAAAGUCGAGAGGAAAAGAGCGAAUGAGCUGCUGAAUAUUCACCAGACUCCCACUCAGAGGAGAGAACUUUCACAAAUCAAGUUUUUAUGAAAGUUUUUUUUUUUUCUCAUUUUUAAUUAAACUUUUUUAUUAGACUCCUUAAUUCUAAUCUUAACUAAAAUAAUAGAACAGCUUAUCCUUAAAGUGUCUGAGAGCGGACUUCUCUUAUUUCUUUUAACAGUUUUUUACUGAGAAAACUUUCACAGAUAAAACCGUUAAAGUCUGGAAGAUGGAUCAUGGUGAGGAGGAUGAACUGACCGCGGUGUUUCCUCCUUUUUUGCAGAUGAACCUGAGGUGAAGAUCGAGGGCUUUGAUGGAAACUGGUACCUGAACCGUCAGAACGUUCAGCUGACCUGCAAGGCCGAAGCGAACCCCCCUGUCACCAUCUACCAGUGGAAACUGUGAGUCUGAGUAAACCCGAACAAAAACCCUCGAGGCUCUCGAGACGAGACAGUCCAGCUACGUGAUUUUCUCUCUGACUGAAACAGAGAGUUUUAAUCCGUGUGUGUCAAAGCGAACAUACAGAGAGGAAAACACACCAACCGCCUCCAUCGUCUCCAGAAAUGCGUCUCUGUUUAUUUGUUUGUAAUGAAGAUAAGACUCGGAGCUGAGGCGGGAAACAAUGGGGCCUAUUACCACGGUAACACACACCCCUAUCAGCCCUGAUACUCUCAGAUACAGAGAGAUAAAUGCAAACAGACCGCAGCUCUCUUUGCUUUGGGGCUUUUUGCUUUGAAGUGCGAGGACCGGCGUGUACAGGUAAGAGCAGCAGAAAAGCGUCAUUGUUAGCGCCCGCCGCGUUCUCAGGAGAGAGCAGACAGCGGCGGUUUGUCUCUGAAACUGAGAGUCCAGGAUUAGACCGACAUACCGCAGGGCUGACAUCAGUGUGAGCGAACGCACGAGCUGGAGGAGAUGCAAACAUGUAUUCGAGGCCUCGGGGAGUCACUAAAUAACCGUAAUGGCAUGAAAGCUGCUCAUGCAGAAAUGAUGCUGUGUGAAUAUAUGAGCGCAGAGGCGUGGAGGGAAAACAGAAACCUGACCGCAGGAGCGUCUUCGUCAAACUUUCCCUGCGUUUGAUGUCGUAAAAAAAGUCUGAGCAGCUCGUCUGAAUAUUAACCAACUUCUCUGAGCGUAUCAGUUUUAAAUGAAAGUCUCAUACGGUAAAAUUGAGAGAUAAAUGCAGCAAUUUGUCCUGUAAUUGCAGAGUGAAGGAUGGGUUGAGAAAUAUGUCAUUGGACAUGAGUGGAUGUGGAUUUAAUAGACCAUUGUGGUCUCAUUGUAUCUGCUCUGCAGGCCUCUGCUGGAUUUUAAUGAGGCAUGGGGAGUCGGUUUUCUCCUCCUUUUCUCUCUUUUGCAUAGAUUUCCCUCUCAGGGUGGAAACAGUGAUAUAAACACAGAGAGCAGCAAAACAAGACGACAAGAUGGAGAAGAUUUGACCUGUUUGGGGUUUUCUUCUCCUAAGAGGCACGGGGGGAGAUUAAGGCAGAUAAGGGAGAGGAUAAGGAGAGAGGAAGAGGAGGAGGAGGAGGGUGAGGAGAUGUGAUCUGGAAAGACGAGGGCGCUGUGCUGACAGAUACGAGGGGACGGCCAUUGCUGCACUGAAAAUGAGAUGCCAAAUCUGUUGUGAAGGUUCCCCUGGGCUCCUCUGUGGAGGUCAGCACAAGGCUGUGACGGAACCAUCCAGAACAGGCCGGCAGGACCGCGUCACACUGAACCACACACACACAAAUACACACACAAAUACACACAUAUUCAUACACAUGGAGAUGCAGGAGGUGCAGCCAGAUCCUGUUGUCCCUAAAAUAGAUCCUGUUUUUUUAGACCUUUUGGUGGUUUGAAUAAUUCAGUCACUUUAUUUCUGUUUCAUCAGUUACUGAGUCAAAGUGAAAACAUGCAAAAACAGCUGAUUGGAUCAUGUGUACAACGCAGGAAAAAUCAGAUUUACUGAGUUUAUUCGUCUCUUUUUUACUCAUUGUAUCAGAAAAAUAUAUAUUUAUAUGUUUUUUUUGUCAAAGUAUUUCAAGCGAACAGUUUCUUAAAGUAUUAAACAGCUUUUCAGGAAAUUACCUGCUGCAGAGACAGUUUCAUGCCGAUUCAAGGUGAUGCAGAAAUGUUCAAUAACUUCACCUUGGAUGAGCGCCGAGUCGGUCUUAUUUCACACAUUAAUGUGGCGGGUAAUAUUAUAGUAAUAAGUUUGGUAUAAGUAUAUUUUCCAUGAAGUACCUUUUUAUUUAACUGUUUUAUCAGACGGAUGUUUCAGUAACGAGGCAUCUCAAAAUCUCACAUCUGAGAGUUUCUGUCUUUACAGAAAGACAGUUUGUUGUAUGUUGAGUUAAUGAACACCAAAAAUCAGACCCAGGUUUUCUGUGAUGAGUCAAAAAGUCUGAUGAUGGAAUAAGAAAAUGUCUUCUUAAAGUUUCUUGAUUUUAAGAACUUGACGUGUUUUUUUUCUCAGUUUUUACUCAUUAAAAAGACUUUCUGUCUGAUUUUUUUAAGUUAAUAUCUUGAAAUGAGACAUUUUUGGGACUUGUUUAGUGAAGGUGGUUUCAUUUAACCCUUAAAGAAAGAAAAGAGACAAAAAAAAACUUUAUUAAAACAUGUAUCUGCAAACUGACAAGUGUGCCAUAAAGCUCCUGUCUGCAACUUUCAGCUUGUUCCCACCUUGGCGCCCCCUGUGGACAACUGUGAUUUUGCAGCGUACAUGAGUAAUUUGUGUAUUCUGACAAAAAAAUCUCACCUUACUUUUUUAAAAGUCAAAUGUCGUGAUCGGACCUUUUUUUGUCCUUUUUCAUCAGUUUUACUUCUAGUUUAGUGUUGAAAAUCUCUCACUAGAGCUUUAAUGUAAAGAAAUGAGCCUGUCUUGUAUCCUCUAGUAGAGAAAUCUCAGAAAUCACGAGUCCUCCGCCUCGUCCCUGAUGGUCCUGUCAUAGAAAGUUGAAAUUUCAUCUUGUCUUUAUAAACACACGGCAAAGCGCCGCGGCUGCUUUUUUAAAAAAAGGGUUAAUUUGAUAUUGACUGAAAGAGCAGAAACAAAAGAGGCAGAGACGACGUUGUUGUUGUUGUUUGUCUCUGAAAUGUUUGUUUGUCGGCGCGCUGAAGCCGCCGCCCUCAUCGCGGAGUCUGUUUUAAGUGUGCCGGAGCUUUCAGUGGGCAGGGAGAGAAAUAAGUGGAGGACGUGUUUUUCUUUCUUAUCGUCAGAAAUGACUCUUUCUUGUUUUCUCUGUUAAUUCACUGAAAAUAACUGCCUACACAAACUCUUAAUGCAUCCCCAGACACUCACCGAUAUAAAACCCUAUAAAUAAAACACAAGUGUUAUUGUGACGACCUCAUAGCUGGCAUACUUAUCUCUGUUGUGUAGAUCUCCUUCUAUUAUUUACAUCCAUUAGAAGCAUCCUUGAGUGAAGUGCGGUUGGAUGAAACUCAAAGAUAACAUCGUCCACCUUUUUUUAAUUGAUAUCAGAAUUGGCAGAAGCUUCCUCGGCUGAUGUCCUUUUAGUUUGAAUGUAGAGACGGAUCCUCCACAUUAAACAUUCAACGUGAGCGUGAGACACUUUGAGGCCGAUGAAACAGAUGGACGUCUGAUUAGAGACAUCGCCCUUAUCGCUUUGAACCCCUCAGAUUUCCCGUUUUUUUAACAAUUAAAACAUCCGCCUCUAAUCAGCUGAUUGAUCGUAUUUUUAGACCUGAUUACAUACACAGUCGUUCGGUCUCUAACGUAUACAGUAUGUGUUUGCCGCCUCCUCCUCCGCACCAUCACACAGUUUGAUGUGUUGUACUCUGGAGUCCCCUCACCCACAUCGACGCACACAUGAGCCGGCCGGCCAUGCACCAAAGAAUCUGCAUCACUCUCAAGCUGUUUGUUAGUCUUUCAUUUCACUGGCCCUCAGGCUCCUCACACACACACACACAUAUACAUGCACGCACACGCACACACACUCUGAUGUCUCAUACAAAUGCAGACAUGGCGGCAGGAUCUGCGGUGAAUCGCAGUUUGCCAGCCUUUCAUUCUGCAGAAAAUCAAUCGGGCUUUGCAGGGCUCAGCAUUAGAUAGCGGCUCACAAGGUAAGCGAUUAUUGAAUCGUGACUUACUGUAUGGGGGAUUGUUUGCUAAAGAAGAAGAAGAAGAAGAAGACACUCGAGCUGUUUCAGAUUUAUCCUGGAAAAGUCACAGGAGCUCGUAGAUAAAUCUGCAGUUUCUAAGUGACGUUUUAUGAUCGAUUAAUUAACAAAUUGCUCAUCACUGAGUCUUUGAAGAGCCUGUUUAGUGCAGCUCAAGAGCCUGAUGUGAGGCCAUUGUUAGCAUGAGACCUAAUUUUGUCGCCUCUCUGCAAUGUCAUUAAGUUUCCCUCUCUCUGUAAUAAAUGGAGCGUCACAUUGUUUUUAAUGUUCUCGCACAAAAAAACGGAUGGCGGGGCGUCUCUGGGAAGGAAAGGAAAAGAGUCGUCUGCGGCGUUUUGUUGUUGCAAAGAAACCAAAUCCAAAACGAAGAGAGAGCUCUCCGGUGUCAUCCGUCACGUUCGAGGGUCGGACCCGGAUCCUUUCAGAGCGGCUGAUGAAGCCGAUCGAAAGGAAGAGGAAACGACUAAUUGUCAUGAAACGUGAGACUUGGUAGAGAAGGUAGAGAGGGUUUGGUUUGGUGUGCCACUCAUGAUCCGUGACCUCGGUGUGUGCUGACCUGAUGAAAGGACAGGAGAGAGAGAGAGAGAGAGAGAGAGAGAGAGAGAGCCAAGCAUGAAGACAAACACACCUCAGGCAGGAGGAGCAGUCUUCAUUGACAGCCCAGUAUUUGGUGGAGUUUGUAUUUAUCGCUUGAUCAGCCGCCUCCCUCCCUCCACGACUCCCCUGAGUUUUGAGUUCAGCCAUGUGAGGGGCUGCUGUACCCGAGGAGAGAGGAGAGAACCCCCCUCUCUCCACCUCCUCCUCCUCCUCCUCCUCCUCUUCUUCUUCGCAGUGUCUGCUUUAUAUUCUACAUGCCAGAGAGGCUUGUGUCCUCAGGCAGCAGCUAUGUCUUACCUGUUCGAGCCUGCUGGGAUUCCCUGUCCUCAUAAUUUUGUUUGGAUUUGAUGGAUGAUGGUUGAAAUACAGCGCUGUCAAAUAUUCCUGGUAUUUAUCUCACCUUGACGCACACACACACACACACACACACACAGGAGGCUGUAUUUUCCCGUGCACGUUGGAUUGCUCUGGGAGGGGGAUCUGGUGUAAUUCAGCCUCUCUUUGUGGCGUCAGUAUUAUCAACUCUCUCUCUCUCUCUUUCCCUGCAGGUUGAACGGCUCCCUGCCCAGUAAUGUGGAGAUCAAAAACAACACUCUCUUCUUCAAGGGGCCGGUGACCUACGACCUGGCCGGGACGUACCAGUGCGACGCCACCAACGGCAUCGGGACUCGCACCGGCAUCGUGGACGUCAACAUCACAGGUAGGUUUCUGGGGGAUGAAAAAAACGAAGCGGUCGCUGCCGUUCUCCGGCUCUUAACUCUGGCAUGGCUGGAAUCGAUACAGCACCCCGCAGAGGGUUUUGUAAAGCACCACCAGACCCCCAUUUCGCCCAAAUAAAGACAAGUCUUGCACGUGCACAGAGCAGCUGAUUGUCAGUGUGAAUUCAGCGCAGCUCCCACCUGCCCCGGCUGUGUGCCGGCCCCCUCCUGCUGCUGCUGAGAUGGAGGGGAAAAAAAGCCUGUUUGUGUAUCAGAAUGCAACAACCCCCACUACGAUUGCCCUACCUCGCAUCCAGGCACAUGUGUGGGAGCGAAAUAAAGCACGCCUAUUAUCAGCGCUUAAAAUAACAUGAAGGAGAAAUGGGGGUUUGAGGUGAGGGUGCUGUAUUGAUCAUAGUUUGCUUGCAUCACACUCACAUCUCUUCAAACAUGCUCCUCUGUAGUCGAGUUCGGCGUUCGCUCUCUUUCGUCUCCUCUUCUUCUUCUUCUUCUUCUGUCUUCUGGGGAAAACAAAAUGCUGAACAAAUCGGAAUCAGUUCCCUCGCCGCUCGCAUAAUUGUUGGCACACACGCACUGUGGUUCCUCUGGGUUGGUAUCCAGAGGAGACGAGAUUUUGUGCUUCAGAUGAACGUACGACAGAAGUGGGAAUCAGCUUCUAUUGGUCCCAGCUGUGUGUGUGUGAGUGUGUGAGUGUGUGUGUGUGUGUGUGACAGUUUGGCUCUGGUUGGACUGGGACGACUUUGUCCUCUCUGUCUCUGUGCGCCGCCUGCUCUUCCAGGGAAGCGGGUUAACUCUCCUCGCUUUGCAUGUUGACUCAUGUUGUGUCUGACGCGGCCACGCUCGGUGUGAAGCGAACAGCUGUGCCUUACAGUAUCAGCGCGUACCUUCCUGUUUCCUCUCGCUCACUGAGUAAAACUGGGACAAAGCGCCUUUGCAGGAUGUCGUGUCGUAACCUGCAUUGUGAGAGGUUGUCAAUGCAAAGUCGGCGGGAUAGUGGCGGGAUAAUAACAAUCUCAAAGGAGCGUGAUCGGUGUUAUGUAGUGAGGAAGUAAUCUGCGGUGAGGAAAUCACCCCGCGCCGGCUCCUGACGACAAACGUCUCUGAAAAAGCGAAACAAAGGCGCCGCAGUCGUUUUCUAUUCCUGCUUUUUCAUUGAUUGCUUAAAUUAAAACACUGCGCUGCUUUUGUCCCUGAAGUCUUUCUGUUUAUUCUCAUCGUUUGUUUGUAAUAAUUUUAUUCGGUGAGUGAGGUGAACGACGCGUGGGUACAUAAUGUGAGUGCAUUCACUUCCAAUUUGUCUGCAUUUAAGCGGCGGGUAUUUUUAGCUCCCGUUUGUGCGAAGACGGUUCGGCGGCAGAGUGAACUGAUCAAUCCUGAAGCUGUGAAAACAAUCUCGGCUCUCAGCGGGAGGCACUUGUUACUUCCUCUCGGUUUAAAUGUUGCAGUAAUUAAGACACUUGAUUGCUGUACAUUUAGCUUCUGCAAUUACGCAUAAAUACUGAGAUUUUGCACCCAGAAGGUUGUGAUUUUCGCUCCGGGUGGAAGAAGUGUGUACCAUCAUAGCGUUAUUUCUAAAAGCUACACGGCUCUCUGUGGUCUGUUGGAUUCAAGCUCGGAGUUUCACUCCCAAAUGGUCCCGAACAAGCCUUAAAAGCAUGUCGCCAGUUCCCAUAGUAACAGUGACAAGUUAGCAGGAGAGGAGCCAGCCUCCCUUCUAUAGCGCUUCGGCUCCAACAUGGCGCCCAGUCAAGUCGUUGGAGCUCAGAGCGGAGGACAGAGCUGCAGGUGUAACAGAGAUCCCUCACAGAGGAUCAGGAGACGUGCGCGCCGGCGUGCGCUUUGCUGAUGUUGUGAAAUGUUAGCAUGUUCCUGUCUUAGUGCAGCCGAGUCAGCGUUAUCCCUCUCUGAGAAUACAUACAAAACACAGACCCAGCUGGUGGGAAAGUCUCCUAUCAGUCAUGACAACAGCAGCGAGAGUCCGUCGGAGGUGAACUUGAGGGGCGGACGCGGCGUUUCCUCUUAAUUCUUUGAUGUGCUCUGAGCAGCCUUGACAUUGGCUGAGCAUAAUGACCCGGUGGUGGAGGUAUAGAGGUACGCCGAUGCUUCAUUAACUUCAGAGAGCGUCUUUGUGCCUCCCAGCAGCCUCAGACAGGCCCGGCUGUGAGGAGGCAGGUGAGAGAGCUGGCAGCUGGCUGCUGUUCAAGGCUGCAGCAGAGGGCCGCCGUAACGUUAGAGAAGUGUUCUCUCUCUGCAGAGAGGGAAGGUGACCAGAGCGGAGAGCUGCAGCACGCUUUCUAAAAACACAGAGAAACAGCAAUAGUGUUAAAAAAUGAUGAGCAACACUUUAAAGGGACAGUCUGUGGGUUUUUGGAGGGAGGUGAUUUCUAUUCAGGGUCGGCUUAUCAGCUCUUAAGUUCUUCAACUGGACAGUUUGGGGGGUGAAAAUGUGCGUACAAACAAAUAUUAGACUGUCUUAACUAGGGAUGCACCGAUCUGAUAUUUGGAUUGGAUAUCGACAAAUGAACUGGAUCAGAUAUCUGAUGAAUAACACCAAUCCAGAGUUCUGAUCCAGUCUUUCUUUUUCUUUUAAUUAAUAUCAAACAAAGGAACACAGUGAUUCUGUUUGCUCUAUAUUCUACGUCUGUCGAUCCUUUUCCACUAAAUGUUCACAUCUUACUUCUUUUACUGUGUGCUAAUGUGUAAUUUGUUAUUUGUUCAUAAAUAAUAUGAAGUAAAUUUGUAUCUAUUUUAGUUUGCUACCUUUUUUUUUAACAAGGCUAAUGUCAAACCUGCUGCCUUCACUCACAGGUUUACAGUUCAUUCAUUCAACAGUAGGAUCAGAUCUGUAUCGGAUAUCGGCCGAUACCCUCAGCACAGAUAUUGGAUUGGAUUGGAAGGAAAUGGAUCGGUGCAUCUCUAGUCUUAACAGUUGGGACAUCCAAUAUCAUACAGAAUCAAAUCUGUGGAUACAUGAUGGAUUUUCCAAAACUUAGGUCUCAUUCAUCCACGCCCUCCUUCUUCAAUGUGCCCUCAAAUAUUAAAGAGUGCAGAGUUUCUAAAUGCAAAGUCAAGACAAGCUACAGUUUGGAGAUUUAUUGGACGACUCUUAGUGUCCCGGUUUGCAAGCAGAAAGAAGAAUAAAUGCAAAGUUAUGAGAGCAUCGCACAGUUUUAGUCUGAUUGGAGCUUCUACCUGGAGGAGAAAUCUGACGACUCUGAAAAGUUUACGGGUAUUUUAACGGUCCAGAUUGAGUCGUGGAUUUUUUCUAACUCUGACUGUCUCUCCAAAGAAACCCGGUUGGUUGGUGAGGUUCUCUCUGAACUUGAAUCUAACCAAAAAUUAAUUUUGAAACUCUUCAGAUAUGACUCGUUUAACUCUGUUUUGUCACUAAGUAUGGCCUGAUGUUACCAUGUUAUGUGGUACAUAUCGCUGGUUCUGGCAGAUAAGUCCAACUUCUAUAGACUGAAAAAUCUUCCCUGAGGUUAAAGUCAGGAAAAAAAGCUGAAUCUGAAAUCCCGUGACGUACUGAAUUCCAUGAAUCUCCAACAUUUGGAUCCAGUUCUUGAGUCAGUCUUUGCUCCUCGAGUCAGUCCUUCAGGUUUCAUCGUGGGUCUUGCAGGAAACCGUAUCAGUGACAACACAUACGCCUCUUUAAAAAGCUAUCAAGCGUUUUAUUCCAGCUUCCCGCUCGGCUCUGUCACCAUGAGGACCAUAAGAUAUAUUCUAAUGCAGGACUACCAGCAGCUGCAUUAUGCAUGGAUAAGGAAGUAACGCUCUUUGUUUCCAUUUUGAAGCCGAUGUUUAGAUUGACACAGCAAUAUACACCUGCCAGAGAGACGGCGCUGCUGCCUCUGUCAGGAAGAUAAAAUGUCAAAUGUGACAACUUGUUUGUAGCGCAGAAAAGCCAUUUUCUCUCUCUGGGAAACAUCACUGAUGGAGCACUUAAGAAAAGCACAUUUUAAUCAAGCUCCUCACUUUUCAUGGACGGAUUUGCGGGGGCUGAAUAACUGUCACCUCGCCAGAUAGCCGGGCCACGGAGCACCUUGUUUCAAUUAGUUUGGGGAUAGCGUUUGCGGUGGAGACGGCAUCGACUACGGUGAGCCAUGUGGGCCAAGAUGGUUUUCUCGGAAGACGUGCGUUCAGAAGAUACGGCCUCUCUUGUCAGAAUCUAAUGAAGCACUUUCCUAUUUUAAUCAAUCCUCACUCCUGGAAAGAGGAGGUGAAGGAGGAAAUAGGAGGGAAGGAGAUGAGCUUCACGACGUUCACAGUCCAGAAAUCUCCCGAGGGAAAGUUGACAAGUUGUCACAUCAGAUUAAUUAGUAAAUUAUCAGCAGCCAUCAGAGGUGUGGUUAAAAUAAAAAAACGAAACUCUAAAAGCCCUCAAAGGAAAGUUAUUUCUGAUGAUUUAUCGGCCGGUCAAACUGCGACUCCUCGUAAAAUCUUUCAGCCACAGGAAGAGCGCUGAAUAAUGUGGUUAAAACCUCAAAGAUCCCCCUCUACUUUGGAGAGCACAAUCACUCUUUCAUUAAGAUAAUCAGCUUUUCCACCAUCGCUCUCUGUUUCCGCGCUCCAAACAAAUCGAUGCUGCCAUUUUAAAGUUCUCUGCAAACACAUGAUGAAUGGCCUUUUUGUCGGGAUGGCCUUACAAUUAUGUCAUUAUCACCCCUGAGAACGCCGAUAUAUACGCGGCGGCGGCGCCUUCUCUCUCAGGGCAUGUGGGAAAGUUUCUCGGAGUGAAUCAGCACAUUCGCCGCAGACAUAAUUUGUUUACUCUCUCCAGUAAUUAUUGAAACUUGAUUAGAUAUUUUUCAACCUUGACUCGGCCACACAGCGGAGGCUAAUCUUUGUGAGACGGGGUCCGGGUGGAGUCGAAGACAAUGCAUAAUUCCUGCCACAUUAGCCGGAUCAGCUGUGAAGGAUAAUAUCCGAUCAACGCGGGGUCAACCAGUGUGUGUGAACCGCGGGGUGAUUCCUCUUUCACCCUCCUUUGUUAGAGCUGCAGCUCAGGAGAGCAGAGGUGCAGUCAGCUCUGCCACAGGCCCUUUUAACCAGCCGGGUUAAACCGGAUAGAGUGAGAGCGCACUCUUCGAUUUAGCAAGAAAGCGUCAGGAUGGAUCCUUCUAUAAGCACAGGCACCCGGCGCCAACAUCUGUUCACGCUCGCCUGAACAAGCAAUACUCGCUCCUGUGUGGGAAAGUGGAGUUCAGAGAGAAGGGGGAAAAAUCCUAACCACACAGACAGUCCAGAAGAAAUCUAAAUAAAUAAAUAAACGCGUCCAUGUGACUGAAAAGAAGACGCUUCAGUGAUUUGGGGAGUUUAGCCGGAGAGGUAAAGUGGAUUUGAGAAACGGGGUAGAGGUGGAAGAGAGGGCAGGACGCUGUUUACAUGACUUUAUGUAACAGCCUGUACCGACUCAUAGCGCCUGUCACUUUCUUCACCCUUCAAAUCCUGCUGUUCAAUGAUGAGUGAAGACAGAGGAGGCGCACAGAGGGCCGAGAAUCCUCCAGAAGCACUGUACCUUAUUUAUGUGCUAACUCUAUCUUUAUUGCUCACAUUACUAUUCGGGGCAAAUGAGGCCACAGCCGACAACAUUAGCAGUGUCUGUAUAAUGAUUCCAAAUACUUGCCACCAGGUUGGCAGGCAGCAGCAGCGGGUUGUUGGCAGAUCUGAUGGGAGCUUUCUCAGCAUAAAUUUGAAUUAGUGAGCCAGAGAUUUAACUCUGAGCUGAUAGAAGAUGUUUUAACUGUCCUCAAAACUUAUUACAGCCUGAACUGGACACCAAACACACAUUUUACUGUUGCAGUAUCAGAGUAAUUGAAUUUAUGCAGCCAUAACCACCCUUCAUAAGACAUUUAUCCUCUUUAAGACAAGCGUCGGCCCCUUUUUCCAAUAUAUUUUUUCUCUAAAAAUCAAUGUGUGGAUCCCUGUCCUUUCCCUAAGAAUAAACAGCUUUAAUCCGGUCAUUAUAGGACACUAAAUCAUCCCUGAACACAUAAAUGAAGGUUCAGUGGUCGCACCUGUCACCCCACCCUGUCAAAUCCAGCGUCCUCUCUCUUUGAAUGAUCGUCCUUUGGUUUGCUCUCGUGAUUGAUCGCUCGCUUUUUGGUGUCAGAGUGAAAUACCUUCAAUCGAGGACGUGAUGGGACCAUUUCAUGGGACUUUAAAAGGGAGGCUUUGUAACAAGAACCUCACGCACGCUCUCAUGCACUUUGCGCCUCCUCCCCGUCUCUGCAGGCACUAGUUUUAAAGAGGAAAUAAUUUGCAGGAGCAUUUGAGGAAAGCAAACAUCAGCAGUGCAGAGACUGACAUUCAGAAUUACCUAAAUGUCAGCAAUCAGUGAUUUUCAGGCUGAAUUUUCAUAACUUUGGGCUUGAGAUCAUUUAAAGAGGUCGUGUUUUGCAUUUUUCAUUUUCCAAUCAGGAUGAAUUUUGUCAGACAGAAGUGCUUUUUGAAAGCGCUGAGUUCUGUUUGACAGUAUUGAUCUGUUCGGAGAGUUCUGUGUGCAUAUGAGGAAUACUAACUUAUGCAUAUAUGAAAGAGGAGGCAGGGAGAGAAGCCGCAAAGACCCCCCAGCAUCAGUAACAACACAUUAGAGGGGGAUAAAGUCCUGUCACCUAUCCUCAAAUUUUAGGUUAGGGGAGACCGGGGCUUGUUGUCACACUUCUUCUUGGAAUUAAUACAUCAUAUUUAAACAAAACAUGUACAAGAUGAAACAUCAAAGUCUCAGGUAUAUACGUAGUAUUCAUGUCACAUGUGACAACUAACCCAAAAUGACUGAGACAUGUUACCCUAAACUUCCACGUUUGCUAAUUCUAGCUUUAGCUUAAAACAGAAUAAUGACUGAGGUAUGACAGGAUGCCUUGACCUCUUCUCUAACAAGUCCACAUGUUUCACUGCUGGGAUUUUUAUCUGGAAGAAGAUUAUUUUAAAAUAUAUAAAGUUAAUUUUUUUUAAUUUGGGUUGUGCGAAGUGGUUAAUUGAUGUUCAUUUCAGACAGGACACGCCCCCUGAAGAAAACUAGUAUUCCUCAGGUGACCAUACGUCCUCUUUUACCCGGAUUUGUCCUCUUUUGUCCGGCUUUGUCUGGGGGAGUUUAUAAAGUCCCUCAAAUUUUUGCGGUUUUGUACGGAAGUUUUGAGUUUGUGUCAUGUGGACUUACUGAGUUAGAAAAACUCAAAAUCAACUACGUACAACUCCAUGACUCCGCCCCCUCAUACUCGUGUCACCCCAAGUAUUCCACUUUUUAGUUGCGCCCUCUGAUGGUGAAGAUAAUUGUGAUGUGACAAUUUACCCAAGCCCCGGUUUCCCCUAAAUGUUGGACAUCAGUAACAAACACAGUGAAGUUUUGAACUGAGUUUGAAAUGUUAGAGUAGUAUUGCAACAAUGGAAGAGGCUUCUGGAAGGCUGAACUGCAGCGUUUCACACCGAAGCUGGAAUGAGAGUUUUCAAGGGCGCCAGUCAGAGAUAAGUUCGAGAAUAUUCUCAGCUGUAAAUCGUGUGAAACUGCUAAAAAAAACUCUCGAGAAAGUAAAGCAGUUGUAGAUUUGCUGCUUGUCAAGUUCAACAUGUUCAGUUUGGGAUUUACUGAGUGAACUGACCUCAGAUAUACAACAACAACAAAAGUCUUAUCAAAGCCGUACAAGGUGAGAGGAAACACUUGUGAGAAAUAACAGUAAAACCCGCUCUGAUCUCUGUUUCUCCACAGCGGCUGCUUUCUCUUGUCCUUGUUCUGUCUGCUUUAGUGUCCUCUAUUAAAAAUGUUUUAUUCUCUUCCUCCCCGGUCUCCUCAAACCCCAGACAACUGUAAAUAACAGUGGGUGUUGAUGGCACGCUUCAUUUUUAUCAGUUGGGGAACAGGCGUGCUCGCUCCCUCUGUCAGCGGCAGGUCUGUCGGUUCCCAGAACAUGAUAGCGCUCCGAUCGCUUUGUGUGAUAAAAACUUGGGACACGGCAGCGAGAACAUCCCCGAAUAAAACAAGUACCACGCCGUAUAUAAGUGACAUCUAACAGCAGAGCUGCUCCAUGCAGCCAUUUGUCUCUUUCUCUUCCCUGACAGAGACAGGAGACAUUAUGAUGUCGGCUUUGCUGAGGCUCCCCCAGCGAUGUGAAAUUUGUUUGUCUUUGCUUGUCAUGGUGGAGUGUGUCUCAAUCUGUGCGUUAUAGCAUAUUGCUCUGUCGCCUUCUCCCAUCGGCGCCUGCAUUAUUCAUAGAUCCAAAGGCCACGCAUGUAUACCUUGUAUAUCAUCGCACCCUUACUUGAAGCUGUCAGGCGGCGUUUCUAUUCAGUGUCUCGCUCUCUUGAACUUUCAGAUCUUCAAACCUGGAAGGCUUCUGGUCUUCGGGCUGUUAGAGCAACUUUCCUGCCCCCACGUCUUCACUACAGGAGGGGCUGCUGGCUGCUCAGAUCCUGCCAAGAAUACAUCUCAUUAUCCAAAUGAGGCAUUAGCAUGAGCUGCUCCUGCGCUCGCACACUAGGCCGCCCCAUAAAGCCUCUGCUGUGCGGUGCUGUGCCAGGGAAGCGGUGAGGGGGAAGACAUUGUGGCUGCAGCUCUUUUUGCAUAAAAUAGAGGAAAAGGAGGGGGUUGGUGCUCAGUGUGUAAAGAGGUCUAUUUUAUUUGGAGAGGAAGAGAUGGCUCGGCUGUGGGAGUGAAAUGGGAAUGUCACCAGGGGAGAGCAUGUGAGAGCAGAGCAGCUGAGAUCGUAGUGAUUUAUCUUAACAUUUUGUUUCUGCAUGGCUUGCUGUUUCUGCUCUCCGGAGGAUGUGCAGGGGUAGAGGGAUGUGGCAGACAGAUGGAGCAGAGGGAUUGGCUGAGCCCCUUCAGCCUCAGCUCCCGCUCCUCCUCCCGCUCGUCCUCGCUGUCCACCCGUGUGGUGUUGGAUCUGUCACGCCUCCCUGAGAGCCUGAUGAAGUAGGUCAGACGCUGUCCCAGGGUCUGACCACUGGCUCCAGAGCUGCUGCUGCUGUUGUUGAUGCUGAGCAGUGAUUCACUCAUUACACACACACAGACACACACACACACACACACACAUGCACAUGCACAGCUCCAAAAUAACAACAACAAAAAGAUAUCUAAAAACAACAAGAGGAAAAGCUGAUGUAGGACGGUGUAGUAAACAAACACGGGCCGACCUCUCCUGGCUUACCGCGGCGCACUCACAUGCAGAUUUGUUUUGUGCGUGUGUGUUGACCUAAUAACUCAUCCUUACAGCACUUUCACUUAGCAGCUCAGCCACAUGCAGGCUAACAGGGGAGUGGAGGGAUGCAUCAGUAAUGGUUCCUUAUGAGCAAACAGGAGCAGCAUUGGUGUUCGGGAGCGCCGAUGUUAAUAUUCAUUGCUCAUUAAAGGUGCAUCAAGAAUGAUUACUCUAUUUAUUUUGCAGAAUCACAAAUUCAGAUUCACAGAGAGUCUUUUCAAAAACAACAACAAAAACAACCACGGGUCUAAUAUGUCCAAUUUCAGCUCAGUUUAGAAAUGAUUCCAUGUUCCAGGUGGGAGAUAUGAGGAGGCAUGUUUGCACACGUCAGCCCAGUACAGUAGAGAGCAGCUACAAUAAACCAACGUCAUCUGCAAACUGGUAAUGAUGUCCAACCCACCAAAUAAAAACAAAUGAAUGAGAGAUGUGACCUCAAUGAAGUGUAGAGAUGCAUGCAAACGCAAUAUGUCAUCGACCAAUCACAGUCGAGCAUGUGGUCAUGUAGCCUCCAUUUGCACCAAAACAGGAUGUGAUUUUUACGCUUUUUCUACGAACAGUCCAGAAUUAGUUUAUCGUGUUUGUGCAGAACUAAUUUCGGCUUUGCACCCUCCUUGAAUCUCUGACCCUCCUCUCCCUCCCCCGGGUGGUGCAGAUGACAGCAUGUCAUCAGCAAAGAGGUGUAUUUUUGAUCCGAGGUCUUUUAUAGAAACUGAGAACAGAAGGGGGUCCAAAACAGAACCCUGAGGGACACCCGUGAUUUGAAAAGAAAUCGAUUGCCAAGCGGGGUACGGAGCUUAUAUGACCAUUUUAUAUCUACAAGGGCGCAGAAGGUGUUUCUUUUAGAGCACAAAUAUUUUCCAAUACCUGUAGCUGCUCUAUUGAUGUGGAUGCUGUAGCCUUGCUUAUUGCUGACUGUAUUUAAGCUACAAAUCCCCAGAAAUAUAAUUCAGAGACUGUUGAUGUUGUGAAUCUUUGCUCCCCAGUGGAGGCCAAAAAAGAAAAAAAAACCUGUCAGAGAUUAGGUGCUGUUUCUGCUCCUGAGAGAUGAAAACAAAAAUCAGCCUCUGUUUUCCCUGACAGGACGACCCCGCGAGUCUCUGCAUGUUCACGACACGCCGCAGAUGAUGUCAGCGGUGUUUUGAUGCCGGUAUUUCACUGACUAAUCUCCCACCGCACAUCCUGUACCUCUUAUCUGUUUUUUUUUUUUUUACAGAGGUCUGAAUUUGAAUUAGUAGUCUGCAGGUUUUAAUAGUGAAAAAGGAGUUUACCAAUAUUUGAAGCGAGUUUAUGCGUCUGUAAAAUCGCUGAUAGGGAGAGGUAAUGUGUUGACAAACGGAGAGGAAUGGUAGAUAUUGGAAGAGAGGGAGUGCGAUAGGGUGAAAAAGAGCUUUGCCUCGGCUGUGGCUCCCCCGGGCGGCAUGUUAAAUUCCUGUCAAUGAUAAGCUUUUAUUCGUUGUGGCAGCAUUACAUUUCCAUGACUUCACAACCACUGGCGAAUUCAGACAGGGGAGUAAUGAGGAUCGUUGGAAAUCACCGAAUUAAUGCAUCUUCGCCGAUUGUCUCCCUCAUUAUGCCAUUCUUUAUUCGCCAUUGUUGCUCUCCAUCCUCUCACUCCGUCUUCUCUUCUUCCUCUCCGUGUUGCCACUCCUCCGCCCGCUCUUGGAGCAGCCUUUCAUUUUCUUCUCAUCCUCUGUUGUCAGCCGCUUGUUCCUCAUUUAGUCAGAUUAAAAACACCACUCCCUGCACCGCUCUUUGAAAUCCUCUCUCAUUUUCCCAACCUCUGUCAUAACACCUCGUCCAGGUGAUUGCGCCAAGACUCAGGAAUGUUUGAACCCGUCCUCUCUCCUCCCGUUUUCGUGUGCAGACACGACUGAACACACCCAGAAACCUGCAGGACACGGUCUGAUACAGUGUCCUUCAGUUUAAAGGCCCCCCCACCUCACUGUAUCUGAAUAUUUUCCACUGCAGGUUGUUUCCUGCUCCACUUUACUCCACAACAAAAGAAGCCCUGCUCUGAUAAGGACUCUAGUGUGUCCUUAACCACAGAUCUAUACCUGAUGUGUCAUUUCCACCUGCAGCUGGUGGGCCUUCAUGCAUUUGUUUCCUUUAACCACUCUGAAAUGACUCAGAGGAAAACACUCAUCCAGCUUUGAAAGGAAGGGAUUUUGUCACUUAAAUGUUUGGAGGGAGUGAAUCAUCUACUUCACCCAGGCGGAUGUGAGAGUUCAGAGAAGUAUGAUGAACGCCACAUAAAUAGGGAUGAAAAUCGAUAAGCAGUUCCCAGUGAUUCUAUUACUAAGAACUGUUUGUUCGCCUCAUUAAUGAUUCUGCUUAUUGGUUCCUCUUAAGUCUCUGUGUGAUGACGUACGCGAGAAGUGUGUUUCGGUUCAGAACUUUCAAGUGUGGCAUCGAAGCAAAAGCACGGAAAGGCUACCGGGGCUACGCCAUGUUAACCCUCUUUCACUAUAUAAAUACUCUCUGUCUGCUUAAAUUACAUUUAGCUGACGAUGACUGCCAGAGUCAUGCUAGCUUAAGAGGCUGCAGCAUGUAGCUCUUGCGCACCUUUGGCAGCCUCUUUCAUCGAGGCCCAAGGACCCUCAUGUCUUGCAAGGUACACAAAAACUGCAUUAGGCCACUGGGCCCCUCAACAUCAGUGAAGUAACUCAGCUAAACUUUUUUGCUAGGGUUACAUAAGAAAUUAUUUGUGCUUGGAUAUGCCAUUGUUCGGAUUCUAAUUACUUGGCCCUCUGAAAAGGCUAGAAGGAAGCACACUGAAGGUAUAACUUGUGUUUGUACUUGGUCUUUAUUUUUUGACCACACAGCUGACAGAGGUCAUAAACCUGAAAUGAUGUCUUCUCAUGACUGAAGUAAUGAAUUGCAGUAAACACAGCGACCUAACUGAUUAAACCAACAAUCACAGUUCCAACAGUAGCAGAUAACAUUACAAGAUAAAUGCUAACAACAGCCAGCUUAGCGCUAGCGUCAAAUGCUAAUGAAGUUAGCCUCGCAUGCUAAUCGGGAGCUAGCGGAAAUGCUAACGCUAGCUAGCGGCGCUAAUCAGACGCUAAAAACACUCUUCCAGGACUGUUUAACAAUGAAAUAAGCACCAAUAUGUUAUAUUUUUACAAGCUACACAUUAUUAUCAUGCUAUUUCUUAGCUACAGCUUAGCAAUGGGCUGUGUGCUCCUGCUAAAACUCGGACACAACUGCCGUGAUCAAUAACACCAGAAGUUACGCAGACUUUUCAAAAUAAAAUGCAGAGGUACAAAACUCUUCAAGAAAUCACUCAAAGCUAUGAAUAAUCAUUAAAUAAUGAAAGUCUUUAAAUAUCUUCUGUCCAAAGGUGACAUUUUUAAAGAGUUAAUGCCAACAAACCCAUUUAGAUUAUCUUGUGGACAGGUUUCUUGUGUACAAACAAUACUAGGUGCGCGCAACCAUGGGGCCAAAACCUGCUUCAGAGUGAACUGAUGUCAAUGAAGAUCCUGUAUUGUUUCAAAGUUCUCCCUGAAAACAAUUGCAAUAAAAUGUGAUUUCAUUGAAAAAUCACUUUGUCUUUCAUUAUAUCAAAAUCAGAAAAACACUGAAAUGUCCAUGAAUUUCACUCAAUUUACCAGGUUGUGACGUUGUUUUAGAUUAUCCUAAUAUCAGGAGCAGGGUCGGAAUGUGUGCCGAUUUGAUGCCGAUUCGCACAGUUUACAGCACAACAGCUCCUUGUCAUUUUCUUUAUCUGUUGACUGCGCUAUUAAACAAAUAGGAAGUGUCCCGCUUUCUGCCCCAAGGCUGUGUGCGCAUACCUGGAUGACAUCAGUGAGCAUCGAUAAGGAAUCGUAACAAUAAGCAGCAUCAAUAAUGAACUUGCUGAAUUCUUAACAAUUCCCCUCCUGACAUGUAAAUGUUCAUGUCAGGGCGCACAGAAAGCUGCUGUGUUUCAUGUUUUUCCUCACCUGUAUGUAUCUAUCAUACCUCCAGGUUGAAUUAUAGCCUUUCAUGGCACAUCCUGGCACCUUAUUAAUCUCAAUUGUACAUUUGUGUCAUUGCAACUCAAGGUUAGUGCAGGAUCUGCAUAUUCCCGGUGUGGUGUUAAUAGACACUGUCUCCCUUUGUUGCCUCAAACAGAAACAGGGCUGCUGUUUUGCUGCUUUGAGCUCUUUUUUUAUCUUUCUGUUGGCAGGUGUUGCCGGUAGUGACGGCUUGCCUCUUCUCUUCAGUGCUGUCAAACACCCAUCAAACCCCAACCCUUCCAAGUGUUGUGUUAUUAGUGCUCCUGUAAUGUGAUUAGUGUGCGCCACAGCCUCUCUAAUUUCACACACUCGCAGCGCAGCGGCCACACAAAGCCGCCGUGCUGCAGAAAUGGAGAAUAUUUUGUUAUCUUCCUGUAUGCACAAGGCCAGUGGGCAGACUGGGGAGGAGGUGUUGUGACGUGACCUUGCAGAGGGAUAAAUACCGAGCGGGAUAACACGGUGAGAACAGGCAGUCCCCUCGGCCAAAACAGCUCCCUGCAAAAUAAAAGCUGUUUGUUCCUCAGCUGCACUAAAGUGAUCUGAUCGGAGCUCUUCCUGGUGUUUGUGCCUUUAAAACACCUCCAUUAUAGAGGUGGAGCUGCGUGAACUCCACAACUCCUCCCUCCAUCGCCUCUGUAGGAAAACAUCUUCACAUCUUCUCUGUCAGAAACGGAUUUCUGCAGCGUUCGACCGUAAAAAUACCUGAAAUUUACAGCAGCUUUCAUGUCUAUAGUUUGUCUGGACCAUAACAUUUAGAGUUGGCAUUUAAGUUCUUCAAAAAGAGUGUCAAAGGUGGCGUCACCUGAUCCUUUAUAGAAGUGGAGCACCUCCAAAGGCUCUCUAGUUUAGUUUUAAUGGACUAUCCUCGUGUUUUUUGUCAGGAGUAAAUAUUGAGCCUCGGGAACCUUAAAAGUCCGAGUCAAAAAGCUGCCUAAUUAGACUGAAGUGGAGGGAGGAGAACAACACCGAGGCCAACAGUCCAGUCCUCUUAGUUAUGCAAAUCCUUGAGUCCAACUAUUACAUUUGUCUGGAUUUAUUUCCAGUUUAAUUUGGUCAGGAUAGCUCGCUCGUGUCCCAAAUGUAAUUUCUGCGUCCUUGGCACAUGCUUCUUCGUCUUUUAACCAACUUUUAGUCCCUCCAGUAAACAAACAAACAAACAAAGGGCGGUGUAAAUAAACCGUCAUCGGCUGAGGUUAUAGGGAAAGUGAUGAGAGCGAGUACAGGUCGCAGCAGACGGAGGCGGUGAAAGGUAGAGGAGAGGAUUACAGGUAAACCUUCUCCCCUUUCUCUUCUCCUCUUCCUCAAUCCUCUGGAUUUUCACCCUCUUUGGACUUGGUGGGAGGAUGUGUUUCUGAGCAGGAGUGACCUGGCUCUGCUCUCUCAUUCAUGUGUGUAAUGAAGGCCUGUGUCUGAAUAAUCCCAUUAGGUGGUCAGAUUAAAACCUGAGCUGAUAUUUGAGACUGUGCCCGGCGCCGCUUUAGAAAUUGGAGAGCUUUGCUGUCAGCUCCGGGAAGAAAGGAUGCGGCCGAGGAGCGGCUGAGGCGGGUGAUGUGUUUGGGAGGUCUGUCCUUUCGGGCUGAUAGGCUGCUUUUGUAAUUAAAGGAAGGAGGAAAGCUUCAGAAGCUUCUUUACCCUGACUGAUAGCAUCCUCUUCCACCAGAGCUCUGCAGAAAUGUAUUAAAUCCACCCCGAGCGUGGUCUCAGGGCGAAAUCAAACCGUUUAGGACGACCAGAUCUGGAUAUGAGAAAAACGUGUCUUUCUGAAAUAUUAAUUGUGCAUCUCUUUGCAUCAUUCAGAUAAACUCUGACUAAGUUUGAUGAUGAUGUUCCUCGCUCUCUCUGUCUCUUCUGGUUGCAUAAAGCACACGUACUGUAGGAGUCUGUGGUUUGACCUGCGUGAACACAAAGCUCCUUCCUUUCUUUCUUUCUCCCUCAUUGUCUCUUCUCCUCUGCAGUCCUCUCCCACACCAUUUGUUUAGUAGCUGCUGUAACUCUUUGUUGUAUUUUCUCUCUUAUCUGUGGAGGAUUCAGCGCUCGCUAUUGAAGUUAAAUGCGCCUCUGCUGUGCGGGUUUAGACAUGCACUACCUGAGCGCCUCCAGGCUUUGAUCAGGUUUCAGAUAAAACGCUGCACUGGAAGGAGUCCUGCACGUUUUUUUGUAGCUGUAUGUUUAUGUUUUUGGACCUGGUUAGGACGGUGUAUCUUCCUGUUCAUGCUCUCUAACAUGACUGCAGAUUCUGUUUCGUAUCUGACAAAGCUGCAUAACUUUCCAGCGUUUGAAGGAGAAAUCCUCCCGACUCUGGCGUCUCGGUUACUUCUGUCUCUCUCCGCCAUUAGUCACUGUCAGCGUGUUCUCGAUUAGAGCUCAUCUCUUUGGAUAAUUCUUCCUCUAUCUGCGCCGUACGUCCUGAAUAAUACAGACUCUAAUUCUCAUUUUUGCUGUCUGCUCUGCUGCCUGAAUAGAAAAGCUCUCCUGAUGCAUCAUGGCUGCUGAUUAUCAUCUCUGGCGGCGUGCUUUCAUUUCAUUACCGCCACGCUGAUGGUUGUAUGUUGUGGCGUCUUGUUUCUCGCAGGACUGUGCGGCUCUUUUUCAUUCGACUAAGUUGAGAGUAUGAACUGAUGCUUUUAAGAAGUUUUCCCUCAGACAGAGUGGAGCUGCUGCUGCUGCUGCUGCUGCUGCUGUUGUGCAUGCCAACCAAACUUUAAUCUCCUCAGUCUCUCUCUCUCUCUCUCUCUCUCUCUCUCUCUCUCUCUCUCUCUCUCUCUCUCUCUCUCUGUCUCGCCUCUUUGACGCUCUUGUUUGUGGACUGGCUGUUUAUUUCCUGUCUGAUGAUGAUGAUGCUGCAUGUGUUUGUAAUUAACCGAGUCUCUCGAUCUGUCGCUGAGGUCUGUGUGGGGUUGGGGGGGUUCUGUCGCAGGGCGGGGGUCCUUCCUUUCCCCUUUACUUUUCCGUCCUUGUCUCCCUUACUUCAUCUUUCCUAAAAAAAAAAAAAAAAAACUGCACCUGCACAAACGCACCUCCUCCCACCAGAGCACUGACACACUCCCUUCCAUCUGUCUUUUCCUACCCAGAAUUCCCUAACAACCCGCCAACUGAGAGCGAUGAGAUCACGAAGGAGCAGCACAAUGCUGGUGCCGCCAUCGGGGGCGCAGUUGGGGGCGUCGCGCUCUUGGGCGUGGCGGCCAUACUGCUCUUCGUAUUCCUGCGCCGUCGCCAGCGCACCUUCAAAGGAGACUACAGCACCAAGAAACACGUGUUUGGGAACGGGUACAGUAAGGCGGGCGGCCUGCCCGCUCACCCCCCCAUCCCUAAGAACCUGCAGUACCCCGACGACUCGGACGACGAGAAGAAACCCACCCAGAUCGGCGGUCCCGGAGGGUUUGAGGCGGGAGAGCGUGAUUUUGAUGGCGAGCAAGAGGACCUGAAGAGGCCCUAUUUUACGGUGGACGAAGGAGAGAGCCGAGAUUAUGACGAGCGGACUCUGGCUUUCCAGUAUGACCCUGAAUCUGAGAUAGCCGAUGAUAUGAUCUCUCAAACCGACGGCUCUGUCAUUUCCAAGAAAGAGUGGUAUGUGUAG